UGCUCGCAUUCUCAUCCACACCUUACAAUAAUUUAUACCCAUGUUGUAAGUGACUUAUUGAUUUCAAAAUGGCGAGCUACCAACACCAAAUAAUAGGCUUGGUCCGAUAGUGAGACCUAGCGACAGGAAAUGAGAGCCCGGUUGUUCUUGGUGUUGGCCUAGACGCAAAGGGGCUCAUAAUAAAUAUGGCAGUUCUGUUAAAAAACCAGAUAUUAAAGCAUCUUUCCAAGUAAGCGCACAAUUGAUUAGUUAAUUUUAUUAUUUUAAAUUAGGAUCCAAGCUAUCUUUAAAACUUUACUUUUACUUCUUAUUAUUAAUGUUGAAUAAUUAUGAUUAUCUAUAUUAAUAUUAUUAAUUAUAUAUAUAUUUUUUUAUUAUAGUAUAUUAAUAUAAAUAUAAUAAAUAAUAUGUCUUCUUAUUUUAUAGCAGUGUAUAAGUAUUAGCACUUAAUUAGGGCAUUAUUAAUAAAUUAUAUACUAUUAAUUAUUAAUUAUAUACCAAUGCCAAUAUCUGAAUAUCUAAAACUAAAAAAAAUUAUCUAUCGGUUGUACCAACUAUUACUGCUAUUAGUAGUAUUAUUUACAGUUACAGACAGGGCCUAUGCUACUAUGCUAAAAAUAAAAAAAAUAGUAAUAAUAAUAAUACUAAUGCCAUUUUACUAUUUAUAAAAGGCUCUACCUUGCAUGACCUGUUAAAGGACUAUUAACAUAUAGGCCUAAUUUAUAAUGAUAUGAAUAUGAGUAUGAGUAGAGUAGCAAAUUAUAGUAUAGAUAAUAAAAGUUAUAAGUCUACUACUAUGACUAAGAUCUAUACAGUUGAUAACAGUACUAAGACUUGCAUCCUACUCAAAUAUGACAAAUAUCUACCACACUACUGAGAAUAAGUAGUAGGCCUAUAGUCUAUAGGCCUACUACUAUAGUUAUAGUCUAUAAAAUUUCUUAUAGUUACAGUGGAAUAGUACACAGUAAUUUUAAGCAUUUAUUUUAAUAAUUAAUAUUGUUAUUGUGGAGAGAGGCCUACUACUAUAGUUAUAGCCUAUAAAAUUUCUUAUAGUUACAGUGGAAUAGUGCACAGUAAUUUUAAGCAUUUAUUUUAAUAAUUAAUAUUGUUAUUGUGGAGAGAAGGACUUAGGCUUAGGAAGUUAAAGUAUUUUUGAGUCUGCUUUUUAAAUUUGACAUCCCAGUAUGAUAUUUUAAAAUUUAAAGUGACAUUAACUUUAAAGGUCACUCAGAAGGGAUGCAAUUUAAUUUGGAAAAUUGCAAUAACACAAAUAAAUAUCUACUACUUACUUAUGCCUUUUACCCCGCCUUGGGCAUAGGCCGUCUACAAGAAUUUUUCAUUCAUCUAGGUCCUGUGCUUUCCUUUCCAGGUGUAUCCCAUACUUUUCGCCUGUUACUAACUUGCAUCUCCAUGUAUUCUUUGGCCUUCCUCUCUUCCUUUUUCCUUGUGGAUUCCAAGUUAGGGAUUAUUUGGUGAUGUUUUCUGGGGUUCACAAAGAGUGUGCCAUAUCUACCUCCAUCUUUUCCUUAUGAUGUCUUCAGCAAUAGGGUCUUUGUUACAUGCUGUUAUGGUUUCGAAAAUUUAAUCUAAGUUAAGAUUUAGAAGAAACAAUACGUAACAAGGACUUUAAAAAAGGUAUGUAAAGAAAACGAUACCGAAGCUAUAUUUUGGAUAUUUAUGUUAAUGGUGAUGCCCAAGUAUAUGAAGGUCUCCACUUCUUCCAGUAAUUCCUGCCAGAGAGAUAUGCUCUUGGUUGGCUUUAUGAUCAUUGUUUUGCUACUUAGAGGCUACUAUUUAUAUUGAGAUCGAGCUAUGCUGAAAUGGUGAAUAUAUUUUUUGUAUUUUCUUGAAUUUGUUGCUGGUUGUGGAACGGAAUUGCAAUAUCAUUAGCAAAUUCUUGGUCAUUUAGUUGUUCCCAGGAUGCACACUAUAUCAUGUUCCUCUAUUUUUGUCUGUGGAUUCUUUCAUCCUCCAGUCAAUGGCAAAAAUGAAUUGGAAGUGGGACAACAAGCAUCCUUGUCUGACUCUUCAAUGAUGCGUUAUGUUGAAAUUUGAUCUGUACUUAAUCUGUUUUGGCAAAGGCCAGCCUGUAGAUCUUGUAGCUGCAUGUCAACCUGGUCCUUCAAUUCAUUCUAUUCAGAUUAGUUCCAUUAAAGACCUUUCCUAGUACUGUGUAAAUUCUUUUGUAGCUUGCACAGUUGAUGAGAUCCCCUUUCUUUGGUAUCUUGAUGAGGUGUCCUUAUUUCCAAUCUUUUGGAACUCUCUGUUCUUCCGAUAUCUUUUCAGAGGGUGUAGCAUGUUGACUAUUGUAUCUGCUGUCAUGUUCUCUGUUGUUAUAUUAUCCGGUCUAGAUGCUUUCCUAAUUUUUUAUAUCCUUAGCUAGUUAUUGCUUAUUUUGGGCGCUGUCGUGUAUUUGUAAAUCUUCAUUUCCUGGUUGUAUAUCUAGUGUCUCUGUGGAUGAAGAUCUGUUUGAUAAUUCCUCAAAGCAUUUUACCCAUCCUUUUUGCUGUUCUUUUUGUCAUGUUAUUGAUCUACCUUUAUUGUCUUUGGCUUCUUGUAUCUUCCUGAGAGCUUUCUUGUUAUAUCAUAGAGCUUUUUCAUGUUUCCCUUUCUGGCUGCUGCUUCUGCUGUUGACGCUAGACCAUCUGUGUGUGCUCUUUUAUCCUUUUUUUUACUGUUUUUACCCUGCCAUGACUUCUUUAUAGUUCUGCUGUGCUUUGUUUUCUCUGCUCUAGUGUGGCUGUUGUUUAUUGCAGACCUCAUUUCUUUCGUCUCAUUUAUUUUUUGCAAGAUCUUGAAUGAGAGCCAAGGUUUGUGUUUGUGCAUCAUCCUUCUUAAUACCUUGCUGUAAUGGAUUUGACAGACCUUUUUAUGUUUUGCAUUGAAUUUCUAUCUGGUCAUCAUCUGUUUGGUCUUGCAGUACCCAGGCCUUAUUUCUCAAUGUAACACUGAAUUCCUGUUGUUUUGCUUGUUUGUCAGAAGAGCUAUGUUGUAUUUUAGUCAUCUAGCAGCUUGCUCUUCCCAGUUUUUAUUCAGUCUUAGUUUGAGUCUUGCCCUACAUCCCAUCCUAUCAACGGCCCUUAUGCCAUUAGUGACUCCUUAUGUGCAUGGAGUAUUUUCAUCCUCGUGCCCUGAGUAUAAUAUUAGUGUUUCUCCUGAGGUAAAUUUUAACUGUCCAGCUUGUGUCCGUCUUGUUUCACAAAAGCAGUGUGAGCUUGUAUGUUCUCAUUUCUGACACCAAUGGUGCUGAUUUUCCUGUGUCAUACAUGGUUCUAACAUUUUACAGGGCUAUUGAAAGGAGAUUCGUUGGUUUUGAUGCUUCCAGUAUAACCUAGCUUUGGCCGCAAGGCUUCAUAACUCUUCUACGGGAAGAAGAGCCCUCUCUUAUCAAGGCUGAAAUGGUUUUUUUUCUUUCUUCUUGUUGUUGACGUUCCUGUAGCAAUUUGUUUUUUUACAGGUUAGGUAGCUUGCCUCAUGUCAAUCCUCCUCCUUUUGUACCCGGGCUUGGGACUGGCCAUGGUGAAGUUAAUACAUAUAUAUUAAAUAUGCAUUAUUCUUAUUAUGGCUCAGAAAACGCUUUUGGAUUAUAUAAUUGGUUUUAUGUUGGCCUGGCUUAAACGAUUUGUUCUGUCCUAUAUAAUUGAUCUUUUCAGAUUCACUAAGAAUCUUUCAGGGGAUAAGAUCAAUCUGAGCACACUGAAAGGUGAAGGGGAACUCUCUAACCUGGAACUCAAUGAGGAUAUCUUGACUCAACUUUUAGAGCUGCCUACAUGGCUCAGGAUUACCAAAGCUGUCUGCAACCAUGUACGUGUUAAGGUAAGAACAAAGCAAUUACCCAAGUGUGCAGUUGAGUUGUGAUAAUACUGAGGGACCAAUUGUAAGUAUUUGGUUUUGGUCUUGGACAAAUUGUAGUACCAAAUCAGUUAGUGAACAGUUCAAUUGGCCUGUUUAAAUUUAAUGAAAAUGUUCUCCUUUGGUCUUCUUCUUUUAUAUAUUAAAGGCCCACGAUCAAUUUAUUGGCUCUUAUGCAUGAAGUGGGAUUCACAACAUUUCUGUGCCUGGUGUUGAAGAGGAUAUUUCACUGGUUGUAUUUUAGUCUAACCAAACUCGCAGUGUGCUCUCUUUGCUUCUCUGAUUGAUAUUUUUGGCUUAAUAUGUUUAUUAUUAAAAAAACAACAACUGGAAAAUAUGUAACCAAGCAAAUCUCAAGGACAAUCUCAUAAGCUAGCAGAAGCAUAUGAACAUCAUAUCAAUUGAUUAAUGCACAUUUGUGUCUGGUAUUGUUAAUGUGAUCAAGUGAAUGUUGCUGUGAAUUCCUGUAAUUGUUGAGGUUGUGAUUGAAGUGGCUUUAACUGAUGACCCAGCUGUUGAAUUUAUUGAUUGAAAUUCUAAACUGUCCUCUUAUUUUUUUGGUAAACUACUUGCAGGGAAUGUGGAGAUAAGCUAUCGACUUGUUUACCUUUUGAAAUCCUGGUCUUAAACACCUAUAGGUUUUCUAUUUAUAAGUUUGAAUCUUUGCUUUGUCCAGCCAUAAGUUGAACCUUUUUUUUUUCUAGCCAUAAGUUUGAAACUGUUUAUUAGUUUCGCCACGUUAUAAAGUCCAAUCCCAAGGCAAGGUUUUAACAUUUCCGGUUUUUAAAUAUUUUUUAUAUAGAUUAGUUAAAAGUACUGUGCCAUUGAGUUUAAUAAUAAAAUAAACUACAAUCUUUCUUUGUUCUAUUUUUGAAUGAGUGUUCUACCCCCAACAGUCAGGUUGGCGCUAUUAACACAUUUGAGCAGCUUACAUUUGAGUGUCAUAAAACAUCUUUGCAACUUGUGAGCAAUACUACUUUCGUUGAAUAGAUUUGUUUGUGAUCUUAAGGGAUUCUAAAGCUCUGGGUUAAUUUAACAAAAACAAAAUGUGCACAAUGUGUUAGGAGCCUCUGCCAGUAUGAAUAUAGUUUAUAGAUUGAUUAAGGUAAUCAAAAGAUAGUUGGGGUGUGGAUUAGCACUUACCAAUGUCUGCAUUUCACAUUUAUAUUAAGUAUCUUUAAAGUAGACUAAUGUACACUGUAAAUCUCGUGGACACCCACAUCUAAUGCCAGGAAACUUAUAUAUUGCUAUUUUCCAUAAAAAAAAAAAAAUAUUUUGGAAGGGGGGAGUCGUGAGGUUCAAUAAGCAUGGGACGAAUAUCGAGAUUGUGAUCUUUUGGGAAUUUCUUGGUUAUUGAAGAGCUCGUACGGGCAUCAGUUCACAUUCUUUGGCAUUUCAGUAUUUUGCGUGACUGCAUUGGGAGGUGGAAGCUGGGGGGGGGGGGGGAAAAAAACGGGGCCGUCAUUUAAUCUUCAGACAUUUUAACAUACGACAUUGGUCUAGUCUUGCGGGAGGGGGGGGGGCUGUGGACUGGGUGACCACAGUGUUGUCCAGUAGUAGCUCAGUGCUCUGCAACAUUUUUUCACUCACGACACACCCAGGCCUGCCCCAGAAUUUUGCUGCACACCGCACUUUAAGAAAUAAACUAAAUGAAUACUUGGAACGUUUGAGCUUUGGCCGAAUUCAUAGCUCUGCAAUAGUCGACUUCAAAGCCAUUGUCUGUUCAGCUGGUGUUAUGCUUUCUUUGUUGAUACUUGUUUUGUGUUAUCAUCUAGUUCUCUUUGGGACAUUUUUUCAUAGAGAGGAAAACAUGCAGACACGUUUUUAAAAAUGUAUUAGCGUUUUAUUUGGCUCCUUACGAAUGAGUUGGCCCAAUGCCAACAUGUCACGCCAAGUUGGCCAGUAGGUGAACUCGGUCCAAUGCCAACAUGUCACGCCAAGUUAGCCAGUAUGUGAACUCGGUCCAAUGCCAACAUGUCACGCCUAGUUGACCAGUAGGUGAGCUCGGUCCAAUGCCAACCUGUCACGCCAAGUUGGCCAGCAGGUGAACUCGGUCAAUGUCAACAUGUCACGUUAAGUUGGCCAGCAGGUGAACUCGGUCCAGUGCCAACCUGUCACGCCAAGCUGCCUGUCUUUGAUUGGGCAUCAGGUGUAAUGGCUUCUCCUAUACAUUCAUCACCACCCAACAUUAAUCAUGGCCUCAAAUUUAUAUAAAUAUUGGAAUGUGCUUAUCUUAUAUUACGUUUGCUUAAGUACCUACCUAUGUUUAGGGAAAUAUCAACUUAUUUUAUUUUAGUAGUGCUAUCUACUAACUAAAACCUUGUGCAUUUCAAAACCAAUCCCACUGCGAUAUUAAAUUAUAUUAGCCACCAUUAUUAAAUUAUGGAAAAAAUGUCAUAGUGUAUAUAGGAAGAGUUGAUUUUCAAAAGGCAGUAUCCACCACUUUUGGAAAAGAACAACAACAAAAAAAACUUGACCUAUGUGUAGAGCAAACCAGGUUCCUUUAGGACAUGGUCAAGUUUAUUUACAAAACAUGUCAUAUUCCUAUUUUAUUCUUGUUUAAAAAAUAUUUCCUUCUCUAAAGACAAUAUGUAAUGUUUUGUAAAAAGUUGAAUAAUCUCAAAACCCCAACAAUGGAUAUGCAGCCUUUUGAAAAUCAGCUCCUCUGUUAUCAAUUAAUGUUGUAGGGAACGCCUGGUCUUUAAUGUUGUAGGGAACGCCUGGUCUUUCCAUCGCAAUUUGUUGUUUAUAGCUCACAAAAUGACCGCAUAUAAAGACCACCGACUAGCCCCCUGGGUCACGUGUAAAGACCACCGACUAGCCCCCUGGGUCACGUGUAAAGACCACCGACUAGCCCCCUGGGUCACGUGUAAAGACCACCGACUAGCCCCCUGGGUCACGUAAAGACCACCGACUAGCCUUUGGGUCAGCAUGAGAUGAGUUCAUCUCCGUCAUUGUUGUUAGCUGUCGCCUUGAUAAAGCCGUGUAUCUUAACUUGUUUAUUCACCGGCCUUUCCCGUCAGAUCUCCAGACUGAUUCAACGAGGUAAGCUCAGUCCUAAUAAUGCUGUUUAUUACUUUUCUCAAUGUGCAGUACGUACGCUCUGUUCCACCUCAUUGCCUUGUACUACAGAAAAAAAGGUAUCGCCUUCCAGUAUUUAACCGUUAACCAACCCACACCCCCUUUCAGAUGUAUUUGUAGAUCUAAUUCUUAAAAGACCACUCACACCCCCUUUCAGAUGUAUUUGUAGAUCUAAUUCUUAAAAGACCAUUCACACCCCCUUUCAGAUGUAUUUGUAGAUCUUAUCCUUAAAAGACCCUUCACACCCCCUUUCAGAUGUAUUUGUAGAUCUAAUUCUUAAAAGACCCUUCACACCCCCUUUCAGAUGUAUUUGUAGAUCUUAUCCUUAAAAGACCCUUCACACCCCCUUUCAGAUGUAUUUGUAGAUCUAAUUCUUAAAAGACCAUUCACACCCCCUUUCAGAUGUAUUUGUAGAUCUAAUUCUUAAAAGACCCUCCACACCCCCUUUCAGAUGUAUUUGUAGAUCUUAUCCUUAAAAGACCCUUCACACCCCCUUUCAGAUGUAUUUGUAGAUCUUAUCCUUAUAAGACCCUUCAAACCCCCUUCAGAUGUAUUUGUAGAUCUCAUCCUUAAAAACUUGGUAUAAUCCCACCCCUACCUCAAUACGAUAAUGCUCCACAAAGUGGGCUCAGAUUUCUUUUGGAGACCUAGGAGCAGUUAAACAUUGUCUUAAGGUGUGGGCAAUUGCUCUAUUCAUAUACAGCUUUACAGCAUGCCUUCAUAGUACUAUACCAUUGUUCAAAUGGACGUUAACGUUGGUUGUGACAAUCUCACAUGAAGUUUUCUGGCCUGGUUCUCCACAGAUCUGGAAGUUAACACCACGUGACAGCAACACAUAUUAUUGGGCAUUCUUUGACCAUUUGAAACUGCCUGAGAUGAGGAUGUCUUCCCUCAUCAAUCCUUGACAUUAGUACGGCUGUGUUCUUGACAUUAGUGCAUGUAUAUCUGUCUCCUUGACAUAAGCACGCCUUUGUCCUUGACAUUAACUACGUCUGUGUCCUUGACAUCCGCUCUAAUUCUUUGAACUUUUUUAUUUGGCUACAUCCGAUCUAGGUCAGUUUAAACCCUUUUAUUUGACUACAUCCGUUUUUUGGUCAGCUUAAACCUCUUUAUUUGGCUACAUCCGUUUGUUGGUCAGCUUAAACCUCUUUAUUUGGCUACAUCCGUUUGUUGGUCAGCUUAAACCUGUUUAUUUGACUACAUCCGUUUGUUGGUGAGUUUAAACCUCUUUAUUUGACUACAUCCGUUUGUUGGUCAGCUUAAACCUCUUUAUUUGACUACAUCCGUUUGUUGGUCAGUUUAAACCUCUUUAUUUGACUACAUCCGUUUGUUGGUCAAUUUAAACCUCUUUAUUUGGCUACAUCCGUUUGUUGGUCAGCUUAAACCUCUUUAUUUGGCUACAUCCGUUUGUUGGUCAGCUUAAACCUCUUUAUUUGGCUACAUCCGUUUGUUGGUCAGUUUAAACCUCUUUAUUUGGCUACAUCCGUUUGUUGGUGAGUUUAAACCUCUUUAUUUGAAUACAUCCGUUUGUUGGUCAGCUUAAACCUCUUUAUUUGACUACAUCCGUUUGUUGGUCAGUUUAAACCUCUUUAUUUGGCUACAUCCGUUGGUCGGUCAGCUUAAACCUCUUUAUUUGACUACAUCCGUUUGUUGGUAAGUUUAAACCUCUUUAUUUGGCUACAUCCGUUUUUUGGUCAGCUUAAACCUCUUUAUUUGGCUACAUCCGUUGGUCGGUCAGCUGAAACCUCUUUAUUUGACUACAUCCGUUUGUUAGUCACCUUAAACCUCUUUAUUUGGCUACAUCCGUUUGUUAGUCAGCUUAAACCUCUUUAUUUGGCUACAUCCGUUUGUUGGUGAGUUUAAACCUCUUUAUUUGACUACAUCCGUUUGUUGGUCAGCUUAAACCUCUUUAUUUGACUACAUCCGUUUGUUGGUCAGCUUAAACCUCUUUAUUUGACUACAUCCGUUUGUUGGUCAGUUUAAACCUCUUUAUUUGGCUACAUCCGUUGGUCGGUCAGCUUAAACCUCUUUAUUUGACUACAUCCGUUUGUUGGUCAGUUUAAACCUCUUUUUUUGGCUACAUCCGUUUUUUGGUCAGCUUAAACCUCUUUAUUUGGCUACAUCCGUUUGUUGGUCAAUUUAAACCUCUUUAUUUGGCUACAUCCGUUUGUUGGUCAAUUUAAACCUCUUUAUUUGGCUACAUCCGUUUGUUGGUCAAUUUAAACCUCUUUAUUUGGCUACAUCCGUUUGUUGGUCAAUUUAAACCUCUUUAUUUGGCUACAUCCGUUUGUUGGUCAAUUUAAACCUCUUUAUUUGGCUACAUCCGUUUUUUUUGUCAGUUUAAACCCUUUUAUUUGACUACAUCCGUUUGUUGGUCAGCUUAAACCUCUUUAUUUGGCUACGUCCGAUUGUUGAUCAGUGGCUACACUCGUUUGUUGGUCAGCUAAAACCUCUUUAUUUGACUACUUCUAUUUGUUGGUCAGUUAAACCUCUUUAUUUGAUUACGCCCGUUUGUUGGCCAGUGGCUACAUCCGUUUGUUGGUCAGUGGCUGCAUCCGUUUGCUGAUCAUUGGCCUCAUCCGUUUGUGGGUCAGUUUAAACCUCUUUGAUUGUUCGGAUACGUCCGUGUGUUGGUCAGUGGUGACCUUUCAGACUUACUCUUCAUAAUGCUUUGUCUGGACUAGACCCCAUCUUUCCUUUCCUCCGUCUCACGGCCGUAAUACUCAACACGCAUACCGUCGAAGUCAGUAAGUCAAAGCGCAGACACUGUCGGGGGGGGUGAUGCGGAGAUGGGCGGUUGGGGUUUGCAGGGGGGGGGUAGACGUUUCAAUUACUCAAGAGAUUAUCGUGAUUUAUUUGCACGAGACACGCCUUCUGUUACGAAUGAGCCGUGCAUGAUGUAGCCAAUAUUGUGCCAGGAUAUAUGGACUGGAGUAAUGGUACAUAAACUCAGAGUCCCUUCUGUUCAGUUAGUCUUUGGAUGUAAACUUUGAGUGGGUGUUAGUCUGGUUUUCUGUAUGUUUGAGUGUAAAAUAAAAAUGCAACAUUGGACACCAUUUUUUGUAGCGUGGAAAUGGGAUAAUUCAACGUUUGUAAUCGUGUCUUUUACUUUGCUUGAAAAUUAGAGGACCAUCAUCAGGAGAGUUUAACACUGAUCAGAAUGCUGGGCCAUAAAAUAACGUUAUAAUACAGACUCUCAAGCGUGAGUCGUACAGACAUAAUCAUAAAAACAUAGUCAUUCGGAUACAGUAAAACCUCCGUUUUGCGACCCUCUCUUAAACGACUUCCUUCAACAUACGACCUGGAAACAAUUCACCGAUGCUUGGUGCUAUAUAAACGACCUCUCUUAAACGACUCCUCUACAACGCGACUUGGAACCCUCAAAUAGUUCAAUUUUACGACCUAGCACCUGAAAAAGUCCGAUUCCAAAGCAAUGCUAUAUUUGUGCGCUUGAAGUAAUCAGUUUCGUUGACAACUUCUAACCGCAGACGAUGAACUAAAGCAGCUAGGAAGCAGUGAGGGUGAAAAAAACGCUUCCACCGUAAAUUUCUCUUUUGCAAUACUCCAAGGAGCUGACCAGAUUCGCCGUGAGCGGUGAGCGGGGGGCCUUUCGGACCUUGCCCCCCCCCCCCCCCCCAAGACCAUGCCCGGGGGGGGGGGGGCGCGCAUACAAACAAAAAAAAAAAAUUUUUUUUAAAAAAACCAGAUUCGCCGUGAGCGGUGAGCGGGGGGCCUUUCGGACCUUGCCCCCCCCCCCCACCCAAGACCAUGCACGGGUAGGGGGGGUCGUGCAUACAAACAUAAAUAAAAAAUUCUUUUUUAAAAAGGAACAACAGUUUUGAAUGAUUGAACAAAAGCAAUUGCAACAGUAUUAAUUGUCUUAUCUUGUACAUAAACAGCUGUAACUCUAAACACACAAUCUGCACUUACACACGCUUUUAAACAACUACCAUACCAGCAUUGAUUUUUUUAAUUAAUGAGGAACAGGAAGAUAGAGACUGUAUUGGUUGUGCAUUUAAUCUAUAUUUCUUAACGAAAGAUGGUAGAUAUGGCCUAUACUUGCCUGUACGUGUACCUUUUUUUUUGGUAUUUAUUUUACAUGUUUACUCCAUUUUCUAAAUGUCGUUUUUCGAAAAUGUCCUACCUCUUUUUUUAAGACAGUUCCAAUUUACGACCCCGUUUUAAUGGCAAUUUAAAGGUCGUAAAACGGAGGUUUUACUGUAGUUGCAUUUUUGAAAGCUGCAGGAGUUGAAUUGACAUUUUGUCCGUAAACAAUGUACAGAUUUGGAAUAGUUGUCCGUAAACAAUGUACAGAUUUGGAAUAGUUGUCCGUAAACAAUGUACAGAUUUGGAAUAGUUGUCCGUAAACAAUGUACAGAUUUGGAAUAGUUGUCCGUAAACUAUGUACAGAUUUGGAAUAGUUGCCCAUAAACAAUGUACAGAUUUGGAAUAGUUGUCCGUAAACAAUGUACAGAUUUGGAAUAGUUGUCCGUAAACAAUGUACAUAUUUGGAAUAGUUGUCUGUAAACAAUGUACAGAUUUGGAAUAGUUGUCCGUAAACAAUGUACAGAUUUGGAAUAGUUGUCCGUAAACAAUGUACAGAUUUGGAUUAGUUGUCCGUAAACAAUGUACAGAUUUGGAUUAGUUGUCCGUAAACAAUGUACAGAUUUGGAAUAGUUGUCCGUAAACAAUGUACAGAUUUGGAAUAGUUGUCCAUAAACAAUGUACAGAUUUGGAAUAGUUGUCCGUAAACAAUGUACAGAUUUAGAAUUGUUGUCCGUAAACAAUGUACAGAUUUGGAAUAGUUGUCCGUAAAUGUUUAUGUUUUUGAGCCGGAAACCCUGGAAACAAAUUAUUUCGAAUCAUUGCGUGGUUUUCCUAUUGACACACACACACACGAAGUUAAGAAAACUCCUCCAUUUCAUGACCGUGAGGCUAAACUAUUUCAAUUUGUAGUGUCAAUGAAGGUAAUGACAUACAAUCUAUUGUAAUGUAUGUAUCAAUUAUAGUCAUUUAUUGUGAUGUGUGUCAUAUGUCCAACGCCAACACCAUUACAUAAUGCAUACAAUCGUCCUUUCCUCGUCCCACCCCCUAGCAUGCAAGACGAUAUUUAUCACGUUACAGUCGCUGUUAUUUCCAUUUCUUUCUGCACCAAACCUUGAAUAAUGUCAUACGCCAUAUUCCCGACUAAAGGAAAAGUUAAACGAGAAGCAGUCUUCUCUAACGAGAAUUUUUCAACUUACAACUUCUUGUGGCUGGGAGAGUGGCCAGAAAAUAUCUUGUUAGUUUGACUUGACUUGUCUGGAAUGUUGCCGGGGAUGUUUGCCUGGACCGUAACUUGGGGGGGGGGGUGGACUUAUCAAGAGAAAUAGCAAUGUUUGGACAACAAUAAAUUCUUGUUUGAGUUCGUGAGUUCUCAUAGUUUGUCGUCGAUUCUAGAAGAAUGUUGAGUCGGAGACUCGAAGACCGAUCGUAUUUUUGGGUGCAGUGCUGGAAUUUUUUGUGUCGAUUAAACUUUAACCUCACGGUGUUUAUAUCUUCUUUUAAGGGAUAAGUGCAACAUAGCGUCAUGGAGUCUCAUUUAUUUGGAGAUUUUUACGUUGACUUUGGAGUUGUUUUCGGUGAAAUUCGUAGGUGUCGUAGCCACAAGCACCCACUCCGCAACUGCCCGCGACUAUACAAAACCAUAAUGAACUACUAAUCUAAUAAGAUAUCUUAAGAAUAACAGCAAGCCAUCGAGCCGAAGCUUAUUUAAGCCAUCCUCAGCGCAACCCCUUUUUCCCCCCAACCCGAAAAUCCGACACUUCGGGCCACAAAGCGGCACGCCUGAAAGACUCCGCCACCGAGAUAGCCCCACCCGCCGCCCACUCGAUUGACCAAGAAAGUGGGACAAAACAACCAAGGAGCACAUGAAAGCUACGGACCUGAAAUACACCCCUUCCCAACCCGGGGUGGCCUCAGACGCCCUCUAACCGGGUUUCUGCAAAUGAUUUUCUCCCUCGUGAAAUAAGUCACUAAGCAGCCGGGAAGAACGGUUGCCUACGAACCCUCAAAGGCUGUGCCUGUAUGAUAGAAUCAUCUGCAUGAGUUGUCGCAACCCAUGCCUCAUGUUCACUAGCGACAACUUGUAAUCAUGAUCCCGACCUGUUUCUGUCGUUAUAUUCAACUGUAUUUAGUGUAAUUGGGUAGGUACCAUACAGCAGUGGUGUUGCUGACGCAGAUAUCAUGCAAGACCCUUGUCUCCCUACGUAAAUCACCUACAUGGUGGUGCUGUGCCCCGGGUAACGCCAAGGGGUGGGUGAAAGCACCGUUUAAUCUGCAUGUCACGACAGACAUAUCGACUGGAGCCCCGGGGAACCACUCAAAGGUGUGAAAACAGCACUGUUAGAGAUCAAAGAAAUCCGACGUUCAUCACACCAGAAACGCCUGCUUCAUUGAGGUGACGCGAGCUUUGGAUGCAGCUUCGUAGUAUUGGGAACUUAAAAACAAGUUUGUGUCGGUAAAGAUGAUUUUAAUUCUUCUCCGAUUUUUCAAAGAGUUGGAGAAAACACAUUCUUAGCUUGAUACAUCUCCGGAAUGUUAUGAAACUGUCCACAGCUGUAUAUUUAUGCAACAUCUGAUUGACUCAAAUUUCGGCUUAACCAACAUUUCUGGGAACCUUGCAGCAGUGCUGUUUAUACCAGGCAUAUUUCACGGAUAGGUCUACUAUUAAUGGCAUUUACAUUCGCCAAAUGACCAGAAAGAUUGUUUAAAAAGUGAACUGGAUGGCUCCAUAGCUCAAACGACCAUCUUAACCAUCCUUGAUAAGUCUUAAGCAUCAUUGCUUGAUACCAUCUUAACCAUACUAGAUACAAUUUUAAUCAUCCUUGAUACCAUCGUUCCCAUCAUUGAUACCGUCUUAACCAUCCUUGGUACCAUCUUAACCAUCCUUGAUACCAUCUUAACCAUACUCGGUACCAUCUCGACCAUCCUUAAUACCGUCUUAACCAUCCUUGGUACCAUCUCGACCAUCCUUAAUACCGUCUUAACCAUCCUUGGUACCAUCUCGACCAUCCUUAAUACCGUCUUAACCAUCCUUGGUACCAUCUCGACCAUCAUUACUUACCGUCUUAACCAUCCUUGGUACCAUCUCGACCAUCAUUACUUACCGUCUUAACCAUCCUUGGUACCAUCUCGACCAUCCUUAAUACCGUCUUAACCAUCCUUGGUACCAUCUCGACCAUCCUUAGUUUAAUACAUUAACUGGGCCGCGCCCCCUCCCCCCCUUUUUCUGCCUCGUUCGCUAUUUGUGUAGUCUGACUAGGAUCGAUACCUUGUGUUUUGAGUACUUAGAUUUACGCACUUCCUGUUGCAUGUCUUCGGGCGACAACAGCUCCGUUCUUCUGUUCCUGUCAUGCCAUGUGCUAUAAAGAAUGGAGCUGGCCCUCGCCAUAGAAGGCGUCUGAUGGCUGUCGUAAAGGUUCCAGUUAAAGGUAUGAUGCGUCUGUGAUGAGAUGCGGGGCCUCGCACGUUCUGUGCUUCGUCUGCCACCAAGAGCUGUUUACUUGGCGUUAACAAGGGGAGGAGUCCUUCGUCUGCCACCAAGAGCUGUUUACUUGGUGUUAACAUGUGGGAGGAGUCCUUCGUCUGCCACCAAGAGCUGUUUACUUGGCGUUAACAAGGGGAGGAGUCCUUCGUCUGCCACCAAGAGCUGUUUACUUGGUGUUAACAUGUGGGAGGAGUUCUUCGUCUGCCACCAAGAGCUUUUUACUUGGCGUUAACAAGGGGAGGAGUCCUUCGUCUGCCACCAAGAGCUGUUUACUUGGUGUUAACAAGGGGAGGAGUCCUUCGUCUGCCACCAAGAGCUGUUUACUUGGCGUUAACAAGGGGAGGAGUCGGGGGGGGGGGAAUAAAAACACCUCCUUAAAAGUGACAAUAAGAUCGAUGUAAUGGUUUCGAUAUGAAGGGAAAUUAAUGAACGUUUAUUGAUUGAUCUAACACAGCGGCAUGGCCGUGAAUUAGCCCUUCACCGGACUCUCGUACCGCUCUCAACGCCCGACUGAGGUGGGAGGCCAUUUCGAAGCUGACCAUGGCCUGGUCGGGCCGGGGAUUUAUUCGGGCAGGCGAGGACAGGCGGGAAAUGCGAGGGUGGGGGGGGUGAGGUAACAAAAUGAUUUCCCAGGUCCCUGUGAGUGAGUCAACUUGAUUCUGUUGGCUGGACGUGUGGGAGUGGUGGAAACUGUCGUGCAUACUACUCUUUUGCCUUGAUGUAACAUAAGUUAAUUCUUUCUUAGAUCUGUUGUUACGGUACUCUUUUGCCUUGAUGUAACAUAAGUUAAUUCUUUCUUAGAUCUGUUGUUACGGUACUCUUUUGCCUUGAUGUAACAUAAGAUACUUCUUUCUUAGAUCUGUUGUUACGGUACUCUUUUGCCUUGAUGUAACAUAAGAUACUUCUUUCUUAGAUCUGUUGUUACGGUACUCUUUUGCCUUGAUGUAACAUAAGAUACUUCUUUCUUAGAUCUGUUGUUACACUUUUGCCUUGAUGAAACAUAAGAUACUUCUUUCUUAGAUCUGUUGUUACACUUUUGCCUUGAUGUAACUUUUAUAAGUUACUUCCUUCUUAGAUCUGUUGUUACACAUUUGCCUUGAUGUAACAUAAGUUACUUCUUUCUUAGAUCUGUUGUUACACUUUUGCCUUGAUGUAACUUAAUAUAAGUUACUUCCUUCUUAGAUCUGUUAUUACACCUUUGCCUUGAUGUAACAUAAGUUACUUCUUACUUAGAUCUGUUGUUACUCUUUUGCCUUGAUGUGAUAAGUUACUUCCUUCUUAGAUCUGUUGUUACUCCUUUGCCUUGAUGUAACAUAAGUUACUCCCUUCUUAGAUCUGUUGUUACACUAUUGCCUUGAUGAAAUAGUAGAUACUAUUUUUCAGACCUGUUUUUACACCAUUGCCUUGCUCUAACAUACGACACUUCUUUCUCAGAUCUGUUCUUACACUAUUGCCUUCAGGUAACAUACGAUACUACUUUCUCAGAUCUGUUCUUAAACUAUUACUUUGAAAGCUUGUUCCAGUCCCUGAUUGUCUUGAGCAGGAAUGAGCAGUUCCUAUACUGGCUUCUUGCUGGUAUGAGCCUGAAUUGCCUUUUAUGGCCUCUUAGCUGUCUAUAUGGGAGAGGGACGAGUUUCUGUUUAAUACUGGAACAGAGGACCAGCCCAUUAUUUAUUGGAUUGUCGUCGUCGUUUCUCCAAUGGUGACCAGCCUAGUGUUUCCAGCAUGCUGCCAACACUAGAGGUAUUCCUGUAGCGGUUUAGGAUAAAGCGUGCUGCCCGUCGCUGGACCGCCUCCAACCUGUCAAUGCUGUUCUGGGUAAAUGGGUCCCAGACUGAAGAUGCCUAAUCUAAAGCCGGACGGACAAAUGCUUUAUAUGCUAUUUCUUUUACAAAGAAGUUGCCAAUCUUUAGAUUACGCCUUAAGAACCCCAGGGUCUUGUUUGCUUGGUUACAUACAUUGUAAAUAUGCUGGUCCCAGCGGACCUCUCUUUGAUUGGUAACACACAGGUACUUACACUAUUGCUUGAUGUAACAUGAUAUACUAAGUUCUCAGAUCUGUUCUUACACUAUUGCCUUGAUGUAACAUAAUAUACUACUUUCUCAGAUCUGUUCUUACACUGUGUCUUGAUGUAACAUAAGAUACUACUUUCUCAGAUCUGUUCUUACACUGUGCCUUGAUGUAACAUAAGAUACUACUUUCUCAGAUCUGUUCUUACUCUGUGCCUUGAUGUAACAUAAGAUACUACUUUCUCAGAUCUGUUCUUACACUGUGCCUUGAUGUAACAUAAGAUACUACUUUCUCAGAUCUGUUCUUACACUGUGCCUUGAUGUAACAUAAGAUACUUCUUUCUCAGAUCUGUUCUUACACUGUGCCGUGAUGUAACAUAAGUUGCUUCUUUGUAAGAUCUGUUGGUAUCAUCUUUAUUUAAUUAUAGCACGCAGAAGUCUACAGAACUCCGUGACUUCAGGAAAGUUGUUGUGAAGCGCCAUAUAGUAAUUUAUGAAUGUCAAUAUUUAAAAAAAAAAUUGUUCAUGGGGAUAUUAAUCGAUGCAUUUAGUUAGUCUUUUUAAAUUUAAAAUAAAAGAAAGAAAUAUAAUCAACUCCCUGCUGGAUGGUGUAUUAAAGUGUAAAACUACGGGACUGGUUGUCGCAGACGCAAGCACAGUUACAGUUGUAAGAUUUGUUAUUAAAUUUAGUUUAGAAAUGCCAACUCUGAAGAAUAGACGAACAUAUUUUUUCAUGUCUAUAGCAUUCUUCCGAUGAGAAAUCAUUAACUAUUUGCCUCUCCGUACAUUUCUUUCUGUUCUAGGGUACAGUACAUUUCUUUCUGUUCUGGAGUUCUAGGAUGCAGUACAUUUCUUUCUUUUCUGCAGUACAGUACACUUCUUGCUGUUCUGGGGUACAGUACAUUUAUUUCUGUUGUAGCGUACAGUACAUUUAUUUCUUUUCUGGGGCACAGUACAUUUCUUGCUUUUCGAGGGUACAGUAUAUUUCUUGCUGUUCCUGGUCGUGAUAUGGACCAUCCUUUACAUUCUAUAGAUAAAUACUGUCCCUCAAGACACCACAUAUAAAUACUGUCCCUCAAGACACCACAGAUAUGUCAUUGUCACAUUAAGACUCUUGGAUCCCCUGGGUUACUCUGUAUAUAUUCUGUUGGAUUUGAGAGACCGUAGUCACACUCUUUAAGGUUACUAUUGGCUUGUCGGGGAUAUGGUCCAGGUCUGUAUAGUUUCUAUUGGAUUUGAGAGACCGCAGUCCCACUCUAUGGUUACUAUUGGCUUUUCGGGGAUAUGGUCCAGGUUGUUUAGUUUGCUUGAUUUGAGAGACCGUAGUCCCACUCUAUAUGGUUACUAUUGGCUUGUCGGGGAUAUGGUCCAGGUCUGUAUAGUUUCUAUUGGAUUUGAGAGACUGUAGUCCCACUCUAUGGUUGCUAUUGGCUUGUCCGGAAUAUGGUCCAAGUCUAUAUAGCUUCUUUUGCCUUGUACAGUUUCUAUUGGCCUUUGGGGAUAUUCUGACCUCCUAUUUUUAAGUGAAUUCUGUGAGAUACAUUUUUUUAAAGUGUUUAAAAGGUUUACAUUUAGAACUUAAUCUUGUCUUCACUCAAGAUGGCACCGGGGUUUUCUUGGGCUGGGUUUCUUGUCUCAUUAAUGUCAUCAGAAAUUAGUUAACUUAUAACGCUGUAAACUCCACCUGCCUUCAUCCGAACUUAUAUACUAGCUUCCUUGAUCCGAACUGAUAUACUGGCUUCCUUCAUCAGAACUGAUAUACUGGCUUCCUUCAUCCGAACUGAUAUACUAGCUUCCUUGAUCCGAACUGAAAUACUGGCUUCCUUCAUCCGAACUGAUAUACUAGCUUCCUUGAUCCGAACUGAAAUACUGGCUUCCUUGAUCCGAACUGAAAUACUAGCUUCCUUGAUCCGAACUGAAAUACUAGCUUCCUUGAUCCGAACUGAAAUACUAGCUUCCUUGAUCCGAACUGAUAUACUAGCUUCCUUGAUCCGAACUGAUAUACUAGCUUCCUUGAUCCGAACUGAAAUACUAGCUUCCUUGAUCCGAACUGAUAUACUGGCUUCCUUGAUCCGAACUGAAAUACUGGCUACAAGAUAAAAAAUGGGCUGGUCCACUGUUCCAGUAUUAAACAGAAACUCGCCCCUCUCCCCCACAGACAGCGACGAGGCCAUGACAGGCAAUUCAGGCUCAUACCAACAAGAAGCCAGUAAUCAGAAGAAGUUAUCAGACCAGCAUUUUGACGCAGUUAUCAGACCAGUAUUUUGACAAGUUCAUCAGACUAGCAGUGUGACAAAAUUAUCAGAUCCGUGUUCAGCGUCAUAUAAUACUUCACAAUAGAAUCACGUAUGCCACUAUAAAGCUUUAACAUCACCGACUGUUGUCGUCGGGUGUUCCUCAUAUAUAUAUAUAGGCCGGUAUCACACAUGUAUGUAGGCCGGUAUUCCACAUGUGUGUAGGCCGGUAUUCCACAUUAUGUCUGCCGGUAUUCCAUAUAUAUGUAGGCCGGUAUUCCACAUGUAUGUAGACCGGUAUUCCACCUAUAUGUAGGCCGGUAUUCCACAUGUAUGUAGACCGGUAUUCCACAUGUACGUAGGCCGGUAUUCCACAUUAUGUCUGCCGGUAUUCCAUAUAUAUAUGUAGGCCGGUAUUCCACAUGUAUGUAGACCAGUAUUCCACCUAUAUGUAGGCCGGUAUUCCACAUGUAUGUAGACCGGUAUUCCACAUGUAUGUAGGCCGGUAUUCCACAUUAUGUCUGCCGGUAUUCCAUAUAUAUGUAGGCCGGUAUUCCACAUGUAUGUAGACCGGUAUUCCACAUGUAUGUAUGCCGGUAUUCCACAUGUAUGUAGACCGGUAUUCCACAUGUAUGUAGGCGAUGUCAAGUGUUGCUUCCCUUAGUGGAAGUCAAUGUUUCUAACACAAUUCAUACAUUGUUUUCAUUAGAAAAUAGUUUAAAAAAUUUCUCCGCAUUCCCUUUUGUUUUCCCGACAUAAAUGGAACACGUAAAUACUAGUUAAAUUAACCAAAUAAUAACGAACAUUUAUCCAUUAUGAAUGCAUGUACCAAAGGUUUACACUCUUGCUUUCAAGUAGUUGACAUAGAUAACACUAUACUAUACAUAAGUCUUCUCUCUUCAUCAAAUCUAUUAUUCCAUAGAUAACACUAGACUACUAUGCAUAAGUCUUCUCUCUCCAGCAACCUUAUUAUUCCAGUGCAACAUCCCUGUUCCCAUGGCAAUCUAACCACCUCAGCUUUAACAGCGACCCCUCUUCUUCAUAAAGUGAACACACUGUAAACGUUGUAGGCCUACACCUUCAUGGACUCGAUACGGGACUGGCUAAUCCUUGAUACACAAAUUAAGUUCUUUUCUAGUGAAUUACCUCUCAGCAUUUCUGUUUGAUGUCGGUAGACGGGACGUAACGCGUCAGCUGCCCAGUCCGUGGGAGGUGGGAGACAAUGUCCACAGACCUUGACAUUUAAGCGGAGGACCUGGGAUCACAUCUCGAUACGAGAUGGUCUGGGUGGGGGUAUCGGAUGGGGGUGACCAGUGUGUGGGUGUGAGAUGACCAGUGUGUGGGUGCGAGAUGACCAGGGUGUAGGUGUGAGAGGACUAGUGUGUGAGCGUGAGAUGACCAGUGUGUGGGCGUGAGAUAACCAAGGUGUUGGUCUGAGAUGACCAAGGUGUUGGUGUGAGAUGACCAAGGUGUGGGUUUGAGAUGACCAAGGUGUGGGUGUGAGAUGACCGAGGUGUCGGUGUUAGAUGACAAAGGUGUGGGCGUGGGAUGACCAGAUAUGGGUGUCAAAUGACCAAGGUGUGGGUGUGAGAUGACCAAGGUGUGGGUGUGAGAUGACCAGGGUGUUGGUGUGAGAUUACUAGUGCAUGGGUGUGAGAGGACCAAUGUGUUGGUGUGAGAUGACCAGAGUGUGGGUAUGAGAUGACGCCGGUGUGGGUGUGAGAUGACCAGUGUGUGGGUGUGAGAUUACCAUGGUGUGGAUGUGAGAUGACAAGGGUGUGGAUGUGAGAUAACCAAGGUGUGGAUUUGAGAUGACCAAGUAGUGGGCAUGAGAUGACCAAGGUGUUGGUGUGAGAUGACCAAGGUGUAGGGAGUAAGAUGACCAAGGUGUGGGAGUGAGAUGCCCAAGGCGUGGGCGUGAGAUGACCAAGGCGUGGGCGUGAGAUGACCAGUGUUUGGGCGUGAGAUGACCAGUUUGUGAACGUGAGAUGACCAGUGUGUGGGUGUGAGAUGACUAGUGUGUAAGCGUGAGAUGACCAGUUUGUUGGCGUGAGAUUACCAAGGUGCCGGUCUGAGAGGACCAAGGUGUGAAUGUGAGAUGACCAAGGUGUGGGUGUGAGAUGACUAAGGUGUGGGCGUGAGAUGGACAGUGUGUGGUUGUGAGAUGAUUAGUGUGUAAGCGUGAGAUGACUAGUGUGUAAGCGUGAGAUGACCUGUGUCUGGGCGUGAGGUAAACAAGGUGCUGGUCUGAGAUGACCAAGGUGUGGGUGUGAGAUGACCAAAGGUUGGGUGUGAGAUGACCAGUGUGUGGGCGUGAGAUGACCAGUGUGUGGGCGUGAGAUGACCAGUGUGGGCGUGAGAUGACCAACGUGUGGGCGUGAGAUGACCUGUGUGUGGGCGUGAGAUGGGCAGGGUGUGGGAUGACUAGUGUUAAGCAUGAGAUGACCAGUGUGUGGGCGUGAGAUGACGAAGGUGCUGGUCUGAGAUGACCAGGUUUGGGUAAAAGAUGACCAGGUGUGGGUAAAAGAUGACCAAGGCUUGGUUGUGAGAUAACCAGGGUGUGGGCAUGAGAUGACCAAGGUAUGGGAGUGAGAUGACCAACGGCUGGGCGUGAGAUUACCAGUGUUUGGGCGUUAGAUGAUCAGUGUGAGUGUGAGAUGACCAAGGUGUGGGUGUGAGAUUACCAUGGUGUGGGAGUGAGAAAACCGUUUGGUUGUGAGAUGACCAAGGUGCUGGUCUGAGAUUACCAAGUUGUGGGUGUGAGAUGACCAAGGGUUGGGUGUGAGAUUAACACGGUGUGGGCGUGAGAUGACCAAGGUUGUGGGUUUGAGAGUACCCAAGUAGGGCGUGAGAUGACAAAGGUGCAGGUCUGAGAUGACCAAGGUGUGGGUGUGAGAUGACCAAGGGUUGGGUGUGAGAUUACCAGGGUGUGGGAGUGAGAUGACCAAGGUGUGGGUGUGAGAUGACCACGUUGUGGGUGUGAGAUGACCAGUGUGUGGGCGUGAGAUGACCAGUGUGUGGGCGUGAGAUGGACAGUGUGUGGUUGUGAGAUGAUUAGUGUGUAAGCGUGAGAUGACUAGUUUGUAAGCGUGAGAUGACCUGUGUCUGGGCGUGAGGUAAACAAGGUGCUGGUCUGAGAUGACCAAGGUGUGGGUGUGAGAUGACCAAAGGUUGGGUGUGAGAUGACCAGGGUGUGGGCGUGAGAUGACCAAGGGCUAGGCAUGAGAUUAUCAGGGUGUGGGCGUGAGAUGUUCAGUGUGAGAUGAUCAAGGUGGGGAUGCGAGAUUACCACGGUGUGGUUGUUAGAUUACAAGGGUGUGGGUGUGCGAUGACCAAGGUGUUGGAGUGAGAUAACCAAGGUUGUGGGUUUGAGAUGUCCCAGGUAAGGCGUAACGUGACCAAGGUGCUGGUCCGAGAUGACCAAGGGUUGGGCUUGCGGUGACCAGGGUGUAGGCGUGAGAUGACCACUGUGUUGGGCGUGAGAUGAUCAGUGUGAGAUGACCAAGGUGUGGGUGUGAGAUUACCACUGGUUGGGCGUGAGAUGAUCAGUGUGAGAUGACCAGUGUUUUGGUUUGAGAUGACCAAUGUGUUGGUGUGAGAUGACCAGGGUGUCGAGUUAGAUGACCAGGGUGUGCGUGUGAGAUGACCAUGGAGUGGUUGUGAUAUAACCAAGGAGUUGUUGUGAUAUCAGACCUGUUUACCCCCAAACUCUUAAAAUCGUACAGUAUCAUCACAAAAUCCUUCAAUACAUUAUCUUAAUAGUAAAAAAACACACAGUGUAUAUAAUGCAUACACCUCAAAAUCGUACAUUGUACGCUAAAAUCGUAAGAGUAAACAGGUCUGUGAUAUAACCAAGGAGUGGGCGUGAGACGACCAGGGUGUGGGUGUGAUAUAACCAAGGAGUGGGCGUGUGAUGACGGGGUGUGGGUGUGAGAUGACCAGUGUGUUUGUUUGAGAUGACCGAUGUGUUUGUGUGAGAUGACCAAGCGGUGGUUGUGAUAUAACCAAGGAGUGGUUGUGAUAUAACCAAGGUGUGGGCGUUUGAUGACCAGGGUGUGGGUGUGAGAUGAGAGGAAUGUGGUUUUUAGAUGACAAGGGUAUUAGUGAGAUAAACCAGGUGUGGGUUUCAUGUGACCAAAGUGUGGGCUUGAGACGACCAAGGUGUCGGUGUGAGGUGACCAAGGUGUGGGUGUGAGGUGACCAAGGUGUGGGUGUGAGGUGACCAAGGUGUGGGUGUGAGGUGACCAGGGUGUCGGUGUGAGGUGACCAGGGUGUCGGUGGGAGAUGAUCAGUGUGUUCGCGUGACAUGAGCAGUGGGUGUGCGUGAGAUGACCAGUGUGAGGUAACCAAGGUAUGGGUGUGAGAUGACCACGUGUUGGGUUUGAGAUGACAAUGGUGUGGGUGUGAGAUGACCAAGGUGUAGGUGUGGGGUAUUACCAAGGUGUAGGUGUGUGAUGACCAAGGUGUGUGUAUGAGAUGACCAAGGUGUGUAUGAGAUGACCAAGGUGUGUGUAUGAGAUGACCAAGGUGUGUAUGAGAUGACCAAGGUGUGUGUAUGAGAUGACCAAGGUGAGGUUUUGAGACAGAACUGUUUAUUUUUACGAUUUGGCGUACAAUGUACGGUUUUUACGGUUAUUUGUGUACUCUCAUGAUAAUGUAUUGAAAGAUUUUGUCAUGAUAUUGUACGAUUUUAAGAGUUCGGGGGUAAACAGGUCUUUUGGGAUGACCAGGGUGUGGGUGUGAGUUGACUAGUGUUGUUGUCGUUAGAUGGCUAGUGUGUGAGCGUGAGAUAAAUGAGUGGGCCUGAGAUGAUCAGUGUUUGGUCCUGAGAUGACCAGUGUGAGGGUGUGAGAUAACCAAGGUUUUGGGUGUGAGAUGACCAGGGUGUGGGUGUGAAAGACCAGUGUUUGGGCUUGAGAUGACCAGAGUGCAGGCUUGAGAAGACCAAUGUGUGAGUGUCAGAUUACAUGUGUGUGGGUGUUAGAUGACCAAGGUGUGUGUGUGUGAUGACCAACGAGUGUGUAUGAGAUUACCAAGGUGUUGUCUUAAGAUGACCAAGUCGUGGCUGUGAGAUGAUCAAGGUGUGGGUGUGAUAUGACUAAGGUGUGGGCGUGAGAUGAUCAGUGUGUGGGCGUGAGAUGACCAGUGUGUGGGCCUGAGAUGACCAGGUUGUGGGUAUGAGAUGACGAAGGUGUGGGUGUGAGAUGACCAGUGUGGGUGUUAGAUGACCAGGGUGUGGGCGAAAGAUGACCAGUGUGUUGUCGUCAUAUGAUCAAGGUGAUAGUGGUUAUUAUAUUGUUUAAAUUCCACGACAGGCAGCGGUGCAAACGAUUGUGUCCCUUCUUGGCAUACUGAGACGUAUCUACGUACACUAUUACACUUGGGCCCUUUGCCAUGUCUUUGGAAUGGAUCAGUUAUAAAUGUGCACACAAUGAUAUCUAUUAUAAUUAUUGUUAGUAUUGUAUAUACAUAAGUCUGUGUUACGAUUGAAGUGACACAAGACUGUUUUAUGAUUGUACAGACACAAGGCUGUGUUACGAUUGUACUGACACAAGGCUGUGUUACGAUUGUACUGACACAAGGCUGUGUUACGAUUGUACUGACACAAGGCUGUGUUACGAUUGUACUGACACAAAGCUGUGUUACGAUUGUACUGACAAGGCUGUGUUACGAUUGUACUGACACAAGGCUGUGUUACGAUUGUAUCGACUCACACACUUGUGUUCUCUGUGGAUGGGUACACCAAACUUUUUAAGACUUUCUACACACUUAAACUUCUUUAGAUUAUUAUAUUUAAAAAAAUAAUAAACAUUUAUUGCCUCCCCGGGCCUCAGACGUGUAAUGUUUACGUAAUGUCCCUAACUGUUAUGACAAGGUUGGCCCCCGUGGCUAUGUGUGGGCCGGCCACAAUCAAUCGUGGGCAUAAUUGCCAAUCAAUAUCUGCCUAUGUGUGCAAUGUAGUACAAUUAUGCCGUUAUGAUUUGAAGUGGUUCCAUAAUUGUAUUUGUUGUAUGUUUUUCUCUAACGGGGACGUAGGAUUGCUGUUGUUACUCUUUGUUACCGGGUGGCAUAAACUUCUGUUCAAAAGUGUUAUCGUGUAGGGCUUCGGUGCAUGCAGUACUGUAGGUGUUCGGUGCAUAAUGUACUGUAGGUGUUUGGUGCAUGAAGUACUUUAGGUGUUUGGUGUAUUAAGUACUGUAGGUUUCGGUGCAUGGAGUACCGUAGGUGUUUGGUGCAUGAAGUACUGCAGGUGUUUAGUGCAUCAAGCAUUGUAGGUGUUUGGUGUAUUAUUUACUGUAGGUGUUUGGUGCAUGAAGUAUUGUAGGUUUCGGUGCAUGAAGUACUUUAGAUGUUCGGUGCAUGAAGUAAUUUUGUGUAUAUUUAGUAGUGUCAGGGGUAUACAGUUUAUACUGAGCACUUGUGUAUCACGACGUACAUCCACUGGUUAUUGUUUGUAUCACAAACCCGGGUCUCAACCUCUACCCUUAACAUUUUAUCUAUUACCUUGUCAAAAUAACAGCAUGGCCUCGAAAAUGGAAGCCAAUGAUUACGCGUGAUUAAUGCUCAUUUCACACAAUCACAUUUUUCGUCAAAUGGUCGGCAAACUUAUCUUUGAACCCACUAUGUUCUAACAGAAAAUAGAUAGUUCAAAGACAAAUUCGACACAAAUUAGAUCGUGUGAACUGAGGAUAAGUCUCGUGUCUGUGUAAUUAAUUGUAUACAGUUGAUAGUAGCGGUUGAGCAAGAAUUAAAAUGGCAGCCGGCAGAGAUGGUAAUAUCGUCAAUUUUAGAAAAGGUUUGUUUUGUCGAUUCCUAGGGCACCGUUCCCGAAAUGGUGUUCCGUAUAACGGCGCCGGCCCGCGGGCCUUACGUUGCCGGUCCGCAGAGCAUUAGUCAAGAAACAUGCUUGAGUCUCAUUUCAAAACAAAAACCCAGAGUGUCGGGAGCAUAAAAACUCUCCCCGCGCUGUAGGCUACAAGAGAUACAUGGAAAGCAAACAAUUCGUGUCUGUUAGAAUUUAUGUCAAACCUUUCCAUUAGAGGGCCGCACAAAAUAAAGCCUGCUCAAUGUAAUCAACAUUUCUUGACGUUACGAAGUUCAUGCCUAAACUGGCAACCGCGGGAAAUGUUUCUAUUGGGGAAACUAGGGAGGAGGAUGCCAGAUUAACACGUGAUAAUAACAGUUUAACAAGUUGAUUUGAGUUAAGCUGAACAAUUAAGUUCACAAACAUAUGGUCCAUUCAAUUAUCUUUCUUUUGAUACCUCAUUUUGUCUUACAAACCCAACAAUAAUAUUUUAAAUAGUUUGUUUUUUAAAAUCCCAACCUCUCACGUCUGGUACCCUUGUGCGAAUAGCCACUUCGUUAGUUUAAUAACGCUAUUUCUUGGUUGUAUCGCAGGAUUUUCCUAAUACUGUGCCGUUAAUGUUAUCAUGUUCUAUUGACCUGGAGUUACCGUGUUGUUCUCGAACUGUGACAAUGAUGAUAGCAAUGAAAAUAACAAGAAGCAAUCUUCACCAACAGAGUACACUCACGGGUCAUUGAAAUUAUAGCCCAUGAACAUAUUGAUCUGAACACAAUACGGUGGGUGGAACGUGGAGGGUCUAGUUACUGGUUGGACUCGCAACCGAAAGGUCGGGCUCGGAUAUCUGAGGUCGGUCUAUACUGGAUGGCUGGAUGGUCUAAACUGAGUCAACCCCCACAUUAAUGUACUCGAGUUCAAUCUCUAGCCAAAGCACCAACAUCACUCCGGUUACUUGGAUGACAAUUCAUCUAAGUGGAGGCAGACCUCAAAUCAAACUCCGGAGAUGGAGUCCCGUAGGUGGUAUUGACACGAUGAACGCAUCAAGAGCACAGUGAAACUCACCAGACACACUGCUGGUCAUUGCUGCAUUUCUGUCGUCUUGACCUUGUCUUGCCAUUUGGACAAAUGGCUGUCUUGCCAUUUGGACAAUUGGCCGACACAUUGAGCAACUCUCCCUUACUAAAAAAACCACCACAAUACAGCUCAAGUCAAGGCUACUGCUCAAGGAGAAAAAGGCCUUGGUCAUCCUCGAAUGCAAAGGACGAACAUGAAGAUCUCACUGGACAAGGUGGCCGUGUGCGUGCGUUGUUCAUCAUGGAUGUUCUCUUCAUUUUCACGUGCUUCUAUCUUCACGGCCGAUAUUUUGUUGAUCGCUUUUGAUCAUUUUGGAAAAUGAUUCUGGUAUCAUUAUGUCUGUUUUACUGCGACCAUUUUCUCCACAGAAAUCCCAAUCAUUGUGUCUGACUGCGACCACCUUCCCUACUGAAAUCCCAAUCAUUUUGUCUGUUUUACUGCGGCCAUUUCCUCCACUGAAAUCCCAAUCUCUCAAAAUUUUAAAAGCGCAGACAUAUAAUUUGAACACAGACAAAUUCAUUUACGUUACUGCAGUGAUUAAACUACUUAUAUUUACUUCAUAUACUCUGACCAAGGCUCGCUUAGAAAAACCCACAGAAUCACGUUAAUUUUUGGUCGUCGUUUUUGUGUGUGUUUUUGUUCCACGCCUCCAUCGGUUUGCCGUUUUUGGAAGUACAUUUUGUUACGUCUGUUCAUUGUCAAGGUUUGACCAAACGAACCACAACACGAGCUCUCUACCUCAGUCUUUCAAUACAAUGUCCUACAUUUUUCGUGUACACCCCUCAAGAGGGUGUCAUUUUAUCUUAUACUUCUUACUUGGCAUCAGAGGCGUCGUAGGACUGGCCGGAAUACCGUGUACUGAGAUUUCCUGCUCCAUCGUUAUGUUCUGGUGGUGCCACACUUGACCACACACCUGACGUUGCCACACUUGACCACACACCUGGCGUUGCCGCACGUGACCACACACCUGACUUGCCACACUUGACCACACACCUGUGUUGCCACACUUGACCACACACCUGGCGUUGCCGCACGUGACCACACACCUGCCUUGCCACACGUGACCACACACCUCCCUUGACCACACACCUGACUUGCCACACUUGACCACACACCUGUGUUGCCACACUUGACCACACACCUGUGUUGCCACACUUGACCACACACCUGGCGUUGCCACACGUGACCACACACCUGACUUGCCACACUUGACCACAUACCUGUGUUGCCACACUUGACCACACACCUGGCGUUGCCACACGUGACCAUACACCUGGUUUUGCCACGUGUGACCACAUACCUAGUGUUGCCACACUUGACCGCACACCUGGUAUUGCCACCCUUGACCACACACCUGGUGUUGCCCCACUUGACCACACACCUGUCGGUGCAACACUUAUCCUGACGUCCAUACUGUCCUUGCGUCCAUACUAUCCUAGCGUACAUACUGUCCUUGCGUCCAUACUGUCCCAUACUGUCCUGGAGUGCAUACGAUUCUGACGUCCAUACUAUCCUUGAUUCCAUACCGUCCUGGCGUUCAUACCGUCCUGGAGUCCAUACUGUCCCAUUCUGUCCUUGAGUCCAUACUAUCCUGGCGUCCAUACUGUCCUGGCGUCCAUACUGUCCUUGAGUCCAUACUGUCCUGGCGUCCAUACUGUCCUGGCGUCCAUACUGUCCUGGCGUCCAUUUUGUCCUGGUGUCCAUACUGUCCUUGAGUCCAUACUGUCUUUGAGUCCAUACUGUCCUUGAGUCCAUACUGUCCUGGCGUCCAUACUGUCCUUGAGUCCAUACUGUCCUGGCGUCCAUACUGUCCUGGCGUCCAUACUGUCCUGGCGUCCAUACUGUCCUGGCGUCCAUACUGUCCUGGCGUCCAUACUGUCCUGGCGUCCAUACUGUCCUGGCGUCCAUACUGUCCUGGCGUCCAUACUGUCCUGGCGUCCAUACUGUCCUGGCGUCCAUACCGUUCUGGCGUCCAUACCGUCCUGGCGUCCAUACCGUCCUGGUGUCCAUACCGUCCUGGCGUCCAUACCGUCCUGGCGUCCAUACUGUCCUUGAGUCCAUACUGUCCUGGCGUCCAUACUGUCCUUGAGUCCAUACUGUCCUGGCGUCCAUACUGUCCUUGAGUCCAUACUGUCCUGGCGUCCAUACUGUCCUGGCGUCCAUACUGUCCUGGCGUCCAUACUGUCCUGGCGUCCAUACUGUCCUGGCGUCCAUACUGUCCUGGCGUCCAUACUGUCCUGGCGUCCAUACUGUCCUGGAGUCCAUACUGUCCUGGCGUCCAUACUGUCCUGGCGUCCAUACUGUCCUGGCGGGGAACUAUUGGCCAAACUUUUGUCGCGAAAUGACGGGCUGUAAAACAAGAGCCCAUAAUAAGACGUUAAUAUCUUGUGGGCUGGAUAAGUCUAAGGGUAUAGAGUAGCCACGAUAGCUUAAUCAUGAUAAUAUGCCGUUGUCUGUUAUCAUUGCUCAAGUUAUCUGAGGUAUGAUUGUAAACAAUAAGGAAUUGUAAACAAUAGUAGAAUCACGGCAACAGAUGGAACGGAAAUAAUAGGUUGGUGGGGUUGAGGUACGUAGUUGGAAUCUUUUUAAAUACUUGGGAUAAAACCUAACUUCCUUCACUGACUGGAGAUAAAACCUAGCACCCAUCACUAUCUAGAGAUAAAAACUAAAUUCUUAUCACUAACUAGGGAUAAAUCCUACCAUCCAUCGCUAAGUAUAAAUACUAACAUCCAUCACUAAGGAUACAACCUAACAUCCAUCACUGACUAAGGAUAAAACCUAACAUCCGUCACUAAGGAUACAACCUACAAUCCAUCACUGACUAAGGAUACAACCUAACAUCCAUCACUGUCUAAGGAUACAACCUAAAAUCCACCACUGUCUAAGGAUACAACCUAAAAUCCACCACUGACUAAGGAUACAACCUAAAAUCCAUCACUGUCUAAGGAUAAAACCUAAAAUCCAUCACUGUCUAAGGAUAAAACCUAAAAUCCAUCACUGUCUAAGGAUACAACCUAAAAUCCAUCACUGUCUAAGGAUACAACCUAAAAUCCACCACUGACUAAGGAUACAACCUACAAUCCAUCACUGUCUAAGGAUACAACCUAAAAUCCAUCACUGUCUAAGGAUACAACCUAAAAUCCACCACUGACUAAGGAUACAACCUACAAUCCAUCACUGUCUAAGGAUACAACCUACAAUCCAUCACUGACUAAGGAUACAACCUAAAAUCCACCACUGACUAAGGAUACAACCUACAAUCCAUCACUGACUAAGGAUACAACCUAAAAUCCAUCACUGACUAAGGAUACAACCUAACAUCCAUCUCUGUCUAAGGAUAAAACCUAAAAUCCAUCACUGUCUAAGGAUACAACCUAAAAUCCAUCACUGUCUAAGAAUAAAACCUAAAAUCCAUCACUGUCUAAGGAUAAAACCUAAAAUCCACCACUGACUAAGGAUACAACCUAAAAUCCACCACUGACUAAGGAUACAACCUAAAAUCCAUCACUGACUAAGGAUACAACCUACAAUCCACCACUGACUAAGGAUACAACCUACAAUCCAUCACUGUCUAAGGAUACAACCUAAACUCCAUCACUGUCUAAGGAUACAACCUAACAUCCGACAGUGCCUAAGGAUAAAACCUAAAAUGUCUGACAGCUCUGUUGGUAGAUGCGUAACUGUGUGGUAUUGAAUUCUUUAGCGAGACAUAUAUGUUAUGGAAUCCUUUUUGUGAGACAUAGAUGUUAUAAAAGGAAACCUGGGAUUGUUGGGUGUAGGGUGGUUUCAUAUGCCAUGGUUGCGAACCCGUUGCAAAGAAAGAAUAGGGCCACAAAACAAACACAAUAUUCACCCUUGUUAUACAAUGUAAGGAUAUCGCCUUGGAUAUCUGGGAAGUAGCUUUACACAGAAAUAGUUACAAAAGGAAAGAAAGAAAACACAAUGUUUUCUAAGAAAUGUCUUUAUCUUAGAUGGCGUGCUACCAAGAGAUAAUAAAAAUUUGUGGUGGCAGGAUAGUGAAUACAUUUGAUAAUGGUUUGGGAGAACGAACAUCUAAGAUAAACGGGGCAUGAUAUGGUUAUGUGGACACAAAAUAUGGGCCACUGACAUGUGUGAUGGUUGUUGAAAACACAAAAUACGGGCCACUGACACGUACGAUGGUUGUUGAAAACACAAAAUACGGGCCACUGACAUGUAUGAUGUUUGUGGAAAACACAAAAUACGGGCCACUGACAUGUGUGAUGGUUGUUGAAAACACAAAAUACGGGCCACUGACACGUACGAUGGUUGUUGAAAACACAAAAUACGGGCCACUGACAAGUAUGAUGUUUGUGGAAAACACAAAAUACGGGCCACUGACACGUACGAUGGUUGUUGAAAACACAAAAUACGGGCCACUGACAUGUAUGAUGGUUGUUGAAAACACAAAAUACGGGCCACUGACAUGUAUGAUGGUUGUUGAAAACACAAAAUACGGGCCACUGACAUGUAUGAUAGUUGUUGAAAACACAAAAUACGGGCCACUGACACGUAUGAUGGUUGUUGAAAACACAAAAUACGGGCCACUGACAUGUGUGAUGGUUGUUGAAAACACAAAAUACGGGCCACUGACAUGUGUGAUGGUUGUUGAAAACACAAAAUACGGGCCACUGACAUAUGUGAUGGUUGUUGAAAACACAAAAUACGGGCCACUGACAUGUAUGAUGGUUGUUGAAAACACAAAAUACGGGCCACUGACACGUAUGAUGGUUGUUGAAAACACAAAAUACGGACCACUGACAUGUGUGAUGGUUGUUGAAAUGGUAAAAAUGGUUGGUUGCUUCAACAUUACAGAACCACGUUGGUUGUUAACACUCCCCAAAAUGUUGGUUCUCUGGACACAAAGAAUUGGAAUGGCUUGAUGCAGUGUCAUCACGAUCUCGUUGACACGUAGCGAUACGUCUCUUCAGCAUCAUAUCAAUUGUGUGUCCCGGGGUGGACACGGGAUUACACGCAUCAGUAGAGCUGGCCUGGCGGGCGCUGGAUGUAUGAAAGGUGCCGGACGGAUAGAUCACUCCAGAUCAGCAAUGUUUCAUCUGGAAGCGAGGGAUUGUUGCGGGUAUCAUGUGAUAGAAAUGGCUUUGUCUCAUCUUGUCGUGGCAUGAUAUCGUCACAUGACCACCGGGACAUAGGCGAUUUCUGAAACAGUAUUGGUAUUGGAAGCACCAGCGUCAAAGCAAGAACAACAAUGACUUAUGUGGAACAAAAUGUAUACAAACCUACCGUAUGACAACCUCAUUGAUCUAAUGCUAAAUGCCUUAAAGACGCGUCCGCCUGCUGUUGACACGAUGAAUCAAUGAGAAACGUUAACCAAAGUGUGGAAGAGAUCUUUAGAUCAGUGGAUGAGUGCAUGUUACUUGUCAAGUUAGGUGCGUUAGAUCGGAUGACGUCAGAAGAGCACAGUUGGUGCAAAAGCUCACUAGUUUAGAUUAGGUAUUUAUGGAAAUGAAAAUCUCCUAAAGAAACCCGUAAUCAAUUAGAUCUAUUAUCCACCCCCCCUUUCUUUUUCCUUUAAAGUUUUUAAAGAUAAUAUAUUAUCUUUUCUUCUCAUUCACCAUUUUAUUAUGUCCAAAUCCUCUUAUAAUUUUCCUCACUGUGCUCUCUCUAUCUCCCUAGUUGUUAUUCAUUCUAUAACUCCCUAAUUGUUAUUCAUUCUCUAUCUCCCUAGUUGUGGUGAUGCACUCUCUAUCUCCUUAGUUGCUAUUUUCUAUACAGUCGAACCCGGUUAUGUCGACAGCCUCGGGGUUUGCCAAAAAAAGCGUCGAGAUAACGGAUGAUCGAGAUAAUCGAAAACCAAUAUAGUGGCAAUAUAUUAAAAUUUGCUAGAAAUUUCUGUAUGUACACGAAGUGUGUUUACAAUGAGAAUGUACAUGCACGUGUUUUCAGAGUUUUUUUUUACACAACAGCGUAACCACGAUAUGUUUGAUGCAGCGAUCGGCAUGCUAUAAAAAUGCACAUACAUGUUAGCUAACGACACAAGGCAUAUGACAUAUGUGGGGUGCCACUUUUCCGGAUUAUCCCAGAAUUCCUGGAUUCGUGAGGAUACAUAUUUUUCAGCUCCGGAUUCGCGAGUUUUUAUCUUCUCUGGCUCUGGAUUCGCCAUUUCAGUUCACUCAAAAUACGGAUUCCGUUUUUUCAACAACAACAAAAAAAAAAAUUAAAAAAAUCAACGUGUAAGAACGCGUGAAAGCCUUUUUAGCGACACGCCCCGACACACUCAAGGACUACAGAACGAAUGUUACCACAACGUCUAUUGUGUCAUCUUCUGCUCCCGCCCCGACACACUCAAUGACCACACAACAACUGUUGCCACAACGUCUUUUGUGUCAUCUUCUGCUCCCGCCCCGACACACUCGAUGACCACACAACAACUGUUGCCACAACGUCUUUUGUGUCAUCUUCUGCUCCCGCCCCGACACACUCAAUGACCACACAACAACUGUUACCACAACGUCCUUUGUGUCAUCUUCUGCUCCCGCCCCGACACACUCAAUGACUACAGAACGAAUGUUACCACGACGUCCAUUGUGUCAUAUGUCAUCUCCUGCUCCCGCCCCGACACACUCGAUGACCACACAACAACUGUUGCCACAACGUCUUUUGUGUCAUCUUCUGCUCCCGCCCCGACACACUCAAUGACCACACAACAACUGUUGCCACAACGUCUUUUGUGUCAUCUUCUGCUCCCGCCCCGACACACUCAAUGACUACAGAACGAAUGUUACCACGACGUCCAUUGUGUCAUCUUCUGGUCCCGCCCCGACACACUCGAUGACUACAGAACGAAUGUUACCACGACGUCCAUUGUGUCAUCUUCUGGUCCCGCCCCGACACACUCGAUGACCACAGAACGAAUGUUACCACAACGUCCAUUGUGUCAUCUUCUGCUCCCGCCCCGACACUCAAGGACUGUCACAAAUUGUUGCUAUACAUAUAAGUAUAAGCCAAGACCUCAAAAAUCUAGUUAACUGCUAUAAAUUACUAACUCAGUAUCUCUAGUACACAGGUUCUCAAGCAACAAUCACAUUCAUAUAGAAGCAAAGUGACCCUUACAAUAAUAUGUGGGGUUUGGGGGGGGGGGGGAGAUCUUUUAAGAAGAGUAAAUUCUUGGAGGGGGAAAAAAAUCAAAAACUUAUUUUUUUAGUACAAGUUUUUUGGGGACAUUUUUAGUGGCAGGAAUGAAAUUGAAACUUUAAGACACAAAUAAACAUUUAAAACACAAAUAAAAAAAGCAACAAUCACAUUCAUAUAGAAGCAAAGUGACCCUUACAAUAAUAUGUGGGGUUUGGGGGGGCGGGGGGGAGAUCUUUUAAGAAGAGUAAAUUCUUGGAGAGGGAAAAAAAUCUAAAACUUAAUUUUCUAGUACAAUGUUUUUGGCGACAUAUUUAGUGGCAUGAAUGAAAUUGAAACUUUAAGACACCAAUAAAACUUUAAGACACCAAUUAAAUGAGAAAACUUUAAGACACCAAUUAACCAAGAAAACUUUAAGACUCCAAGAAAACUUUAAGACACCAAUUAACCAUGAAAACUUUAAGACACCAAUUAAAUAAGAAAACUUUAAGACACCAUUAAAUAAGAAAACUUUAAGACACCAAUUAAACAAAGCUUUAAGACACCAAUUAAAUAAGAAAACUUAAAGACACCAAUUAAAUAAGAAAACUUUAAGAGACCAAUUAACCAAGAAAACUUUAAGACACCAAUUAAAUAAGAAAACUUAAAGACACCAAUUAAAUAAGAAAACUUUAAGACUCCAAGAAAACUUUAAGACACCAUUUAACCAAGAAAACUUUAAGUCACCAAUUAAAUAAGAAAACUUUAAGACUCCAAGAAAACUUUUAGACUCCAAGAAAACUUUAAGACACCAAUUAAACAAGAAAGCUUUAAGACACCAAUUAAACAAGAAAACUAUAAGACACCAAUUAAACAAGAAAACUUUAAGACACCAAUUAAACAAGAAAACUUUAAGACACCAAUUAGACAAGAAAACUUUAAGACGGCAAUUAAACAAGAAAACUUUAAGACACCAAUUAAACAAGAAAAAUUUAAGGGUUAGGUGGGGGUUAGGACGCAGACGGCAGAGCUUAGUGACGCAGAUGCGCACGAGCACUGCCCCUUGCGCACAUAUUUCUGGCGGCUGGAUAGCAACAGGGAUCCUACCUGCCGACAUUGCAGCAUGGCCCCGGAGACCCCAGAGCACCCGUUGACCGAAUGUCCCUCACUGGAUCUCCCGGGGGAAGCCAGGGCGGUUGGAGGACCCUUUGUGAGGGAAAUGUUGUAUGGCUCAGCUCAACAGAUGGAGUUGAUAGCCAAUUGACUAGCCGGGGUCAUAAGAGAGUAAUCUCAGACCCUCACCAGAAUAUGUGUGUUAGUUAGUGACGGUUUCGAAACUGGGGAUAAGCAGCGGAAAAUGAAGCAACUAGUAAGUAGUCAGUGACCGAGCUCUCAACAAACAUUAACAUACAUCAAGAGAUUAUAACCAUUACACAACUAUAAAAACGGAUUAUAUUUGUUCAUUAAACUCAUUUUCUCCCGGUUUUUUUCCGGGAUCCUGGGAUGAGGAAAACUUCCUUCCCGUUUCGCCGGGAUAAGCAACAGCCCAGUAAAUGAGGACCGCUGGUAUCAGCACACUAAAGCACAAUUAAAGCCAAGUUCAAUGGAACCAUUCUGCCAUCAUUGUCUUAUUGGGCUGACGUUUAACUCGUGUGCGUACAAGCGUAUCAAGCGUUGAGUGAGACUUGAUCUAUCCGGACCCACUCCUGGUACCGUCACAGCAUCGACGGGCUGAAACUUGAUCUAUCCGGACCCACUCCUGGCACCCUCACAGCACUGACGGGCGUCACUGUCGAGCCGUUCGGACCAUUGUUUACAUUGAACGCUUUUUAAAUCCCUUAUAUGAACAGCGCAAUUCGCUUGUGGUUGGCAAAAAUCUUCGGACACCUAAUUGACCCACUUCCCGACGGCCUAUCGAGCUGAAACUUGGCACAUAGACAUAACACAUUCGACCGGUAUCAAAUUUUGAGCCAAGCCCCCAACCCCCGAAAAUAACAGUUUUUCCUGUUUUUCCAAUGGGAACAUGAAGGCAAUAUGAUGACACUAAUUUCACGAAAUAAAAUUCCCGAUAACUGCGCCCAAUGAUAUUCUUUCAGACAAAUAUAAAUACAAAAUCGCACGUGCGUUUGAUGCGUAAUAUUCUCAUUUGUUUUUUCUGAAAUCGUGAAAUAAAUCUGCGAUGUAAACGUAGGUGGGUCAUUAGAAUAUUAAUAGAGUUCAGGGGCGUGGAACAAAUGUGCGGCUGCGAGCCUUGUGGGGAUGGGGAGGGAAUCAAUAACUGGGAUUCUUAUAAAGUGCGUUACUUGUAGGCAGGUCUGGGCCCCCCCCCCCACUCCCCAUUGCUCGAUAUUCCACUUAUAAAGGAUUCAUAGGAACAGCUUUGUGUUUAGGGUUUGUUUAAUGUAAAUAAAUAGAAGAAAGUGAGAUAUGUUUACGGCUGCUGAGAUAAUGUUAAUAAAGAUAACUGUCUUAGUUUUAGCCACAGGGCUGAGAACCAGUCAUGGAUAUCUAAAAGUUUAGAUAACAGUGUUGAUACCGGUAAUGGAAAUCUUUAAGUACGUCACACCUACUAUGUGUGGAUCCGAGAUUUUAGUUACCUUACACCUGCUAUGUGAGGGCCAGUGGUGUCAGUUACCUCACACCUAUUAUGUGAGCACCAGUGAUGUUAGUUACCUUAUUCCUACUAUGUGAGGACCAGUUACCUUAUACCUACAAUGUGAGGACCAGUGAUGUUAGUACCUUAUACCUCCUAUGUGAGGACCAGUGACCUCACACUUACUAUGGAAGGUCCAGUGAUGUUAGUACCUUAUACCUCCUAUGUGAGGACCAGUGACGUCACACUUACUAUGGAAGGACCAGUGAUGUUAGUACCUUAUACCUCCUAUGUGAGGACCAGUGACGUCACAUUUACUAUGGAAGGACCAGUGAUGUUAGUACCUUAUACCUCCUAUGUGAGGACCAGUGACCUCACACAUCCUAUGUGAGGACAAUUGACCCCACACCUCCUAUGUGAGGACCAUUGACGCCACACCUCAUAUGUGAGAACCAGUGAUCCCACACCUCCUAUGUGAGGACCAGUGACCCCACACCUUCUAUGUGAGGACCAGUGACCCCACACCUCCUAUGUGAGGACCAUUGACCCCACACCUCAUAUGUGAGAACCAGUGACCCCACACCUCCUAUGUGAGGACCAGUGAUGUUAGUUACCUCACAUCGUUACCAUCGUUUCAGUGCUCCAAUGGUAACGAUCGUGAGUUCACUCAUGCGUGACAUUUGGGAUGGGAGCUGCGUCUUGAACUAAUAAGGAAGAGGCGUGUUGACACUUUCUUUUUUUUCCCCAACAUUAUCUCGGAACUGCAGUUCUAGAGCUGUGUCAUUUAGAUCGGAACUGGAGCUCUAGAGCUGGGUCAUUUUGAUCUGAACUGGAGCUCUAGAGCUGGGUCAUUUUGAUCGGAACUGGAGUUCUAGAGCUGGGUCAUUUUGAUCUGAACUGGAGUUCUAGAGCUGAGUCAUUUUGAUCGGAACUGGAGUUCUAGAGCUGUGUCAUUUAGAUCGGAACUGGAGCUCUAGAGCUGGGUCAUUUUGAUCUGAACUGGAGCUCUAGAGCUGGGUCAUUUUUAUCUGAACUGGAGUUCUAGAGCUGGGUCAUUUUGAUCGGAACUGGAGUUCUAGAGCUGGGUCAUUUUGAUCAGAACUGCAGUUCUAGAGCUGGGUCAUUUUGAUCGGAACUGGAGUUCUAGAGCUGGAUCAUUUUGAUCAGAACUGGAGUUCUAGAGCUGGGUCAUUUUGAUCGGAACUGGAGUUCUAGAGCUGGGUCAUUUUGAUCGGAACUGGAGUUCUAGUCGACCCAGUAAAACUAGUCUUGACCUCAAGAUCUCGACGGUCAUUUUGAUCGGAACUGGAGUUCUAGAGCUGGGUCAUUUUGAUCGGAACUGGAGUUCUAGAGCUGGGUCAUUUUGAUCGGAACUGGAGUUCUAGAGCUGGGUCAUUUUGAUCAGAACUGGAGCUCUAGAGCUGUGUCAUUUUGAUCGGAACUGGAGUUCUAGAGCUGGGUCAUUUUGAUCGGAACUGGAGUUCUAGAGCUGGAUCAUUUUGAUCAGAACUGGAGUUCUAGAGCUGGGUUAUUUUGAUCGGAACUGGAGUUCUAGAGCUGGGUCAUUUUGAUCAGAACUGGAGCUCUAGAGCUGGGUCAUUUUGAUCGGAACUGGAGUUCUAGAGCUGGGUCAUUUUGAUCAGAACUGGAACUCUAGAGCUGUGUCAUUUAGAUCGGAACUGGAGUUCUAGAGCUGUGUCAUUUAGAUCGGAGCUGGAGCUCUAGAGCUGGGUCAUUUUGAUCUGAACUGGAGCUCUAGAGCUGGGUCAUUUUGAUCGGAACUGGAGUUCUAGAGCUGGGUCAUUUUGAUCAGAACUGGAGCUCUAGAGCUGUGUCAUUUAGAUCGGAACUGGAGCUCUAGAGCUGUGUCAUUUUGAUCAGAACUGGAGUUCUAGAGCUGGGUCAUUUUGAUCGGAACUGGAGUUCUAGAGCUGUGUCAUUUAGAUCAGAACUGGAGUUCUAGAGCUGGGUCAUUUUGAUCGGAACUGGAGUUCUAGAGCUGGGUCAUUUUGAUCGGAACUGGAGUUCUAGAGCUGGGUCAUUUUCUAGUCUUGACCUCAAGAUCUCGACGGUCAUUUUGAUCGGAACUGGAGUUCUAGAGCUGGGUCAUUUUGAUCGGAACUGGAGUUCUAGAGCUGGGUCAUUUUGAUCAGAACUGGAGUUCUAGAGCUGGGUCAUUUUGAUCAGAACUGGAGCUGGUAAAUUUUAUCACUGCCCCGAGCUUUAAUAUUUAGGAACAUUUGAUGUUAAAAAUUAUUUGAACGUAUAGUUUUAAGCAAAUUAAUUCAUUAAAAUUGAUGCCCUAUUCUACUACCAGCAAUACUGCCAAACUCUACUACCAACAAUGUUCCCUCCACUCUUCUACCAGCAUUGUUUCUCACACUCUACUACCAGCAUUGUUGCCCACACUCUACUACCAGCAUUGUUUCUCACACUCUACUACCAGCAUUGUUGCCCACACUCUGCUACAAUGUUGCCACACUCUUCUACCGCUAUGUUGCCACACUCGUUUACCAGCUAAGUUGCCACAUUCUUAAAAUAAAUUUUUUUUGAGUCUAGUGUUUUAUUUGUUGAAAAAGAGGGGGGGGGGAGGGGGAGGGGGUUGGUGCAAAGAAAUCAGUUCUACCAUCUCCUCACCAUAUGACGCCCCCCCCCCCCCCCCCCCCUUGUUUCUUUUGAAGGUUGAUGUCCAUGAAGAUAGCUCUAUUGUGCUUAUGUUUUUUGAAAAUCGUGGAUGUUAAAUUUUAAUAAUGUAAUAAAGGCUGGGAGUGAGCAGUCUGAAAGUGGACUUGUGUACUCAGCUGAACUACGGUGUGUUAACAAUAUGAGACCUGUUGAUGACCAUUCUAAUGGACAGUGAUUUAUUUUGCUAGACAUAAGACAUUUUUUUUUGGCCAGUAUAUUUAUUUAUUGUUUAAUUUGUUCAGACUUCAACAGUGUUGGAUUACAUCAAAACUUUUAUCGUUUACAUGACGAAGAAAUAAUUCAUUUUUACAAAACAAUUCCCCGCCCCCUUCCCCCCCCCCAUUUUUUUUUUGGGGGGGACCAAAUUCUUGCAUGAUCGUUCGAAUACUUUAUCAUUAUUUGGUAAGAGCUUCAUCAUGUGACUUUCAAGUCUCAAUGACUGCAGUGGAGUAUUAUAUCUUCCCAUAGACAGACUCCCCUCUCUGGGUGUUACUAUUUAAGCAAGACCCAGCAUAUUUUGGUGGGAGCUUAGGGUAAGUGCCGUAUUGAUUUCUUCAUCAAGUGUCAAGGUUUUCUUUGACUUUUCUCCCCCGGACUCUUUUAAAAGACUUGUGUAAGUAACACGGGCGCUUAGAUAUAUCAGCCCGCUUCUCUUGCGCCGGUCUUUUUUAUGGCGUCUCUGGCGUAGGGUCCGAUCAGACACCGGCCUGUUCACCGACGGAGUAUUUCCUCAAGAUAAGCUGCCGCCGUUGUGUCGGUGAAAGGUGGCUCAGCUGUAAAGCCGGUGGAUGUCGCCCCCCUGUGUUAGUACAAUUUGAUCCAGGUCAGAACCUGGUGGAUGCCGCCCCUGUCUGGGUAAGGAGGUUCAGUUAAGAACCAGGCGUUGUGUCGGUGAAAUGUGGCUCAGCUAUGAAGCCGGUGGAUGUCGCCCCUGUGUUAGUGCAAUGUGGUCAAGCUCAGAACCUGGUGGAUGCCGCCCCUGUCAGGGUAAGGAGGACCAGUUAAGAACCAGGCGGAUGCCGCCCCUGUCAGGGAAAGGUGGCCCAUGUAGUUAAGAACCAGGUGGAUGUCGCCCCUGCCAGGGUAAGGUUGCCCAGUUAGAACCAUGUGGAUGCCGCCACUGCCAGGGUAAGGUGGCCCAGUUAAAAACCUGUCGGAUGACGUCCAUAUCCCAUUUAAGGUUGGCCCAGCUAAGAACCUGUCGAAUGACGUCCUAUGUCAUUUAAGGGUGGUCCAGCUGUCGGAUGACGUCCCUGACAGAAAAGCAAUGAAGGAAGUGACAAACAGCUCGUUGGGGAUGUGCCGGCAUCUGUGUGAGGGAAAUCAUUUGGGGCUCCUGGAGCAUAAUUCAGACAUUCAAGUAGCCCCUCCUCUCUAGCAUUUCUCAUCAAACUUGAACCAUUACAGAUCCCAGGAGGGUUUUAUGUUAUUUUUAAUUAGAGCACGGGGAAUUAGAGCAAGUAAAAAUGUCUGGAAAGUUGGAACAAAAUAUAUGUGAAUUACCAGGAAUAAAAUACUUUAAUUGAUCUUUUUUGAAACUCUAUGAAUUACCAUUAGUAAAAUACUUCAAAAUAUAAGUUUUUAAAAUCUGUGAAUUACCAUGAAUAAAUUACCGGUACUUUAAAAGACCUUUGAACAAAUCUGUGAAUUACCAGGAAUAAAUUCCCAUUACUUUAAAAGACCUUUGAACAAAUCUGUGAAUUACCUGGAGUAACAUGCUUUAAUGAUGUUAGAACAAAUAUGUGAAUUACCUGGAGUAACAUACUUUAAUGAUGUUAGAACAAAUCAGUGAAUUACCUGGAGUAACAUGCUUUAAUGAUGUUAGAACAAAUCUGUGAAUUGCCAGUAGUAAAACACUUUAAAAGACCUUUGAACAAAUCUGCGAAUUACCAGGAGUAAAAUACUUCAAAAUAUCAUUUGUAAAUAUCUGUGAAUUACCAGGAAUAAAUUACUCCCCAAAAUCUGAGAAUUAAGUGGAAUAAAUUGGAUAAUAAGAUUUUUUUGUUGAAAUGUUAGAACAAAAAGGUAGCGUAGUAUGGCAAGAAUUUGUCAGAUGGCAGUCAGUUAAAGAUUAUUCUCUCGGACUCACUCCCGAACACUUCUAGAACCUCAAUGGUCUCACCCACCCCCCCCCCCCACACACACACACCCUUUCCCUUUAACUACAGAUGUUUUGGACACAGGUGACUAACCAUAAUGACUGGUUGUCAUUAGAUUAAUGUGGUCUCAUGGGAGAAUGUUGUUGUCUGAACUGGAUGCUUGAGCCCCUGCCUCCACAACUCCCUUACAGAAACUAUAUCCGUUGUUUGAGAUGGCUUUAGUGCGCACGUGUACUUCAGUAUGUUUAGAAUGAUACGAAAUGGGGCAGUGACAAGGUGAGAUUGAAUUAUUAACAAUAAUACUUUCAAAUAAGAGAUGGAUGAAGUGAUCAGAAGGAAUGUACACAUGCACUCGCAGGUACAAGCCUCAUUCUGGGGUGGGGGAGGGUGGCUAAAUGGAUAUGGACCCCUCGGUAACCAACAGCUUAGUCAAUGUAACCACUGCCUUCUUCUUCAGUGUCACUGUAGUAGGACAGAUCACUGUUGUAGGACUGAUCACUGCAGUAGGACAGAUCACUGUUGUAGGACUGAUCACUGUAGUAGGACAGAUCACUGUUGUAGGACUGAUCACUGUAGUAGUACCGAUCGCUGUUGUAGGACAGAUCACUGUAGUAGUACCGAUCGCUGUUGUAGGACAGAUCACUGUUGUAGGACAGAUCACUGUUGUAGGACCGAUCACUGUAGUAGGACCGAUCACUGUAUUAGGACCGAUCACUGUAGUAGGACAGAUCACUGUUGUAGGACUGAUCACUGUUGUAGGACAGAUCACUGUUGUAGGACUGAUCACUGUUGUAGGACUGAUCACUGUUGUAGGACUGAUCACUGUAGUAGGACAGAUCUCUGUAGUAGGACAUAUCACUGUUGUAGGACAUAUCACUGUUGUAGGACAGAUCACUGUUGUAGGACUGAUCACUGUAGUAGGACUGCUCACUGUAGUAGGACUGAUCACUGUAGUAGGACAGAUCACUCUAGUAGUACAGAUCACUGUAGUAGGACAGAUCACUGUAGUAGGACAGAUCACUGUUGUAGGACAGAUCACUGUUGUAGGACUGAUCACUGUAGUAGGAGAGAUCACUGUUGUAGGACUGAUCACUGUUGUAGGACAGAUCACUGUUGUAGGACUGAUCACUGUAGUAGGACAGAUCACUGUAGUAGGACUGAUCACUGUAGUAGGACAGACAGAUCACUGUUGUAGGAUAGAUCACUGUUGUAGGACAGAUCACUGUAGUAGGACAGAUCACUGUAGUAGGACAUAUCACUGUAGUAGGACAGAUCACUGUUGUAGGACAGAUCACUGUUGUAGGACUGAUCACUGUAGUAGGAGAGAUCACUGUUGUAGGACUGAUCACUGUUGUAGGACAGAUCACUGUUGUAGGACUGAUCACUGUAGUAGGACAGAUCACUGUUGUAGGAUAGAUCACUGUUGUAGGACUGAUCACUGUAGUAGGACAGAUCACUGUCGCAGGACACAUCACUGUUGUAGGACACAUCACUGUUGUAGGACAGAUCACUGUUGUAGGACUGAUCACUGUUGUAGGACAGAUCACUGUUGUAGGACUGAUCACUGUUGUAGGACAGAUCACUGUUGUAGGACAGAUCACUGUUGUAGGACUGAUCACUGUUGUAGGACUGAUCACUGUUGUAGGACUGAUCACUGUUGUAGGACUGAUCACUGUUGUGGGACAGAUCACUGUUGUGGGACAGAUCACUGUUGUGGGACAGAUCACUGUUGUGGGACUGAUCACUGUUGUGGGACAGAUCACUGUUGCGGGACAGAUCACUGUUGGACAAAUCACUGUUGUAGGACAGAUACUGUUUGACAAAUCACUGUUGCAGGACAGAUCACUGUUGCAGGACAGAUCACUGUUGCAGGACAAAUCACGGGACAGAUCACAGUCACAGGACAGACACAGGACAGAUCAUUGUUGCAGGACAAAUCACGGGACAGAUCACAGUCACUGGACAAAUCACUGUUCCAGGGCAGAUUACCGUCAAAGGACAGAUGACACCGUCAGUAUGGCUUUAAAAUAAUGAAGGCUCAUUUCCAUUUUUGGGAUGUCAUUUCUGUACUAGAAAAAAUGAUAACUCGGCGUUUCGACUUCCUGGGUUGGAAAAGUAGUUUAGGUCACGGUGAGGUCGCGAUCAUGUCCCAGAUAAAAACUAACGGAACUAUCACCGCAGACGGCACCAUCUAUUUUUGAUCUGAAAUGCCUAUGAUAACAAUGAAAACACAUUUGACAAAUGACCAUUGUAUGUUUAUCUAAGAGUUAUCCCAUAGCAAACAACAUUAGCGAGCAGACCUGCCAUGUGGCGUAAGGCGAUGUGUCAGAGAUGGCGACUAUCCUCAUUCAAUAGUCAUGUAACUGGCCUUAUGAAUAUCAUACAUUUCAUUAUGAGCUGGCCUUACGAAUAUCAUACAUUUCAUAUUGAGCUGGCCUUAUGAAUAUCAUACAUUUCAUAUUGAGCUGGCCUUAUGAAUAUCAUACAUUUCAUAUUGAGCUGGCCUUAUGAAUAUCAUACAUUUCAUAUUGAGCUGACCUUAUGAAUAUCAUACAUUUCAUAUUGAGCUGGCCUUAUGAAUAUCAUACAUUUCAUAUUGACCUGGCCUUACUUUCUAUCAUAAGACAUCUCAUAUUGACCUGGCCAUAUGAAUAUCAUACAUCUCAUAUUGACCUGGCCUUACUUUUUAUCAUAAGACAUCUCAUACUGGCCUGGCCUUAUGCACAUCAUACAACAUCUCAUAUUGACCAGGCCUUAUGCACAUCAUACAACUUCUCAUAUUGACCUGGUCUUGUAAAUAUCAUUCAUCAUCUCAUAGUGACCUGACCUUAUUUAUAUCAUGCGACAUCUCAUACUGAAUUAAAUUUAACGUAAAGAGUACCAACCAUAGCUACAACUUAGAUUAGUUGUAUUUACCUAAGUUUAAAAUCUAGAGUACUAAGCCUUAUGUAUAGCAGAACUGCAAUUUUAUUGACCGAAUUUCUAAGUCUAUGUUUUGCCACCCUGUAUUACUUUCAAAUGACAGAUUCCAUGACACAACGACGCUAUGGGCCGUCUGUGUCGUCGUACUCGCUGUUGUAGAUGUAAGUUAUGCGUUAAGCCUGCACCGUACAACCUCCCAUAGUUGAAUUGGACUCACCAAGACUUGACCCUGUGUCCAUUCUAGUUUCACUUAUCAGUAUAGCAUGUCGAACGUGGCUCUGUUGAGCUACACGAUAAAACACAACUCUUUGGUUUUAUUAUGAAUAUUUUAAAAAUCAAUUAGUCACUGUGUCAAAACAACAUACACAUUCAAUCCAACAAUUCAGUUCUUAUCAUUACAUGUUUUAUCCCACUACUUCAUCCAAGCCCGGUAAUCUAUUCAUGACAUCCAACGCAUUAUUUCUCGUCGUCUACGACGUCAUUUCCCUCAUUCACAUCCCAAGCUGGUCAUCAGAUGCGCCUGUACCUCUGUGUAUUAGAACAUCUACACAGAAGCUUUUUCUUGUAUGGGAGGGGGGGGGGAGUUUUAAAGAGAUGCGUACCCACGACCAGGGCCCCAAAUGCCCGCACUGAGCAUCUGCUUGAGGACCAUUGAUCCCAAGCCAGACCCCUCAAUCAGGCACUCCUCGCAAGACUUGAAUCUUGGUUCAUUGUGCAAGAAGUCUGCGGGGCCGACCAAAUAGCCAGUGCCGCGUACCAUACGGUGGUGACCUCCUUUCGUCGUACUUGGCUUGAGGUUUUGAUCUCUGUCAAUCUAAUUAGGUGAAGACGCCAAUCAGCUGGUGGUUCCUCUCUCAGACAGUUACGUUGCGUUACAGCGCGAGCCUCUCGAAGUCUUCUAGAGUUGGUUUAUUUUAGGGUGACAAAACUAGGCAACAACACGCGGGGGUUGGGUGGUGACAGCCAAAUCUUCUGUCAGUUAUUACAUCAAUGACAAGACAACACACAGAGGUUGGGUGGUGACAGCCAAAUCUUAUGUCAGUUAUUAAAUCAAUGACAAGACAACACACAGAGGUUGGGUGGUGACAGCCAAAUCUUCUGCCAGUUAUUACAUCAAUGACAAGACAAGACAAAGAGGUUGGUUGGUGACAAACAAUUUAGCAGAGUUAUGAGAUUUAUGUCUAAGGCAGGGGUUGGAGAUGUGUGUCCAAGUCAGGGGUUGGAGAUGUGUGUCCAAGUCAGGGGUUGGAGAUGUGUGUCCAAGUCAGGGGUUGGAGAUGUGUGUCCAAGGCAGGGGUUGGAGAUUUGUGUCCAAGUCAGGGGUUGGAGAUUUGUGUCCAAGUCAGGGGUUGGAGAUGUGUGUCCAAGUCAGGGGUUGGAGAUGUGUGUCCAAGGCAGGGGUUGGAGAUGUGUGUCCAAGGCAGGGUUUGGAGAUGUGUGUCCAAGGCAGGGAUUGGAGAUGUGUGUCCAAGGCAGGGAUUGGAGAUGUGUGUCCAAGGCAGGGGUUGGAGAUGUGUGUCCAAGGCAGGGGUUGGAGAUGUGUGUCCAAGCCAGGGUUUGGAGAUGGUGUUCAAGCCAGGGGUAAAAGUAAUAAUCACAGUACUGUAUUCAGGUGUGACAUGCGGCUUUGCUUUGGUCUGAAGCAGCUAUUUGCAUUGAGUUGCCUUCCUGGUCCAAUUUAGUUUAGGAACAGCUUGUUUGACCAAAGAGCGAUUGUUGUCAACAACGUACAUAGAAUAUGUCUGAUAAAAAUGACGUAAAAAGAGAACAAGAUAUGUUAAGGCUUGAAAAAAACAACGACAGAACAAUUACAAGGACGUUUCGGCUAAAUGCCUUCUUCAUCAAAACAUUAUCUACCAGUGCUCUCAUUGUCUACCAGUGCUCUCAUUGUCUACCAGUGCUCUCAUUGUCUACCUGUGCUCUCAUUGUCUUCCAGUGCUCUCAUUGUCUACCAGUGCUCUCAUUGUCUACCCGUGCUCUGAUUGUCUACCAGUGCUCUCAUUGUCUACCAGUGCUCUCAUUGUCUACCAGUGCUCUCAUUGUCUAUUAGUGCUCUCAUUGUCUACUAGUGCUCUCAUUGCCAGUAGGCCAGUAUGAGGACAAGUAGAUCUAGUGCACUGCCCCGUACUAGUAUAUUAGGUCAGUAUGAGGUCAACCAAAGUAGAUCUACAGCACUACACAGGUUCUAGUAUACCCCGAUAGGACACCAACACUUUGUGACGUAAGCUGACUUAAAGUCACGUGACAACAAUGAAGGGAGAGCAGCACAUCUUCCUCUGCAAUAUUUUUAAUCUGCUCAGUCCGUGUCCCAGUCAACCAGGCCCAGACCCCCCCUCCCCGCCAAAAUCUUACGUCAGUACUGGAAAGUGUGUCAUCCCCCCACCCUCCCAUCGAGGGUGUGCCCUCUCCCCAAAACAACGCCUCUUAGAAUAUCUUGCCUGGCAAAUCUGGGGAAGGCGCAGCUAUUGAUUUCUAGUUUGGCUUCCCCCCCCCUCCUCACUCCCCUGUAUCCCUCCCUACCCCAGCCUCCCAGCUCAUUUUCACCCCCCCCCCUCUGUAAAUUGCCCGUCGCCUUUCUCUUAACUAGUUUUUAUUAUUUUUGUUAUUGAUUCCAUUCCUUACAUUGGCUUCCCCCCCCCUCCUCACUCCCCUGUAUCCCUCCCUACCCCAGCCUCCCAGCUCAUUUUCACCCCCCCCCUCUGUAAAUUGCCCGUCGCCUUUCUCUUAACUAGUUUUUAUUAUUUUUGUUAUUGAUUCCAUUCCUUACCCCCUCCCCCGAUUUCCGUUGUAGAGUUGUAGAGCACCUCCCCUUGCGCCUCACCCACGUACAGAAUACAACACACCCCCUCUUAUUAUUCGCCGGCUCUUACUGGCUUAAUGCUUUGAAGACUAAUUCCUCAAAUGAGCAUUUGAAAUGUCGGCAGAGCUCACUCACCAUAGGUGGUCAACGUUAUGGGAGACCAUCGCCGCUGGUUUUUGGGGUUGUCAUUAGAUUUUAAAGUAGGGUUGCUCUCCCUUUUCCUGUUUUGAUGAGAAUUAAGCGUACCGUGUGGGUGUAUUGGUCGAUAAUCAAGUUGUUGUUUGUGAUCUAAGUACUUUGUGGUUGAAAUGUAAGUCCGGCUGCUAUGGCGAGAUGGGUUGGAGGCCAUCGUAUAUGUAAGACAAUAGGAAGCAUGUUUCGAUCAAUGUAUAGUUUCAUUUGGGUUAUCUAUCUGCUCAGUAGGCGAAAUUGUUUCUAGUGUUGACGUGGAGAUGUUGUGUUUUUAGGAGGACGUUGUGUUGUGACCAAAAGCAACAAAAGUUGCCAAAUGGAUCUGAUUGCGCUAAUGCCCAAAAGGAUUCUGUCAAAUGCUGACCGCACGAUGAGCCAUUUUGCUGUAUAUUCUGGUUUAUAGGGGGACUUUCUUAAUGAACUCUGACGAAGUUGGCGAAGAAAAAUUGAUGGAGAGAUUUGUGGGAUUCAUCGAUAAGACCAAGUCUGUAGUGCAGUAGACCCAGAAAAUGUCCGGCAGAAUAUCCUCAUUACAUUUAAUGACAUGCUCAUGGUAUCCUCAUUACAUUUAAUCACGUGCUCAUUGGUAUCCUCAUUACAUUUUAAUGACGUGCUCAUGGUAUCCUCAUUACAUUUAAUCACGUGCUCAUUGGUAUCCUCAUUACAUUUUAAAUCACGUGCUCAUUGGUAUCCUCAUUACAUUUUAAUCACGUGCUCAUUGGUAUCCUCAUUACAUUUAAUCACGUGCUCAUUGGUAUCCUCAUUACAUUUUAAUCACGUGCUCAUUGGUAUCCUCAUUACAUUUAAUCAGAUGCUCAUGGUAUCCUCUUACUCUUAUUUAAUGUUAAUCGCAUUGAGGAUUUUAUUUUAUUUAUCAUUUCAUGCGUUCAAUUUUAUUUUUAGAGAAGACUUCUACUUAGCUUUUAUAAAUAUUAGCAUUUGCUUCAAAUUUAACUGAAGCAUAUUUAAUUAAAAUACAAUAAACAAGUUUAGUAUAUUUUUUUCAAAUUAAAAAAAAAUAUUUUUUUUGCUGUUGGUUUGUCACUAAUUGUAACCAUUUUUUGAGUCGUUCUUUUCAGAACUUUUUAAAACUACCCAAAAAAAUUUUUAAUAAAAAAUAAUAGGUAUUGGUUUUUUGUAAUUGUGUUGUUUACUCCCUUGAGAAAGUCUCCUGAAAAUUUGGUACUAUUAUCUUUUAAAUAAAAAUGUUGUGGUCAUAAUAAGACAGAAAUUUGGAAAGUCGGUUACACGUUUUCACAGUAACAUACAAAGUUAAAUAAGUAGCUUAAAAAUGUACCCAAAAAAAAAAUAAUAAAAAAAUAAAUGAUGACUCAAUUUCUUUAGAAGAUAUAGAGGAAAUGUGUGUUUUUAGAAAGCGUAUAGUUAGCCCUUUAAAAUGGUGUAGCACUUAGUCAAUCAGUCAAAAUGUAUAUUAUAUGUCAAAGUACCUUACUUGAUUGUUUCAGACACUUUCGGGUUGGGAAUAGACUAGUAGUGAUGAUGGACAGUUUGGGGACAGUGAUGGGUAGUUUCAGGAAAUUGUGGAGAGUUGAUGACAUGGUGGGCAGUUUGAAGGUAUCGGUGUAGGAAAUUGUGGAGUGUUGGUGACACGGUGGGCAGUGUGAGGGUAUUGGUGCCUGACAUUGGGUUAUAAGCCUCAGCUAUCACAAUGCUAUCAAUGUUGACAUGUUUAUCUAUAAGACAGUUUAAAAAAAAUAAGAUUUGACACAAGAGCAGACUGUGGCUAGCUGGUAACCUUUGAGCACUAGUUCAAUCUGAUGGCUCGUCUGCUUCUUGGUCUGUUUGCUCAGUCAAGUGCAUAGGGAGAGGCUGGUGCCACCGUGAUCUCAGUCAAGUGCAUAGGGAGAGGCUGGUGCCACCAUGAUCUCAGUCAAGUGCAUAGGGAGAGGCUGGUGCCACCGUGAUCUCAGUCAAGUGCAUAGGGAGAGGCUGGUGCCACCGUGAUCUCAGCCAAGUGCAUAGGGAGAGGCUGGUGCCACCGUGAUCUCAGUCAAGUGCAUAGGGAGAGGCUGGUGCCACCGUGAUCUCAGUCAAAGGAAUAUGCAGAGGCUGGUACCGUGAACUCGGUCAAGUGAAUAGGGAGAAGGUGUUACCGUGAACUCAGUCAAGUGAAUGUGGAGAGGCUGGUACCGUGAACUCAGUCAAGUGAAUAGGGAGAGGCUUGUACCGUGAACUCGGUCAAGUGAAUAGGGAGAAGGUGUUACCGUGAACUCAGUCAAGUGAAUAUGGAGAGGCUGGUACCGUAAACUCAGUCAAGUGAAUGUGGAGAGGCUGGUACCGUGAACUCAGUCAAGGGAAUAUGGAGAGGCUUGUACCGUGAACUCAGUCAAGUGAAUAUGGAGAGGCUUGUACCGUGAACUCAGUCAAGUGAAUGUGGAGAGGCUGGUACUGUGAACUCAGUCAAGUGAAUAUGGAGAGGCUGAUACCGUGAACUCAGUCAAAGGAAUAUGGAGAGGCUGGUACCGUGAACUCAGUCAAGUGAAUGUGGAGAGGCUGGUACCGUGAACUCAGUCAAGUGAAUAUGGAGAGGCUGGUUCUGUGAACUCAGUCAAGUGAAUAUGGAGAGGCUGGUACCGUGAACUCAGUCAAGUGAAUAGGGAGAGGCUUGUACCGUGAACUCGGUCAAGUGAAUAGGGAGAAGGUGUUACCGUGAACUCAGUCAAGUGAAUAUGGAGAGGCUGGUACCGUGAACUCAGUCAAGUGAAUAUGGAGAGGCUGGUACCGUGAACUCAGUCAAGUGAAUGUGGAGAGGCUGGUACCGUGAACUCAGUCAAGUGAAUAUGGAGAGGUUGGUACCGUGAACUCAGUCAAGUAAAUAUGGAGAGGCUGGUACCGUGAACUCAGUCAAGUGAAUAUGGAGAGGCUGUUACCGGUACCGUGCUCGAGUGGUCGGCUGACUUAACCGUAGAACGAACUCUUUGCAAGGCAGCACGUCGGGUGUGUGGUCUGAGGAAGGUACUGGGGUCACCACACCAUUUCUUGUAAAUAAUACCAGAGGUGACCAGGGGCAAAGUGGUUCAAAUAAUAGUGACCGACAUUUUACCAUCCACAUUUUACCAUCCACAUUUUACCAUCCACAUUUUACCAUCCACAUUCAGUGACAUCCACACUAAGAGAUCAAUCUCACACAAGUCAAUGCUAAAACACUUGGAACUUAUAGGAAUUUCAAUGACUAACUUCUGGGUAAUCUUCUUCACUCGAUAAUGUGUCAGCACACGAUACAUCUUCAUUUAAAACAUCAAUGCUCUCUCUUCAAUCUUCUCACAUACACUUCGUGAUUCAACCACCUGCCAUUUUAUUCAACCUCCAUUUCUUGUUUUCAAUCUUCGCUCUCCGUUUUCUCUCAAGUCCCAAUACUCUGUAUAUUAUAUCAGUAAUAACUACAUUAUUACUUGUCUCCCACAUAUUCAUAUUCAUAUCAUGUGACAACUGUAUCAAGCGACUCGUUGGACCAAUAUGUUGUUUGGUUGUUUGGGCCAAACAUAGUCGGGGCUACGUGUUGUAGCCUAGUCGGGGCUACUUGUUGUAGCCUACCAGUUUAGAACGUAGGGACGUUGCCGUCACAAUCAUUUACGCUCUGAUCAUUGAAACGUGUCAGGGAUACUAGAACUCUGAACACCCCCCCUCCCUCAAAUAAACAGGUAAACGAUCAAACCUGAUCACCAACCCAGUAAUGUGCUUGUAUAUGUCAGUGCGGUCAACAGUGUGGUGGGGAUCAAUACGGCGAUCAGUGGUGGUGAUGAUGGUGGCAUUCAUUGAAAUGACUCCACUGAUCAAACACAGAUCUGCUGCUGCACCACACUGGUCAUGUUACGAUUCAAAUCUUCGUGGUCCGUUCUUGGUUUCUGGUACAGAAUGGAAAUGUUUCGGGCGUACCUGAAGCGGAAUCGCCUGGUGCUUGUAGGGAUGUGGAGUCACCAAUGCUUGUAGUGAGUCGCAGUAGCCAAGUGAGUCGCAGUAGCCAGGUGGUUGUAGUGAGGUGUAGUUGACUGUUACUUGUGAGGCGUAGUUGACUGAUACUUGUAAUGAGGCAGAUAUGACUGAUACUUGUAGUAGGCAGAUAUGACUGAUACUUGUAAUGAGGCAGAUAUGACUGAUACUUGGUUAAACUAACAUGUAACUGACUCCCGUGUGAUGUAAAGGACUCCAUGUGUGCUGUAAAUGACUCCCGUGUGAUGGAACUGACGCCAUGUGUGCUGUAACUGACUCCCGUGUGAUGUAAAUGACUCCAUGUGUGCUGUAACUGACUCCCGUGUGAUGUAAAUGACUCCAUGUGUGCUGUAACUGACUCCCGUGUGAUGUAACUGACUCCAUGUGUGCUGUAACUGACCCCCGUGUGAUGUAACUGACUCCCGUGUGAUGUAACUGACUCCCGUGUGAUGUAACUGACUCCCGUGUGAUGUAACCGACUCCCUUGUGAUGUAACUGACUCCCGUGUGAUGUAACUGACUCCCGUGUGAUGUAACUGACUCCAUUUGUGCUGUAACUGACUCCCGUGUGAUGUAACUGACUCCAUGUGUGCUGUAACUGACUCCCGUGUGAUGUAACUGACUCCAUGUGUGCUGUAACUGACUCCCGUGUGAUGUAACUGACUCCCGUGUGAUGUAACUGACUCCUUUGUGAUGUAACUGACUCCCGUGUGAUGUAACUGACUCCCGUGUGAUGUAACUGACUCCAUGUGUGCUGUAACUGACUCCCGUGUGAUGUAAAUGACUCCAUGUGUGCUGUAACUGACUCCCGUGUGAUGUAACUGACUCCCGUGUGAUGUAACUAACCCCCGCUGCAGUCAACUGAAUGGGUCACAUUGCUCCUGAUGUGUCUUUGUCUCGUCCCAAUGCCCAGUUCACAGCACUGCCGGUCAUUUAAAGCGAGUCUUACCUUAUACCAGGGGUGGGCAACAUGUGGUUCCUUGAGGGAGUAGAUGAUCUGUAACAAAUCACCCUCUCCAAGUGGCUCCCAACAUAUCGAGUUAUUUGCUAUACAAGCCGAUGUAUCCCCUCCCUUGUGUUGCAGCGGUGUCGUUGGUUCAUUGAGUCGCUGACUUCUGAGCUGUCCUUACGUCACACAGUGGCUAAUAACUUGUAGUGCGGAUUAUUGUUUGACUGUGUGCAGGUCUGGCGAGUCUUAGAGCUCAACGUCUUCUCAGGUCUAGACGAAAUAUUGACAAGAACUGCAGUAUCGUUGGCGUGUGUGUGUGUUGUGGAGAGUGGGGGUGGGGGGGGGGGGGCGAAAGGUCGAGCACUAUCCGCAGGAACGCUCUAACUUCUUGGCUUUUUCUUGUUAUUGGGUCUUACCUUUUUCUAACCAUUGAUUUUAUUUCAUGUUAUGUUAACACAAAUCACGUGUUCUGUUGCAAAUACUCAACAACACAAAUCAUCUGUUCUGUUUGAAUAACUCAACAACACAUAUCAUGUAUGUUCGGUUGCAAUAUUCAACAAUACAAAUCAUGUGUGUUCUGUUGCAAUUACUCAACAACACAAAUCAAGAUUUCCUUAAUGAUUUUUUAAAAAAUAGUAUGACCAUGUAAGCGAAGCAAUUUUCUCCCUCCCAUUCCUAUCCCUCCCUAUCUCCCUCCUUCCCUAUCUCCCUGUCUCCCUUCCUCUCUCCCUCUCUAUUUAUCCCCUCCCUCCCUCUCUCCCUCCUUCUCUCCCCCUCUCCCUCCCUCUCUCUCUCCCUCACUCUCCCCCUCCCUCUCUCCGCCCCUCUCUCUGUCCCUCUCUCCCUCCCUCCCUCUCUCCCUCACUCUCUCUCUCCCUCACUCUCUCUCUCCCUCCCUCCCUCUUUCUCUCCCUCUCUCCCUCCCUCUCUACCUCUCCAUCCCCUCCCUCCCCCUCCCUCUCUCUCUCCCUCCCUCUCUCCCUCCCUCCCUCUCUAUCUCUCUCCCUCCCUCCCUCUUUCUCUCCCUCUCUCCCUCCCUCUCUCCCUCUCCAUCCCCUCCCUCCCCCUCCCUCUCUCUCUCCCUCCCUCUCUCCCUCCCUCCCUCUCUCUCCCUCCCUCUCUACCUCCCCUCCCUCUCUCCCUCCCUCUCCAAAAGUUUGCUCCUGCAGUACAUGAACUAUUGCUAUAAUGAAAGGGUUACCUCUAUGCUUUGAUAAUGUCCCCCUAGCAUGACAAUUUAGAGCAGUGGUUUUCAACCUUCCUAGUGCCGCGACCCUUUUAUACAGUUUCUCGUGUCGUGGCGACCCCCAGCUACACAAUUAUUUUCGUUGCUUCUUCAUAGCUGUAAGGAUAUGUGUUUUCAGAUGGUCUUAGGUGACCCCUGGGAAAGGGUCCCGCGACCCCCAAAGGGGUUGCAACCCACAGGUUGAGAACCGCUGAUUUAGAGUCUGUCAUAUUUUAUUGCUAAAGAUGUUGUUCCCUUGUGUCAGGGUUAUCUGAUUUCUUCUCAUGUUGCAUUCACAGAUCCAGUGGACAAAACUCAAGUCACAGCCCAUUAGACUGGUAAGUUCAAAUAGUUGGCUGUCAUAUGGUAUCUUAAAAUAGUUGACUGUCAUAUUGGUAAGUUCAAAUAGUUGACUGUCAUAUGGUAUCUUAAACUAGUUAACUGUCAUAUUGGUAAGUUCAAAUAGUUGAGUGUCAUAUGGUAAGUUAAAAUAGUUGACUGUCAUAUGGUAAGUUCAAAUAGUUGACUGUCAUAUGGUAAGUUCAAAUAGUUGACUGUCAUAUGGUAAGUUCAAAUAGUUGACUGUUAUAUGGUAUCUUAAAAUAGUUGACCUUCAUAUGGUAAGUUCAAAUAGUUGACUGUCAUAUGGUAUCUUAAAAUAGUUGACUGUUAUAUGGUAAGUUCAAAUAGUUGACUGUCAUAUGGUAAGUUCAAAUAGUUGACUGUCAUAUGUUAUGUUAAAGUAGUUGACUGUCAUAUGGUAUGUUCAAAUAUUUGACUAUGUCAUGUAGUACCUGGUAUGUUAAAAUAAUUGACUGUCAUAUGGUACAUUAAAAUAGUGGACUCUGUCAUAUGGUAUGUUAAAAUAGUUGACUUUGUCAUAUGGUAUGUUAAAAUAGUUGACUUUGUCAAAUGGUAUGUUAAAAUAGUUGACUCUGUCAUGUGGUAUGUUAAAAUAGUUGACUCAGUCAUUUGGUAUGUUAUGACAGUUGACACAAGGAUAUGGUAUGUUAAAAUAGUUGACUCUAGGAUAUUUGUGUUGCAUUUAUUUUCUGUCGUCAAUUUUUUUUUUGUAUAAGUCUUUUGUUUACUUUUAAAAUAUCAUGACAUGAUUAAGCAAUAAGCUUAAGGAACCAAUGUUUUUGAGAUAAGCAAUUCUGGGUUAAUCUUAAGAUUGUUUAUAAUGUCUGUCAGAGCUAACAAAACAAAGUUGAUAGGCCAAUGGGAAUUUUCUUUUAAAUUCUAUUUUUUAAUCAUUGAAAAUGUUGACUUCCUGUUUCUGUUUGAGAUGAAACCCUGCAGAAUGUUCUAUAAAUAUGCUAUUUAUAUUUGUGAUUAAAUUGACUUGACCAUAUUUUCUCUGACAGUAUCUUGACGAGGUGAUUGUGGAAACGGAAACAUGUGAACAACCUCGGCCACCCAACAACCAGAGCCAGCAGGCGUAAGUUCACAGAUAGGCCUAGUGAGAGAAUCAAACUCUCCCUACUUGACAGGAUCAUUUCAGAGUGUUAUCUUCCUCAUAUAUCCUGAUCACCGCUGUGACUAAAGCCUUGUAUACUCUUGUUUAUAUUACAUUAACUGGUAAUGACUUGGUUUCUAUUGCCAGCAAUUUAUGUUGAAGAUUGUAGUAUGCACAUGCAGCCAACAGCUUUUAUUAUGUGCUGCCAUUGUUUAUGUGGGCUGAGAGACAUUUGGCACAAAUCUCAUCCAUCUUUACUUUACAUAAAAACUAUUGAAAACAUGGGAAAACACUGCUCCAAGGCUGUCCACAUUAAUUAUUGUUAACAUGUUAAAAGUUUUUUUUUAAAACUCUCAAAAAAUUUCCGUUACAUUAUAAUGGCCCCCUUGCAGGUCUACCAUCCUAUUUAUCUUCAAUGUAAAAUAUGUUUUUAAAUAGGAUGUGGACAGAUAUUUUAUUUUUCAUAAUGAUUAUAGUUUGGCACGAGAAGGUCUAAUAGGUGGAAAAACUUACAUAAUUACCCCAAAAUAUUCACUGGCAGAUUGCAGAUACAAAUCUGUUUCAGUAUUUAAUUAUUUUUUAAAAAAUGUCCCACAGUUUCUAAUGCAGGGCACUUAAGCUUUGUAGGGCAUGCCAUUGUGAUUGAACUCACCAGGGGCUAGUACUCAUGUAGGGAGUUAUCUCUCUCUGUAGAGAUAUUGUUAAGAUCUACUGAUAAGGUUAUAUUGGCACUUGUCAGGUCAGCUCCAGAGGAGACAUGUAGCCCUAGGCCAACAUCUAAUGUGUAUUGUUCCUUCUCUCUAGUGACUCCAGAUGUUCUGUCCAAAUUGGUGGGCAGAGCUUUGAAAAAGGUUUAACAAUUUUGUCUAGAGAAAGGAUUUUUUAAAAAGGCUAAAAGAAUGUGAACACAAUCAUUAUGUGAUAAGAUUAACCAAAGCAUAUGUACAUAAAGGACAAGUUGCAUCAUUAUGUGAUAAGAUUAACCAAAGCAUAUGUACAUAAAGGACAAGUUGCAUCAUUAUGUGAUAAGAUUGACCAAAGCAUAUGUACAUAAAGGACAAGUUGCAUCAUUAUGUGAUAAGAUUGACCAAAGCAUAUGUACAUAAAGGACAAGUUGCAUCAUUAUGUGAUAAGAUUGACCAAAGCAUAUGUACAUAAAGGACAAGUUGCAUCAUUAUGUGAUAAGAUUGACCAAAGCAUAUGUACAUAAAGGACAAGUUGCAUCAUUAUGUGAUAAGAUUGACCAAAGCAUAUGUACAUAAAGGACAAGUUGCAUCAUUAUGUGAUAAGAUUGACCAAAGCAUAUGUACAUAAAGGACAAGUUGCAUCAUUAUGUGAUACGAUUGACCAAAGCAUAUGUACAUAAAGGACAAGUUGCAUCAUUAUGUGAUAAGAUUGACCAAAGCAUAUGUACAUAAAGGACAAGUUGCAUCAUUAUGUGAUAAGAUUGACCAAAGCAUAUGUACAUAAAGGACAAGUUGCAUCAUUAUGUGAUAAGAUUGACCAAAGCAUAUGUACAUAAAGGACAAGUUGCAUCAUUAUGUGAUAAGAUUGACCAAAGCAUAUGUACAUAAAGGACAAGUUGCAUCAUUAUGUGAUAAGAUUGACCAAAGCAUAUGUACAUAAAGGACAAGUUGCAUCAUUAUGUGAUAAGAGUGACCAAAGCAUAUGUACAUAAAAGACAAGUUGCAAACAUUUGUCAAAGAUCAUGUUUAAAUUUGACAAAGUUACUUGAAUGAAGCUGUUGCAAGGUUCUGAGUUCUGUCAUUUGCCAUUAAAAUGUUAGGUUACUCCUGUUGCAGGGGAAGGUUCUGUGCUCUGUUGUUUACUAUAAAAAUGUCACAGGCAAUCAAAUGAUUGUUCUUGUAAUAUUUUGUUGUUGUGUAUUUGACCUAUGUGGAUCAUAAAAUAUAAAUCCAUUCUCUCAUAGAGUUUCAAUGGCUAAUUAUGAUGUUGUCACCAGGGCAGGGGGAAAGUAUGGAUUUGUCGACAGAGUUAUGGAUGGCAUCUACGUCCACGUCAACUCUGUGGUGGUCAAGCUCAACUCUCACAAGUUCCAGGCUUCUUUACAGGUCUGUGGUCAUCUUCAAACUUCGAGUUACUAGUACCAUUAUGUGUUACAGCUAAUCAAAACUCGUAAUCCUUACCAUACUUAAAACAGAUUUCUUCCUUAAAGUAAUGGGCAAAUAUGUUGAUUAUUUUAAAGGGAAUGCAAAUGCAACACUUUUCCAAAGGUGAUGCAACUUUAUGAUCUAAAAAUGCAUUAAUGUCUAAAGCUGUCUCCCUUAGUUUUGGUUCCAGACAAACAUACAAAAGGAAUUUUAUUUGAAUUAUAUUUUGGGUCACUGGGAGAGGGUCUUAAGGCAUUUUUUUAUAUUUUAAGUCAGGGAUGGCAACAAUUAAAGGCACAACUGUCUUAGUGAAUGAAUUAAUUAUUGAGUACCGGUACCAAUAAAAUCAGGUUGUAAUAGUUCCACUAGUUACAUUGUACUUAAAGUAAGUUUGUAAUAGUUCCACUGGUUACAUUGUACAUGAAGUGCAUGAAUGCCACACACAAAUAGUGUGGUGAGAGAGUAACAAUUGAUUCUUUUGUCUCCUUCUAGUUAUCGAGGGUUACUGUCCAGUCAAUGACUCCCACAUGGCAGGCGCCAAAUGACCUGAGGUCAACACGUAUCAGAGAUGCGGGGCGUGGAGAAGUCUUACUCUUCAAGGAGAUAGAGUGGCAGACCACGCGCAUUGAGGCCACUGCCGUUGGCCUGGGGGAUGACUUCCUCACACCCUUGCGUCUAAUUGCCAACCAGGCCAAGAUACGGAUAGUUGUCAAGAAAAGGCUGAUUGGUUAGUAGUGGGUCAAGAAAGGGCUGAUUGGUUAGUAGUGGGUCAAGAAAGGGCUGAUUGGUUAGUAGUGGGUCAAGAAAGGGCUGAUUGGUUAGUAGUGGGUCAAGAAAGGGCUGAUUGGUUAGUAGUGGGUCAAGAAAGGGCUGAUUGGUUAGUAGUGGGUCAAGAAAGGGCUGAUUGGUUAGUAGUGGGUCAAGAAAGGGCUGAUUGGUUAGUAGUGGGUCAAGAAAGGGCUGAUUGGUUAGUAGUGGGUCAAGAAAGGGCUGAUUUGUUAGUAGUGGGUCAAGAAAGGGCUGAUUGGUUAGUAGUGGGUCAAGAAAGGGCUGAUUGGUUAGUAGUGGGUCAAGAAAGGGCUGAUUGGUUAGUAGUGGGUCAAGAAAGGGCUGAUUGGUUAGUAGUGGGUCAAGAAAGGGCUGAUUUGUUAGUAGUGGGUCAAGAAAGGGCUGAUUGGUAAGUAGUGGGUCAAGAAAGGGCUGAUUGGUUAGUAGUGGGUCAAGAAAGGGCUGAUUGGUUAGUAGUGGGUCAAGAAAGGGCUGAUUGGUUAGUAGUGGGUCAAGAAAAGGCUGAUUGGUGAGUGGUGGGUCAAGAAAGGGCUGAUUGGUUAGUAGUGGGUCAAGAAAGGGCUGAUUUGUUAGUAGUGGGUCAAGAAAGGGCUGAUUUGUUAGUAGUGAGACAUUGGCAAACUAAUCAAAAUUUUUUAUAAAUUGACAAAUUUAUAAUUGCUUUUUAUUUUCAAGAUAGAAUUGUCAGGUAAUGACCACCAAGAGUGAUCUGUUUCUAUGACAUUUCAAAUAGGAUUCUCUCAUUUCUCAGCUACACAAAAUAGUCUUGUUCUUUAACAAAGUUUCAGUGAUAAAUAGGGGGGGGGGAUGGAAUAUUACUGAGACAGUUUAUAUAUUGGUCUGGUCCAAGUUCGUGUAAACAAAAACCCAUUCAAAAACCCAUAAUGUGGGACAGCAUAUUAGUGUUAUUUAUUACUGCAAAAGCCAUAGUGUUUUCAAAUGAACAUUUCAUGGGGAAGUUGUGUUAGCACAAACAAGUUAAAUAAGGUUAAACCUAAAGGCAAGAAAUGGUGGUUAAUGUCCGGAGGGGGAGUCACCCAAUGGCAGAACUCACAAUCAAAAAUCACAUCAUAGACCAAGUAGAGACAUUAUAAGUACUUAGGUCCUACCAUUAAAAAUAAGCUGACAUGGCAUGAUUACGGCCAAAUUCUGUUUAAAAAAAUUCUAUCAAGGACGUUUCUAUCUUAAAACAUUGUACAAUUUUGGCAUAAGCAAACAAGUUAUUGACAUAUUUUACCGUGCAACAAUUGGAAGCCUACUAAGCUUUAGUAUUACCUGCUGUUCUAACAUCAAACACCGAUUCAAUAGACUAAUGAAUAAAACUAGUAAUAGUAACAUCACACAAACUAAACAUCAAACACAUGAACUAUUUGAAGAAGAAUGCUGUUGUAUAACAAAUACAACUUUGGGUGAUACAUCACACCCUGCUCAUCACAGAUACCUAAGAUCAUAUCUCACCCUACUCAUCACAGAUACCUGAGAUCACAUCACACCCUGCUCAUCACAGAUACCUAAGAUCAUAUCUUGCCCUACUCAUCACAGAUACUCAAGAUCACAUCUCACCCUGCUCAUCACAGAUACCUCAGAUCACAUUCCUCUCACUUCAUCACAGAUACCUCAGAUCACAUCCCACUCACUUCAUGACAGAUACCUCAGAUCACAUCCCACUCACUUCAUGACAGAUACGUCAGAUCACAUCCCACUCACUUCAUGACAGAUACCUCAGAUCACAUCCCACUCACUUCAUGACAGAUACCUCAGAUCACAUCCCACUCACUUCAUGACAGAUACCUCAGAUCACAUCCCACUCACUUCAUGACAGAUACCUCAGAUCACAUACCACUCACUUCAUGACAGAUACCUCAGAUCACAUCCCACUCACUUCAUGACAGAUACCUCAGAUCACAUACCACUCACUUCAUGACAGAUACCUCAGAUCACAUCCCACCCACUUCAUUACAAAUACCUCAGAUCACAUCCUACUCACUUCAUCACAAAUACCUCAGAUCAAAUCUCACCCACUUCAUCACAAAUACCUCAGAUCACAUCUCACCCACUUCAUCACAAAUACCUCAGAUCAAAUCCCACUCACUUCAUCACAAAUACCUCAGAUCACAUCCCACCCACUUCAUCACAAAUACCUCAGAUCACAUCCUACUCAAUUAUCACAAAUACCUCAGAUCAAAUCCCACCCACUUCAUCACAGAUACCUCAGAUCAAAUCCCACCCACUUCAUCACAAAUACCUCAGAUCAAAUCCCACUCACUUCAUCAGAUACCUCAGAUCAGUUCAAUCAGGGCAACUUUGUUCUCUUAAAGUUAGGAUCGAAAUAUAUAGAAAUUAUUUUGUUCCCCAGCCUGUAUGCAUUUACCAGCAUGCUCCCCCUGUAAUUACCAUAUCUAAAUGAUCACUAAUUAAGUCAUUAUUGCAAUUAAGGGAGUUCAUUUGACGGCUAUGUUAGAGAAAUACUUUAGAUGUCCUGUGUUUAAAUUGUUAUUAUUUUAAAAUGUUGCCCUGUUUUAAAUAUGUAUUUAUUUGUAUGCUGAAAAUGAAUAUGUAUAAUACAAUAAAAAAACAUGUCUGUUUAUUUGGAUCUAUACAAGAAUCUUAUCUUAUGUUAUCUUAUCUUAUGUAGCCUAGUUUUAACCUGAGAUCAGCCAGGCCAUGAGAUUCCCAUUAAGUGCAGCAACUUAUGACCAGGGUCUGAUGUUUCAUCAUUCGAUUUCCCGACAAAUAAAUCUGUCAUUUCUUGUAACCAGACUCAACAAUCAUCUCUUCGAGGCUGACCUUUCUGCUUGACGAUUUACUGUGGGUGCUGACCAUUACACAGCUGAAGGCGGCCAUCUUGUAUGCCAACUCCCUUAAAGAAGUUAUAGAGAGAUCUUCGCAGCAGAGCAAACGUCUAGCUGCUGAGAAGUUGAAGGUAUGGUGUAUUUAUGGAGUGAAAACAAAGCACUGGACCUACCGUAAGUGCUGGUCUAUAAGUUGAGACAUUUUAGCAAUGAAAUUCAACUUUAAAACACAAGUUGACUUAUCCAUGAAUCAGUGCUGGUUUUGAAAGAAUAUUGUACAUUGAAUGCAGGGCAAUGUUCAGUUACCGGUAGUGCUAGUGUACUUACUUGUAGUGCUAGUGUACUUACUUGUAGUGCUAGUGUACUUACUUGUAGUACUAGUGUACUUACUUGUAGUGCUAGUGUACUUACUUGUAGUGCUAGUGUACUUACUUGUAGUGCUAGUGUAUUUACAUGUAGUGCUAGUGUACUUACUUGUGCUAGUGUACUUACUUGUGCUAGUGUACUUACUUGUAGUGCUAGUGUACUUACUUGUAGUGCUAGUGUACUUACUUGUAGUGCUAGUGUACUUACUUGUAGUGCUAGUGUACUUACUUGUAGUGCUAGUUUACUUACUUGUAGUGCUAGUGUACUUACUUGUAGUGAUAGUGUACUUACUUGUAGUGCUAGUGUACUUACUUGUAGUGCUAGUGUAUUUACAUGUAGUGCUAGUGUAUUUACAUGUAGUGCUAGUGUACUUACCAGUAGUGCUAAUGUACUUAUGGGUAGUGCUAGUGUACUUACUUGUAGUGCUAGUGUACUCACUGGUAGCUGUACAUUGACCCCAGCUACCGGAUACACACACAUGGAGAUUUAGAAACAACUUAUCUGUUGUGAUAAGUCUGGAGUCAAUCAUGCAUCGGAAACAGUUGAGUAAACACUGCAGCAGUUGCUGCUCGCUAAAAUCUGAUAUAAUUAUAAAUAGGAGAGAAUUUCAGUCCCAAGAUUUACCCUCGACUUAUCCACAAGUCGUGGCAUAUUUUGUAAUGGUUAGUCAAAAAACUGCCCUCGACUUAUCCACAAGUCGUGGCAUAUUUUGUAAUGGUUAGUCAAAACACUGCCCUCGACUUAUCCACAAGUCGUGGCAUAUUUUGUAAUGAUUAGUCAAAAAACUGCCCUCGACUUAUCCACAAGUCGUGGCAUAUUUUGUAAUGAUUAGUCAAAAAACUGCCCUCGACUUAUCCACAAGUCGUGGCAUAUUUUGUAAUGGUUAGUAAAAAAACUGCCCUCGACUUAUCCACAAGUCGUGGCAUAUUUUGUAAUGGUUAGUCAAAAAACUGCCCUCGACUUAUCCACAAGUCGUGGCAUAUUUUGUAAUGGUUAGUCAAAAAACUGCCCUCGACUUAUAGACGAGUAUAUACAGUAAUUGCAUCCCCUCAUUUCUUUCCUCUCUCCUUAUCACAUUUUUGUUUGGUUUCAAAACUCAGGACCAUUUUGCACCACAAAACUGAUCACCUCUCUCCAAACCAGUUAUAGUAUUAAGUUUGAAAUGAAAAGGAAAUGGUCAGUUUAGUUCAAUCCCAAAUGACAUGAAGAAGCUUGCGCCCCCACUUUCCAGGGGACGAUGCCCCACUUUGUCUCCCAUAAUGGACUGCCAGGAAAAAUGUUGACGGUUGCUGUCUAUAGUUUAUCAUUUGUAGAUUGCGAGUGGAAAAGACCAGCACUGCACAUUUCUGAGUUGAACAAAAGCCUGUCAACAAUGUUGUACUGUAGUGAUUAGAAAUGUUGAACAAUUCCUUGAUGUGAUCUAAUAAAGUCUUUUGACCUCGCUCUACCAGAAACAAGGCUACAUCCCCGACAGCACUAACAUGCAACAGCAGCAACAGCAGCGGCAGGCCAAUGAAAGGCAGGAGUCUACCACAGCCAAAUAUUUCACCAAGUUUGAUGUGCUGAGCACCUCGUAUCACCUGAUCACGAGCCAUUUUGAUCUCCAUCUAUGUGAUGACAGUAGCCCAGGUAGGCAGGCAUCCCGUCAUGUUGUCUGACAGGUACAUGACCAGACAAUAUGUGAUGACAGUAACCCAGGUAGGCAGGCAUCCCGUCAUGUUGUGUGACAGGUACAUGACCACACAAUAUGUGAUGACAGUAGCCCAGGUAGGCAGGCAUCCCGUUACAUUGUGUGACAGGUACAUGACCAGACAAUAUGUGAUGACAGUAACCCAAGUAGGCAGGCAUCCCGUCAUGUUGUGUGACAGGUACAUGACCACACAAUAUGUGAUGACAGUAGCCCAGGUAGGCAGGCAUCCCGUCUCAUUGUGUGACAGGUACAUGACCAGACAAUAUGUGAUGACACUAACCCAGGUAGGCAGGCAUCCCGUCAUGUUGUGUGACAGGUACAUGACCAGACAAUAUGUGAUGACACUAACCCAGGUAGGCAGGCAUCCCGUCAUGUUGUGUGACAGGUACAUGACCAGACAAUAUGUGAUGACACUAACCCAGGUAGGCAGGCAUCCCGUCAUGUUGUGUGACAGGUACAUGACCAGACAAUAUGUGAUGACACUAACCCAGGUAGCCAGGCAUCCCGUCAUGUUGUGUGACAGGUACAUAACCAGACAAAACAACAGCAGUUAAUGUAUUUUACCCUGUGGCACAAGUUGUCUCACAGAGAAGAUGCCUGAUAAGAAUUGCUAAAAAUUUGUCCUCCAAAAAAUGUGAGUUCUUUUUACCUGACCAAAUUGCCAUAGCUUCUUGCAGUAUGGUUAUUAAGUAGGUCAUUGUUUGUCUUAUAGACUUUAACUAUUAGUGAAUACUCAUUGACUUAAAGGAGAUACUUUGAACAGCUGGUGUUUACCGGCUUAAGGUCAGUGUUGAUGAAGGGGAGAAAGAGUUAUGAUCACACUUGAAUUUGUUUUGAUAGGUUUAUAAUUGAUCUUGGGAUCUGCAAAUUCCUUUUAUAAGAGAAAAAUUUUUUGAGGACACGUGUUACUAAAAGCUUAGAGCCUCUAAUUUGGGAUCCACCACUUACAACACUAGGGGGAACAUUUCAUCGUCACUGAUUAUUCAUAUUCUUCCAUCUUCAUCUUGUUACAGAUCAAGAAGAAGAGAAGAGACACUGGAAGAUAAAUGGGGGCUCAAUGCAGAUCACAUUCUUUAAACUAUCCAUUGACUUCUAUCCAUUCCAUCCUGCCGGUGAGUGGUUGUCUCCCCUACCGCAUUCCCUCCCUUUCCAACCUACAUGUUUUAUUAAUUAUUGUACAAUGUUGAAUCAAGAUCAAGUAUACGAUCAUGUCAAUGGGUGUCCUUUUGAGACCUGUGAAUGGCUUGAAGUUUUUGUGUGCCAGUUUCUCUUCACAAGGAUCGUUUGGGUUUGGGUUUGGGAAGCUGAAAUGGUAGAACAGCCAUAAAAUGUGUUUCCAAUAAUCGGGUAAUUGUUGAUCUGAAUUUAUGACUUUAAGUUAGUAAAAGCUUCUUGCAAGCAUGAAAAGAUAAACUUCAUUGUAUGGACUUCAUAGAAAAAUCUAGUUGGGGGAAGUUUUAAAAUUAAAUUUUACUGUCAAUUGAAUUCUAGAAUGAUUGAAGAACUAUCGGUCACUCGUUGAGUGUUGUCAGUUUGUAUGUGAUACACAGUGAUUAGACCCGCAGGCUUCUUGUUUCCUCACAAUGUGCUCACUGUGUGUUGUACAUGUUACAAGGCUAGACAUUCAUCAUUAUUAUGAUUAUACUCGACAACAAAGCUUAAAAAAACAUCAUUUUGUUAGCAGCCGAAUUAUAUUUGACAACAAAGCACAAAAAAACAUCAUUUUGUUAGCAGCCGAAUUAUAUUUGACAACAAAGCACAAAAAACCAUCAUUUUGUUAGCAGCCGAAUUAUAUUUGACAACAAAGCACAAAAAACCAUCAUUUUGUUAGCAGCCGAAUUAUAUUUGACAACAAAGCACAAAAAACCAUCAUUUUGUUAGCAGCCGAAUUAUAUUUGACAACAAAGCACAAAAAAACAUCAUUUUGUUAGCAGCCGAAUUAUAUUUGACAACAAAGCACAAAAAACCAUCAUUUUGUUAGCAGCAGAUUGCAUUUCAUUUUGAAAGAUCUGAAGCUUGGUUCAAUAUUUAAUUCAUUGGCCAGGGAAAAUAGUUUGCUUUGGGUGGAAUUGGUUCCUGGGGUAUGUAAGGUGUGUAAUGGGUAGCUGAGAGUGUGGUUCCUGGGGUAUUUAAGGUGUGUAAUGGGUAGCUGAGAAUGUGGUUCCUGGGGUAUGUAAGGUGUGUAAUGGGUAGCUGAGAAUGUGGUUCCUGGGGUAUGUAAGGUGUGUAAUGGGUAGCUGAGAAUGUGGUUCCUGGGGUAUGUAAGGUGUGUAAUGGGUAGCUGAGAAUGUGGUUCCUGGGGUAUGUAAGGUGUGUAAUGGGUAGCUGAGAAUGUGUACGUUGGCCAGGGUGAUUAAAAGAGUGUUGGACUGCCAUAAAGCUUUAAAGUAGAUCAAUUAGAUCCAUACAAUUAGUGUCAAUAAAACAAUCUAUGUCAGCUUUAAUGAUGAUUGUAAAAAAAUACAAAUGUAGACAUUUCGGCAAAUGCCCUCAUCGAUACAAAAAGCAAAACAAUUAUAUAUGUAUAAAUUAAAUUUACAGAAUAUAUAUUUACAUGUAUCCUACCUAAAAAAGAAAAGAAUAAGAGUGGACGUAAAAACCAGACCCAAAAAAGUUAAGAAGAAGGGAAAGGAAGUGAAUGGAAUUAAAAUGUAAAAACCAAACAGGAAAAAAACAUGGUAGCUACAUUUGUAUUGUGUAUAAUGAUCAUUAAAGCUGAACAUAUAGUAUUAUUUUAUUUACACAUAUUGUUUGUGUCUAAUUAAUCUGGCAAAGGGGGUCGUAGAGUAUAUAUUCCUUAGAUACCCGAUUGCUAUGAAUGUUAUUGUCCUAUAUCUGUUUAUGUUCAGUCUAGUUUAGUAUUUAAAGGAACUGGGAGAGAUUAUUGUGGCUACUAUAAAAUAAAAAUGAUUGUGCUAUUUUUGUUUAUUCCCUUUUACAGACACGGGUGAUAACGAAAGUAAGGACUUUCACUGUACAUUUGUUUGGAGCAGAAUCGACUAGUCAAAAUUUAGUCCAACUGCAUUUCAUUCCUGUGUCUCUAUGUGUGUGUCAUCUUUUCUCUAUUUGUGUCAGACUGAACACACUGCUUAUGGGCACUCUUGUCGCUGUUCUUAGUUGUACACACUAGAGAAUGCAUCAGAAUUUCUUUUAUUUUUCUCUGUAUGUGCUUACUGUAAAUAAGGUCAAAUUAACGAGGGAAAAAAAUCAACCACGAAUGUUAUUGAUUCAACAACCCAUUUCAGUUAUUCAACCACCCAUGAAAUUGGUUCAACCACCCUUGACAUUGGUUCAACCACCCAUGUCAUUGAUUCAACCACCCAUGUCAUUGGUUUGAACAUGAUUAGGAAACAACAAUUUGUGAAAUAGUAAAAUAAAAUUUCUCUCUAAAUAAUUACCUUGGUUCCUACUAAAGAAUAGAAUGUCCCAUCUUAACAUUGCAGGAAUGGCUUGUUUACUGUAUGAAGUGACAUGUUGCAGGAAUGGCUUGUUUACUGUAUGAAGUGACAUGUUGCAGGAAUGGCUUGUUUACUGUAUGAAGUGAUAUGUUGCAGGAAUGGCUUGUUUACUGUAUGAAGUGACAUGUUGCAGGAAUGGCUUGUUUACUGAAUGGCUUGUUUACUGUAUGAAGUGACAUGUUGCAGGAAUGGCUUGUUUACUGUAUGAAGUGAUAUGUUGCAGGAAUGGCUUGUUUACUGUAUGAAGUGACAUGUUGCAGGAAUGGCUUGUUUACUGUAUGAAGUGACAUGUUGCAGGAAUGGCUUGUUUACUGUAUGAAGUGACAUAUUGCAGGAAUGGCUUGUUUACUGUAUGAAGUGACAUGUUGCAGGAAUGGCUUGUUCACUGUAUGAAGUGACAUGUUGCAGGAAUGGCUUGUUCACUGUAUGAAGUGACAUGUUGCAGGAAUGGCUUGUUCACUGUAUGAAGUGACAUGUUGCAUGCACUCACUUUCAGUUACAUUGGAAACAGGACCAUUUGCCAGGAAUGACAUUAUAAAUCCUAAUGGUCCUAAAUCUAUGUUGUUGUAUAACUCUAUCUUGUGUGGUAUAUGAGUACAGUGUGUAACUGCUGGAUGACUCUGUAACAGACAGUGAGUGAUUGGAAGCUAUCUUAUGUGGUAUAUGAGUACAGUGUCUAACUGCUGGAUGACUCUGUAACAGACAGUGAGUGAUUGGAAGCUAUCUUGUGUGGUAUGUGAGUACAUUGUGUAACUGCUGGAUGACUCUGUAACGGACAGUAAGCGGUUGGAAGCUAUCUUGUGUGUCACUGUGUAGAACUAGUUUAGCAUCCACCCACAACUGUCAUAGAAGCUAAGUGACUAGUUGGCAUAAGAACUCUCUGGACUGUUAGUUUAAAACCACAAAAACCUCAUCUUGAGCAAAUCAUUUUAUUCUUUUUAUCAUCUCUUGCUGUUCUGACAUUCUAUUUUUUUAAAUAUAUAUUUUUAUCUUUGUACUAUGUACACUAUUCAAUCAUGUCCUGUUUACAUGAUUAAAUCAUGUAUUCUGAACACAAAUCAUGCGCUAAUGUGUUUUGACUGUGUUUUCACCAUGGCAGAAGUUAAUUACAAAUCUGAAUUGAACCUUUGAUGAAAUUAAUCCUCUUAUAAAAACAAAAUACAUAGUUCAAAUUACCACUGUCUACACAAGCAUUUGUAAGAUGGUCAGCAUUUUUAAGAUGGUCAACAUUUUUAAGGUGGUCAGCAUUUUUAAGGUGGUCAGCAUUUUUAAGGUGUCAGCAUUUUUAAGAUGGUCACCACUUGUAAGUCGGUCAUGUGAAUGUUUUGAUACUCUGAGUACUUUUCUUGAUAUUUCCCAGUCACAAAAUAUGUGUGCACAGUGCUUUAUUAUUUCUGAAUUGUAUUUCAUGCAAUUAGUACAUGUUACUACUGCUUUCUCUCUGCACUCAUUAAGUCCAACCCUAUCGACAAAAGUGCCCUAUAAUGUAAUCACUGUACGGUCAUCUUAUGGUCAACUCUGUAGUUAUUCAAAAGCAUCCUGUAAUGUGAUCAUUGUGCGGCAGGCCUGCACAACUCAAAAUGUGAGGUGGGCUGCAAUACUUUAUGAAAAACUUGUGCAGGUUAAAAAGAAAAUGGGACAGGACUUGUGCGGGCCAAAAGAAAUUAGGACGGGGGGGGGGAAGCUGUUAAGAUAAGAAUAAAGAAUAUUUUGUUACUUGUGGGCCGCAAAGUGGGUGCUGGCAGGCCAUAUGUGGGAUGCGACCAUAUGUUGUGCAGGCCUGCUGUACUGUCAUUAUAAUCUGAUUUGUUAACUAUAUAGUUAGAAAAAAGUGCCCUAUAACGUAAUCACUCUACGGUCAUCAUUAUAAUCUCACUGGUCGACUCCAUAGUUAAAAAUGUAUAGGAUUAUAUAUAUAAAUAUAUUUAUAUUUUAAUGUAUAUAAUUAUCUCAUUGUUCUAGUAAUAGUCCUCAUUAUGUAAAUGUCUUAAUGUGGUCAGUGUUUUUAUUGAUCUCAUUGUUCACUCUACAGUGAUAGACCUAAUUAUGUAAAUGUCUUAAUGUGGUCAGUGUUUUUGAAUGAUCUCAUUGUUCACUCUACAGUGAUAGACCUAAUUAUGACUCAGGGUGAGUGCACCUGAUACUAACCAUUUUAAAAUCACAGUUACCUCUCUUUGUUCACUUUUAUGCCGCUGUCUAAGAUUUUCCCAGUUUACUAAUCAUUUGUGGACUAUCAAUAACUCAUUUAUUUUUGUUUGCCUCAUGAGGCAGUCCAUAAUUUUUUGUUAAUCAGUCAAAAUUUACAGGACAUUCAUUCAGUGGAGCUGUUAUUAAGGCUUUUUGGAUAUUUGGACCUUAUCAAAUAGAUGUGUCUAAUAAAUUUAACAAUGGCUUGACAUUCAACUAACAAAAUUUAUAUAGGUUCAAUGUGUAAUGAAAAAAUGUAUAAUUAUUUCUAAGGAUGUUCAAUCGGAUUUCCAAUUAUCAGUUUUGAAACCCAUGACCAUUCAUUGAUUUUCACAAAACCAUUUUCAAUUCCUUUUUUUUUUUUUACAAAUUAUUUCAAAAACAUGUUUUAAAAAAAUUAAGAAUUGUUUUAUUAGAAACUAGCAAUAGCCCACCACAUAAUAGUGGCGGCAAUGUGUUAACUUCCCAGUUACUAAAGUUACAAAACAAAACGUACAUUCAAAUAACACACUUUACUAGAAUCUCAGUUAGUGUUCCUCCCCCCCCCACCCCCACCCCCUUUUUCAACCACCACCACCUCACACUUUUUUUUCACAUCAGUGGACUAAUUUUAUUAAUAUUCUAAAGUCCCACCCCAUUUUAUACCGCAGAUUAAGACCAUAUUUAAAUUGCAAACAAAAGAAAAUAGUAUGCACCCAACUGACUUGCAGAAUUUUUAAGAAUCUCAUUUAGCGCAGUUAUCUGGAAUUUUAUUUGACUGUCCGUUGAACUCAUCAUCACACCAUACUUUCUUUCAUGCAUCGAGAACUAUAUUGAUUGAUAUGAAGAGACUUUAAGCAAAUGAUAAACAUGUGGUAUGAUUAUAAUUAACUAUCAUUACACCAUACUUUCUAUCAUGCUUAGAGAAUUAUAUUGAUUGAUAUGAAAAGAUUUUAAGCAAAUAAUAAACAUAUUGUAUGAUUAUAAUGUAGGUAGUCUCUAAUUAUUAGUAAUAGGUGGUAUCAAAAUGAGUGUUGCUUUGUCAGUUCUAAAAAUAAAUACAUUUAUAACUGCCGAUUUUAAUGUUAAAAAAAGUAUUAUGUCCAGCUGACCUUGAUAUAAGAAAAUUGGCUUUGCAUUGUAUAAACUGAUCAUUGGUUUAAAACUCUGUUUCCGAUAACUGGUUUGCCAAAAUAUCUGAAACUAACAUCAAUAAUUAUUCUUUUAAUAUUUACAACUAUAACAACCUGACAUUAAUUCAGUAUAGUAAAAAUUAUUUCUUAAAAUUCCAUUUAUGUUACUUCAUUUGGGAAUAUUGGAGGGUGUGUGUUAAAAAAAAAAAGGGGGGGGGGGGUAUUAAAGUUAUUGCCUUUGUUUUGUUACUAGCACUUACAAGUUUAGGACUGUCCUACAAAGUACAAUUUGAUCAAUUCAUGUUAGGACUAUUCUUUGUGUGCAAACCAUAAAGACUUGUUGUGUGCUGAAAAGUUUUACUGUGAUAUAAACUAAAAUAUUGCGGUGCUCGCCGCUUGGAUGUCAGCACAGCAAAGUUUGAAUGAGAUGUAUGUACAGAAGAUGGGAAUGCUCAAGAUUUGAGUAGUAAAAGAUGGGGGAAAACAAAAAAAAUGUUCUGUUUGAUCACAUUUAAUAUUAAUUCAAGAGGUUAAGUAAAGGUAUCAUGAAGAAGAUUGAUGACAUUUAAUUGGUCUCCCAUACAAUUUCAAUAUUUUCUACAUAUUAAAAGUCUCCCACUACCCUACCCUGCCCCCACCUUACCCCCACCCUACUCCCCACCUAAACAACACUACCCCACCUUACCCCACCUUACCUCACCCUACCCCACCUACCCAUACCCCACUUACCCAUACCCCACUUAGCCAUAACUCACCCUUACCCUCCUCCACCCUACCCUCCUCCACCCUACCCUCCUCCACCCUACCCUCCUCCACCCUACCCUCCUCCACCCUACCCUCGAGGUGGGAUGGGAGGAGGUGGGAGCCCUCCUCCACCCUACCCUCCUCCACCCUACCCUCCUCCACCCUACCCUCCUCCACCCUACCCUCCUCCACCCUACCCUCCUCCACCUUACCCCCCACUUUGCUCCUACCCUCACCCUACCCUCACCCUCACCCACCUUAAACCACCCUGUCCCACCCUACCCCCACCCUACAUGCACAUUUGUAUUAAAAUAAUCAAUUCAAACUAGCCCAAAACUGAUUUUAAAAUGGUUGGUUCAUUUUCAACAAUUUUCCAUGUUAUAUAUCCUAACUUUACAUUUCAUUACCUUGCUUUGAUUGUAUUUUUUUAGCAUAGCUUUUAGAUAUAGUUUAUGGGUUAUAUAUGUUAUUCCAUCCUAUUUUCAUGACUUUAUGUUUUUUUGGUGGAAGUUUUGUAUCUAAUACCUUUUGUGUGGCCGCUAUCUGGAACCUGUUUUAUAUCUCAAGAUUUUCUUAGUUUACAUAAACUUUACCACAGAGCUAUUUUAUCUGGCAUUAAAAUUUGUGUCUGUUUUGGUAUGACUUGAAGCCUUUUUUUUUUUAAAAAUAGAAGCAUCUCUGUGUCAUAUUUAAAGGCUUUCUGUCUACUCGCAUUUGUAGAGCCAAUUUUUGUGUGGACGCUUUGUUUGGGUGGUUUGAGUCUUCCUCGUUUGACCUAGAAGGUCGCCUGAGUUGAUGACACACAAUUACAGCUCUAAUAUGCAAGCUUGGUGGAUUGGGGUGGUGAGUGAUGGGGCAAUAUGAAAAGCAGGGAUUUUCUAUAGAGGGGAUUUUGUAAGCAUUCAAUUUUUAAAAUAAAUUAUUCUUUUGUGGAUCAUUUAUGAAUUAAAGUUUUCAAGCCAAAAAGUAGAGAAAAAAAACCCCAUUUUAAAAAAACACUUUCUUUGUGUAAUGGAUUUGUCAAAAUGUUAAGAGAAUAAUUUAAUAUAUUCUAGUUUGCUUAAAUCAGUAUUCGAAAGAAAGUCUUUAAAAAAAAAAAGUUGUAUUUUUAUAUUUGAAAUCUCUUGUUGGCAGUGAUUACAAGAAUGCCUAGUUGUGUAGAGUCAGACCCAUUAUCUCUUCCAGUCUUAAGACCGGAUAUUUUAGUUAUAUUUUACAUUUAUGCUGGUUUGCCUUUUUUAACAUUUUUUGUUUCUGUAGAUGUGCUUUUGUAUUUAAUUUUUGAAAGAAUCUUUAUUUGUAAAUCUGGUUAAUGUUCUGCCUGGUUUAUCAUUUGAAAAAAUAAGAAAAAUUAUGGCUUGGAUCAGACCCAUUGCUCUUUUUAUUUUGUUACAUAAGCCAAAUUUAAAACACUGGCAAGUCUGUUGUUUCAUUAGAAAUUAAUUUGCCAUAAUCAAAAUGCAAAACCAAUAAUGAGUGUAUGUUUACAAGAAUAGUUUACCAUUCAAACUUCUGCGUUGUUUCUUUGGUAGGAACAUGAAAUGCAUAAACAAUUUUUUUUAACAAUAGUCUUUUAUUCCUGGUGAUACACUUUAAUUAUUCUAUUGAAGAAUAAUAUAAGACCUGGUCAUAGUCUAAAAGCCGUAGAGGAAUUUCCUAGUGACAUUGCUUAUUACAUGGACAUUUUUACUUGUGUCCAAAACAGAAUGGGAAGGUCCUAGAAUGAGCUCCUUAUUUGUCAGCUUGUAUUCUUGACAUCUUGUGUCCAAAACAGAAUGGGAAGGUCCCAGAAUGAGCUACUUAUUUGUCAGCGUGUAUUCUUGACAUCUUGUGUCCAAAACAGAAUGGGAAGGUCCUAGAAUGAGCUCCUUAUUUGUCAGCUUGUAUUCUUGACAUCUUGUGUCCAGAACAGAAUGGGAAGGUCCUAGAAUGAGCUCCUUAUUUGUCAGCUUGUAUUCUUGAUAUCUUGUGUCCAAAACAGAAUGGGAAGGUCCUAGAAUGAGCUCCUUAUUUGUCAGCUUGUAUUCUUGACAUCUUGUGUCCAAAACAGAAUGGGAAGGUCCUAGAAUGAGCUACUUAUUUGUCAGCUUGUAUUCUUGACAUCAGUUUUAUAGGCUGUAAGCAUGGACUGUUGUAUCCCAUGAUUUGGGCUUGGACAAACUCACACUUAUGUUGUAACCUGCCUGAAUGGGACGCCCUUGUUUAGUGUCCUAAAUCAUUCUGUCUGUUUCGUGUGGUGCAUCCCUCACAAUUCUUCUGUGCAUGUCUGACCUUUAGCAGGUCGUCUAUUUGUGACUGUUUUACGAGAUUUCUCCUAUUUUUUUUAGCUUCGUCUGCCUUGUCUUGUAGCUCAUACAAAGAGUCCUUCCAUAGCACUUGCCUUUUCCUGUGUUUGUCUAGAUCAUUACUAUAGUUCUGUUUUCUCUGUUUUUUAAAACAGUUUCUAUAAAAAGCUCUGUGGACACAAUUAUUGAAUCUUGUGAGCUGCUCAGUGGUAAUCUCUAAAUAGCAACGUUAAAGCAAAAUUUUGCUCAGUUAAAUAGUCAUCCAAAUUAAUGUGCAUCUUUGUCAAGACUCGAAAUAAAUUUAUAUUUUCAUGUCAUAGAAAUAAGCCUCAGAAAUGAUACUUAUAAAAACUCAUGGACCUCCAUACAUUUCUCAGAAAUGAUAUGAAAACUCAUGAAAGUCCAUGCAUUUCUCAGAAAUUACACUUAUGAAAACUCAUGGAAAUCCAUGCAUUUCUCAGGAAUUAUACUUAUGAAAACUCAUGGAAGUCCAUGCAUUUCUCAGAAAUUAUACUUAUGAAAACUCAUGGAAGUCCAUACAUUUUCCAUUUCUGUGGCUCACCAAGGUAAACUCUUCAAUUCUUUUAGGGGGUUGGUCUCACAAGCCAUGUUUCUUUAUUGCAGGCGGUGAGAGAAAAAAGUGGUACCGCUAUGCAGACAACAUUGGCUCCCGCAACCCUUGGGUCCAGAAACUGUUCACAGAGUUCCGAGAAGAAGCCGUGAAGCUAAGGCGGGUCGUUGAGUCAUCUCCCAUGCAUUCGUCGUCAUCAGCUCCUUCCCUGCUUGCCAACCAGCCAAUGCCUUCAUCCCCUGGUGCUACCAACAAAAGAAAUCUUUCACCUUCAAACAGCAAGUCGGUUCAGUCAAGUCCAGGUACGUACGUCCAUUCACAACAGCAAGUCGGUUCAGUCAAGUCCAGGUAUGUAUGUCCAUUCACAACAGCAAGUCGAUUCAGUCAAGUCCAGGUACGUGCCAACCUGAUUGAGAUGAUAUAUAUUUAAAUAACAAGUGCACUUGUUGUUUUGAAUCAGGCCUUGGUUUAUUUUAUUACUUUCUCAAAAGAUCUUCAGUGUGGCUGUAAUCAACAGUUGUUAGAAUGACCAAUAGAUCUUGAGUUGUUAAAAUGACCAAUAGAUCUUGAGUUGUUAAAAUGACCAAUAGAUCUUCAGUUGUUAAAAUGACCAAUAGAUCUUGAGUUGUUAAAAUGACCAGAAGAUCUUCAGUUGUUAAAAUGACCAGCAGGUCUUCAGUUGUUAAAAUGACCACUAGAUCUUCAGUUGUUAAAAUGACCAAUAGAUCUUGAGUUGUUAAAAUGACCAAUAGAUCUUGAGUUGUUAAAAUGACCAAUAGAUCUUCAGUAGUUAAAUAACCAAUAGAUCUUCAGUAGUUAAAAUGACCAAUAGAUCUUGAGUUGUUAAAAUUACCAAUAGAUCUUCAGUAGUUAAAAUGACCAAUAGAUCUUCAGUAGUUAAAAUGACCAAUAGAUCUUGAGUUGUUAAAAUGACCAAUAGAUCUUGAGUUGUUAAAAUGACCAAUAGAUCUUCAGUAGUUAAAUAACCAAUAGAUCUUCAGUAGUUAAAAUGACCAAUAGAUCUUGAGUUGUUAAAAUUACCAAUAGAUCUUCAGUAGUUAAAAUGACCAAUAGAUCUUCAGUAGUUAAAAUGACCAAUAGAUCUUGAGUUGUUAAAAUGACCAAUAGAUCUUCAGUUGUUAAAAUAACCAAUUGAUAUAAUAAAUAAUAGUUAAGUUCUAAAAGUUUCUGCUAUUAAGUUGUUACAACUUCCAACAAUUAAGAUAACUCACUUGAUCGCUCACAACAACAAUGGGAGUUAAUCAUGAGUUAACAGUCAUGUUACAUAUCACAUUAUGUCUUUGUUACAAUUGGAGUUUAACCUAGAUAGUUUUACUUACUUUAUAUAAUUGACAAGGGGGCUUUGUUAUGUAUGCAUGAAUACAAACAUGUCUUUGUGUCAAUGACAGUUAGACCUAGAUAUGUUUACUUAUUUUAUAUAACAGACACAUGGGCUUGUUAUGUAUGCAUGGAAUACAAUACUAAACAUGCUCGUUAUAUGUCGACCAAUCAGUUGCAAUUAUUUGUUAACAUCAAGUUAAUUAAAUUGCUGCCUAUUAAACUUUUAAAAAAGAGCGUUUAUAAUAUCUAUGAAUAAAAUAUAAAUCCAUGAUGUAAAAUAUGGUUAAUCCACCUUACGUCAAGUUAAGUUUCACUGUCUCUCAGUACACGGCCCAAAUCAAGCUCAGAGAAAUUCCUUAGGUUCUAGAUCUGCCCAAGCUUCCCCCCAACACCAGGCUCAGGUCGCCCCACACCAGGCUCAGGUCAACAAGAGCUCCACCCGACUGUUGGAAAGCUGUUUUGUUUUCAAGGUUUGUCAUGUUCUUUAAUAAAAAAAAUAUACAUAUACCAGCUGUAAAGUACGGCGUGAUUCCUCAUUGUGGGCUUGUUUGGACUCUGGAGUGACCCGUUUUUCUGGGCUUUGGAUUGGCCUAUGCACCAUGUUGGCCUGCCUUGCCCACCCUGUGUUUUGUGUGUGCUUUUUGUGGACUUUGUUACCCAACCUAUCGUUACCCAACCUAUCGUUACCCAACUUAUCGUUACCCAACUUAUCGUUACCCAAUCUAUCGUUACCCAACCUAUCGUUACCCAACCUAUCGUUACCCAACCUAUCCAGCAGUCAUUAAAGUAUUUGCCAUUGUUCAAUGGUUAGAAUUUAUUAAUUGCCCACAAAAUAAAAUCGGGUUUCUAUAAAACACAAUGUAUUUUAUGCACAUGACAAAUGUAUGUUAAUUAAUUUGUAUGUAAUUGCCUUAUAUGCGCAGCAGAAAAUACAUUUACUAAAUGUUUCCAACUAUAAUUAUUUACCCAUUGGUCCUUGUUUUAUCUCAUUUUUCCAGCUCUAAAGUUGUAUGCCAAGGGAUUUAAUAUAAUUCAACCACCGUUACAAAUUAUUGUUAUCCUUGAAAUCACAACCACCGGUACAAAUUGUUACCCCUGAAAUCACAACCACCGGUACAAAUUUUUACCCUUGAAAUCAAAACCACCGUUACAAAUUGUUACCCCUGAAAUCAAAACCACCGUUACAAAUUGUUACCCCUGAAAUCAAAACAACCUUUCAAAUUUUUACCCCUGAAAUCAAAACCACUGUUACAAAUUGUUACCCCUGAAAUCAAAACCACCGUUACAAAUUGUUACCCCUGAAAUCAAAACCACCGUUACAAAUUAAUGUUAUCCCUGAAAUCAAAACCACCGUUACAAAUUGUUACCCCUGAAAUCAAAACCACUGUUACAAAUUGUUACCCCUGAAAUAACAACCACCGGUACAAAUUGUUACCCCUGAAAUCACAACCACUGCUACAAAUUGUUACCCCUGAAAUCACAACCACCGUUACAAAUUGUUACCCCUGAAAUCCCUUGGUGCGGCAACAUCCACUCUGGAAUUAUUGUUUUAGAUAAUAUAUCUAAACAAGCACACAAGAUUUUUCCAUAAAAAUAAUUCCAAAAAUUUAUUGCAAAAGGGACAUCCAAAGCCAUAUUUUAUGGCCAUGUUCAGAAAACAAUACACAGUAAAUACUAAAAAGGACAUCCAGUGCCAUAUUUCAUGACCAUGUUCAGGAAACAAUGGUAGGGAAAAUAUUUAUAAGAUUACUAGCAGCGGCGAUAUUUACUCUCAUGGGGCGUCAGGACCAUAUCCCUUUUGUAAGAGCAGACAUAUGUCUGAAUGGGGGUUAAAUAGCAGUGCUGUACACCCUUAUACAGGUCUGCACCAUGGUGCAUCCAUCUUCUGACUAAUUAUGUGUAAGUUUUGUCUUGAUGAGUUCACAAUGGAACACAACACACACCAUCUCAUUUAACCUUUUCACAUCCCAAACACUUUCCUUGGACCACCUGGAUCCAGGCAUUUCUGCCAUCCUACCCAAUCUUCGGAACACAUCUAUCAAAAAUAAUUUCACAGCAUCCUUCAUAAUUACCGACAUCGCAUUACUACAAUAAGGAUUGUAGUUUAGUGAACUAUUUAUUUUAAUGAUCGUUAUGUUGCCCUAAACAGUUUGAUCUCAUCAAUGUCCUCCAGCAUUGGCCAGUUGGUCUCAUCUGACACCUGUUCAAUUCAAUGUUUCCAGGUGGAAGACAUGACCAUCUACAUGGUGUCCAUGCCCGGCCAGAAGAGAACGGGGCCCAAGAAGUUGUUGUGCUCAGACAAGCAAAAGCUGCACUUGCCUCCAGAGAUGUCUAUGCUCCAUGUUGAGUACACAGACUAUUUCUUCCCCGAGGGGCUGGAGUAUCCAGGUAGGUGUUCCUGUCAUUUUCUCAACAACAGACAAUAAUUUAGUUCAAGGGAAUUUUUUUUAAACUAUCAUCCCUGACAGCUCUGGCAAGAGGAUAAGUCUGUUUUAAAUCCUUUAUUUUAACUUUUCUUUUGUUCGUGACUGACUAAAUCUUCUAGCAACUAAUUGACGCAAUUCCUGUCAACCUAUGGAGCUGAAACUUGGUACACAGACUCAUUUCCAAUGACAACACAUUCUUUCAAAUUUUCAGCCCCAACCCCAAAAAAUCAAAUUUUCUUGUUUUUCAAGGAGAAGAUGAAUGAAAUAGAGUGACACUGAUUUCACAAAAUAAAAAUCCUGAUGACUGCUUUAAGUGAGAUUCUUUUUAAAAAAAUAUCGCCAGUGCGUUUGGUGCGUAAUAUUUUCUUUUGUUUUUUUUGAAAUGGUGAAGUAAAUCUGCGGUGUAUUACCGGGUGGGUCAUUAGAAUAGACAGUGAGUCCAAGACAGUGAGUGGUAUACAUUACUUGUAUGUGUGUGACUUCACAGUACUUGUAUGUGUAUGACUUCACAGUACUCCUUGUGUGUGACUUCAGUGGUUGUAUGUGUGUGACUUCACAGUACUUGUAUACGUGUGACUUCACAGUACUUGUAAGUGUAUGACCUCACAGUACUCAUUUGUGUGUGACUUCACAGUACUUGUAUACGUGUGACUUCGCAGUACUUGCAUGUGUGUGACUUUACAUAACAUGUAUGGUUAAAUGGUGAGACCCUGUGUCACCAUGUGGAUGAAAUUGUUGCACCCACCAAAAUAUGUCAUGAUCCCUAAUGUCGGCUAUGCAGCAUUUUGUCAAGGCAAUGUCAUAAUUAAUUGACAAGUAGAACGUCAGGAUAGGCUGCAUCUGUAUUUAUUAUUGUCACCCAUCAUCCUCUAAAGUCAUGCGUUAGAUAUAUUGCAUUGUAACUACAGAACAUGGAAUAUGUUGCCAUUUUAAUGACUUCAUCAUUCAGUUAACAUUUGAUUUGGCAUGACUAAAGAAGCCUUAAUGUUAUGUCCACACAAUAAUUAUUAAAUUAAAAAGAAAAUAAAUCAUCAACUUGAAGCAAACAGUUCCAAGUCCAAGAAUGCAUUAAGUGUUGAUUUUACUCAAACCCUGGUGGUAUUGCACAUGUCCCUGGCCUGAAAGUCUAAAUGACAUUUUCAGCUAUGUCAUUCUGCUGGUCACAUGGUUUGAUUGUGCCUGGCCCUGUUUGAAGAUGGCUGAUUUCAGCAGGGCCCUGUCUCGUGUUGUCUUCUUUCUUACAUGCCAGGAAGGCCCUCCACAUGGCCUUGAUUUUUGUGUUCAUCAGGGCGUAUAUGAUAGGAUUAGUGGCGGUGUGAGACCAAGAGAUGUAGAUUACUGCAGUGUACACAGCCGGGGGGGUCCAUCUCAGGCAAGGAUCCACCGCGCUUGUCACCAGGAAUGGAAUGUAGGUGACGGAGAAAUUGAUGAGGAUGGCGCUGAUCAUUUUAAUGAGCUGUGCGUUGCGGGCCUGGCCUCUGAAUCUGACGGCGGCCUCCAACGCGGACGAGGUUGUCUUUCUUCUGGAUUUGAAGUGCACCAGGAAGAUGGACGAAUAGCAGUAGACUGAGACAAGGGAGAUGAAUGUGAUGAAAGCAAUGCUCAGCACGGCCUGGAACCCUAUCCCUCCAUGAGUGUUGAUAAGUGUGCAGUAGCCUUUCCGUGGGUCGUAGCCGUAUUGGUCCCACACACGUACUAGUGGCACAACAUAAAGGGCUGUGGAUAUAAGCCACGGCAGGCCUAAUAAAAGGAAUAAUUUCACCAUCUCCCAAUGAUGUGAGCCGGUGCCCUUUUUGGAAUGGUGCACUAUGGCCAUGUACUGGCUGAUGUUGAUGCCCAUGAGGGUUAUGCACUCUGUGGUUAUUCCCACAUACAGGACAUAGCCGAACCCCUCACAUACUAUGUCACCAAAGAGCCAGUUUUCGUGGAAGCUGUUCGCCGCAAUCAUGGGCAGGAUGAUCAGUGUGCUUACCAAGUUGGCCAGACAAAGGUCAACAAUCAAGGCCAUGGUGGGCCCGCUGCGGUACAGCCGGUUCUUGUAAAUUAAGUAGAUGGAGACGGUGUUGCCCAGUGUCCCGACCAGGCCCAGGAUCACGGAGGCAGCAAAGUGAAAGUUUCUCAAGUCUCUGCUCAUGGUGAAAGUCUCAUUGAGUGAACACAUGCCUUCGAGAGCCCAGCCGUAUUCACGACAGCAUCCAAAAUGGUGGCACGUCUAUAAUGUUGUCAUGAUUACCUGAGAGGAAAAAAAAUUAAUCAGGAAUUAGACUCUUAUUAGCUGCCGUGACCAAAAUGUUUACGUUCUGUCCGUACACAAUAAAGGUAUUGAGAAUGCUAAAAAAACAAUGAUGUUUUCAGCUUAAUCCCAUCGGGAUGUUUUUCUCAUGUUUCAAGUGAAGUGCGAGUCAAUGUUUCAUUCCAUUAGACACACCCACAAACAGGAUCUAUUGAAACCCCUUUGAAGUGAAGUGUAAAAAUGUUCUCCCUUUGAGCUAUCCAAGUAAAGUGUUAACAAAUCAAUGCUGUGUGGUUUAUGUGUUGUGGUAGCUGCCACCCAGCCCCCCUUCCCCCUUAUAAACACACACACACAAUGCCAGAAGAGAUAAAAGAUCUUUAACUUUGACAUUUUUUUUAGCAAAUUCAGUAGGGUAUUUAUUUCUGCCAUUAAGCAACAGUAAGCAGCUACCUAUUUCCCAGCAAUGUGGACACCCUAAGCUUCACUGCAUUAGGCAUUGGACAGUGGUUCCCAAACUAAAGCUUCACUGCAUAUGGCAUUGGACAGUGGUUCCCAAACUAAAGCUUCACUGCAUAUGGCAUUGGACAGUGGUUCCCAAACUAAAGCUUCACUGCAUAUGGCAUUGGACAGUGGUUCCCAAACUAAAGCUUCACUGCAUAUGGCAUUGGACAGUGGUUCCCAAACUAAAGCUUCACUGCAUAUGUCAUUGGACAGUGGUUCCCAAACUAAAGCUUCACUGCAUAUGUCAUUGGACAGUGGUUCCCAAACUAAAGCUUCACUGCAUAUGGCAUUGGACAGUGGUUCCCAAACUAAAGCUUCACUGCAUAUAGCAUUGGACAGUGGUUCCCAAACUAAAGCUUCACUGCAUAUGGCAUUGGACAGUGGUUCCCAAACUAAAGCUUCACUGCAUAUGGCAUUGGACAGUGGUUCCCAAACUAAAGCUUUACUGCAUAUGGCAUUGGACAGUGGUUCCCAAACUAAAGCUUUACUGCAUAUUGCUUAGGACAGUGGUUCCCAAACUAUUUUUCCCUUCAUUUUAAUUUUAGGAAGAUGAAAAAUACUCCUUAAAAAAAUAUAGCCGUUCAACUGAAAGUUCUAUAUCAACAACAUAGGAUGAAUCAACAGCCUAAGUUGUAUCAAUAGCAUAGGUUGUAUCAAAAGCAUUGGUUGUUUCCAGGGCAAAUGUAUCAGAAAUAGAAGAACUAGGCAUCCUAGACUUGAAUUCAUUGACAGGACAAAACAUUUUAACGUUUCGGCUUAGAGCCUUCAUCAGAAAACAAGACAAAAAGAAGUAUGACAAAUGUCAGGAUUCAGCCUGCAAGGCCAUGUCAUCCGGUCUGCCGACGGUAAUUGAACUUUCUUGAUAAAAUGUCUGGAACACGAUGGUGUGAUACAACUUAAAAUUUCAUUAUUAUGUUUAGAAUAUUAGAUCUUCACACGUGCGGAGACCUCCUGGCUGCUAUGCGCCGUAAUUUACCCUUUUCUAUUAUUGUGUCUUGAUUUUCUUUUUUUAUUACGGACCUGUUUACCCUCAAACUCCAAAAAUCGUACAAUAUCGUCUCAAAAUUGUACAGUACAGUACCUUAAUAUUAAAUAAAUAAACAUACAGUAUGUAAAAUUAAUAUAAUAACUAUCGACAUUGCAGUGCUUAGUGGGAUCGAGCUAAGAUCGCCACAAAAGUUAUCUACUAAAAGUAGAUGACCGACGUUUAUAAUACAAUCUGGGGUCACUUUGUUUUGCAGACAUGUAUUUGCUAUUGAUAUUAAUUUAUAUUGAAUGGAGGUACAGAGCACAUUAUCACAGUCUAUCACUGGUAAAAAAUAAAGUUACUCUGAUAUUUAAGGUGAUUCAAACUCGAACUCAGAUCAGCAUAAAACAAGAAGUAUUUAAAUAAGAAUUAAUGAACAAAUGAUGACAUCAUUUAAAAAAACUAGCAAGUAACUUGAGGUUUUUGUUUUUAGGGAAAGCUGGUUUAAAAAUAUUAUAAAAUAAGAAUCAAUUUCCAUUAAGCCUUUUCCCUCUAAUAUACUAUAGUCUGAUAACUACCACAAACCUGUAAAUGGGUGAAAGAAAGAGGAGUGUUGGAAACGUAAGAUGAAAUUAAAAAUCGUAGUUGCCACAGUUGAAACUAACAGCCCUUCGGCAAGUUCAGUUUUUCGGAGAAUAGAAGACCUUGGAGAGAACUUAGUGCUACAGAUAUGUGAGAAAUACAUGGUAUUCUCUGGCGCUGGAUGAGUCUACUGAUCUCUCACAACUUCUCAUGUUUAUUUAUGGUGUCAAUUAGGACUUUCAGAUAAUGGAAGAUUUGGCAUCCAUUUGCAGCAUGCAUGGAACAACUUGUACAUGUGAAGUCAACACAUCGAACAAGAGGGAUUGAUGAACAUUUGAAAACAAUUCUUUUGAUUGGAUGCAGGAAAUGCAAACCAAACAUUGAUGAUAUCUUGAAAGCCAAGCGUCGGUUUCACAAAUCUCACUAAACUUUUUUGCUGCUUAGUUUGUGAGAUUCGAAUAUGUGCGCACUAGGUCUGAUGUAACUAUCUUUUUGGCUAAUGUCGCCUUCUUUGCUAACUUUUUAGUAAAUAAAUAUUUUGCUUGUAUUUGUUUUUUUGCAUUGCACAGCACUCACCCAUGAUUAACAUGGAAUACUAAACCUUAGUUUUUCGUCUUUUAUCCCAGAGCUUUUGUUCUUGCUUGCAAGUAUUGUACAGAAUGAUUAUCCGGCCUGCAUUCGUCAAUUUUUUCCAUUAUCCCGCCCGCCGUGAAAAAAGUUUGGUGACCCCCUGAUCUAGAUCAAUAAUAAAACUCUUAACUGAAUUGUCAACUAAAUGAUCCUAAUGUUGGAUGAAUCAAAUGCCUUCAUCUAGAUCACUAAUGAAGCACAGAACACUGAGUUAAGCCUCUUCCACCUUCAAUUGUGGGGCGGAGAAUGGAAACUUUCAAAUCUCUCACAUUAAGCUUUACAAAUAAUUCAAGCAAUUUCUGCAGCUUCAGUUUCAAGCUAAGAAAACUGUCAUAAAUAUUCUUGGUAUAACAAGAUUGAGUUUAGUUUGUCCAAAUUUGGUUUGAGUACUUUAGGGCUACAUAACACAUUAAGAUCAACACAUUUAUUCAAAGUAACAUUUGACAACUAUUAUAAUCUGAGGCUUGUUCACAUUCUUGCUUGUUUUAUGAGCCAAUAUCUCAAUUAUAUGGGGCCAACUAACCACAAGUACUCAUUGGAAAAUUUCUGGUGUGUAGAGUAAGACUGUCAGAGAAAAAAAUCUAUAAUGAUUGGCCUCACCUGACUCCUCCUUGAAAUGACUUGAAUGGUAGAACUGUGUUUUAUGGACAUGUCAUUCCAAGACAUGUCAUUGUCUCACAUCAAAUGUCAAUCCAAGACAUGUCAUUGUCUCACAUAUUUCAAUCUCACUCCAAGAAAUGUCCCACACCAUCUCCCACUAUAAAACCUGUGUUUAAUCCAGUAGCCAUAUAACAACCAGUCCAGAGUUUGCACAUUUACUGAUUGAAUCAAGGACAGAGAGUGAGCUGUGAAGGUGGUGGCUGGGGUCCAAUGAUUCUCACAUAGUUACAGUCAGCCCAGAGUUUGCUCAUUUACUGAUAGAAUCAAGGACAGAGAGUGAGCUGUGAAGGUGGUGGCUGGGGUCCAAUGAUUCUCAGAUAGUUAGUCAGCCCAGAGUUUGAUCAUUUACUGAUAGAAUCAAGGACAGAGAGUAAGCUGUGAAGGUGGUGGCUGGGGUCCAAUGAUUCUCACAUAGUUACAGUCAGCCCAGAGUUUGCUCAUUUACUGAUAGAAUCAAGGACAGAGAGUGAGCUGUGAAGGUGGUGGCUGGGGUCCAAUGAUUCUCACAUAGUUACAGUCAGCCCAGAGUUUGCUCAUUUACUGAUAGAAUCAAGGACAGAGAAUCAAGGACAGGGUGUGAGCUGUCAUGAUGGUGGCUGGGGUCCAAUGAUUCUCACAUAAUUACAGUCAGCCCAGAGUUUGCUCAUUUACUGAUAGAAUCAAGGACAGAGAAUCAAGGACAGGGUGUGAGCUGUCAUGAUGGUGGCUGGGGUCCAAUGAUUCUCACAUAGUUACAGUCAGCCCAGAGUUUGCUCAUUUACUGAUAGAAUCAAGGACAGAGAAUCAAGGACAGGGUGUGAGCUGUCAUGAUGGUGGCUGGGGUCCAAUGAUUCCCACAUAGUUACAGUCAGCCCAGAGUUUGCUCAUUUACUGAUAGAUUCAAUGACAGAGAAUCAAGGACAGGGUGUGAGCUGUCAUGAUGGUGGCUGUGGUCCAAUGAUUCCCACAUAUUUGCCAUAAUUAAAUAACAUAAAUUUAAUAAGAGCUUUAAGAGGAUAUUCUUUUUAAAUUAAAAAAAAAAUAAUAAUAAAGAGAGCAAAAAUUGAGCCAUAAAUAUAAGAAAACAACGUAUAGAUGGAAAACACCCCACUUUGCCACUCCCUAAUGUACUCACUAUUAAAUGCUUCUCAAGCACAACACUUAGAACUGUUUAAAAGAAAUAAACUCAGGAUCCCAUCCCAUGGAACACAAUUUAAUUUUGAUAACUUAUAAAAGGUUCUCUCUUAAUUUAAUCAAAACAUUCAAUAUUUUAUGCAGUACUUUCUCAGUUCCAUUUGAAGAAAAAAAUCCUUUUAAAAAAAUGACAGGUCGGAUUUUUCCCUCAUCCUAUUAACAGCAAAACAAAUUUCUGUCCCCAUUUGAAACAGCAUUUAUUUGACACAUCUGACGGCCAGUCCAACAGCCACUCGGCCAGUCCAACAGCCACUCGGCCAGUCCAACAGCCACUCGUACUUCUGACAGACAUGCAAACCUGGCAGUCAGACACAUGACUGGUCCUACCCUUUUUCCAAUCAGAUCUAUGGCAGUCUUAAGAAAACUGACAUUGGAGAUAAUGAGCACACAGCCAUGAUGUGGCUACAGAAGAAUAGGACUGGAAUUACGGCUUGGAGAAUGCUAUAGAAUUUUACUGUUUUAAUAACAACCCGGAGAUGUGGUGCAAUAAGGUGGUUUGUUUCUCUGAUGUUUGUCCAUCUAUAAUGCAUGUAAGUUGUGUUACGAUACACAAGCAGACCAAUGAGUUCUGUUUGAAAACACCAGGACACAGUGUUUACCUAAGAUGGAUCCUUAGAUUACUGACAGGCUGGUGGAGAUUUGUUUACUCAAGCAUCCAACAAAAGUUGAUGACAUAAAGCAUUUAUGGUAGUUCAAAUAUCAUGUUCUUUUAUGACGGCUUCAACAUCACUUGCUUAUACAUAUAUAUAUAUAUGUGUGUGUGUGCAUGUAUGUAUACAUGUUUCCUAGUUGUGUUAUCUGUGAGUGGCAUCUGGCUAUGUUGUGUUAUCUGUGAGUGGCAUCUGGCUAUGUUGUGUUAUCUGUGAGUGGCAUCUGGCUAUGUUGUGUUAUCUGAUUCUGUGAGUGGUAUCUGGCUAUUUUGUGUUAUCUGUGAGUGGCAUCUGGCUAUGUUGUGUUCCCUGUGAGUGGCAUCUGGCUAUGUUGUGUCCUCCGAGUGACAUCUGGCUAUGUUUGUGUCCUCUGAGUGACAUCUGGCUAUGUUUGUGUCCUCUGAGUGACAUCUGGCUAUUGAGUGGCAUCUGGCUACAGUGUGUCUUAUCAGCAUUAGGUCAACCAUAGUUUUGAUUAACAACCAGCCCUUCCUUAUCAGUAAUUGUAUUCUUGGUCUUUUCUUUGUGGUGUGAGCACACUUGAGACAAGGGCUGGAAUACUUGACAUUGUGAUAAGCUCAGUGGCAGGACUUAACAGUUAGAUGUGCAUCCAUUUCAUCCCACGCCAUGGAUUACUCUCCCUAACGUCCAUCCUUAUUCCAUCUUUUGAUAGAACUGUAUUUGAUGCCCCUAAUGGUCAUGGAACAGAUUCCAUUGUUGAAUAAUGAUUUCAAAAAAUGAAUGGUUUGAACCGUGAUCGUAAGAAUGAACGUCCAACCAAAUAACAUGCAAGCUGUUCUUAACUUCAAAGAUUGACUUCUAAUUUUAAAAUCUCCCACAAUUCCUCACCCACUUUUCAGGAUGUUACAUGAUGUGUUCUUCUGGUGCCCAGUUUUCAAGCCAAAAAUGAAAUGACCAUUUGGUCCUUACUUCUGAGAAAUGGUUGGCAAUAAGCUGUUGACAGAAAUAGUUAAUCCAUAAUUAAUUGCAGGUUAAUUGAUGCUCUAAUGAAUGUUUACAUCCCUAGGAUAUCUCUGCUUAAUCCAGGGGCUUCCUCAACUCUUUGAAAGGUUCAGUGAUUAGCACAUUUGGUCAACACACCAAGUAGUUUUGUCAUGCUUGAUGUUCACAUGUUUAACUCAUCCCAUUGAUGGGUUGGUUCUCAAACUUGUUGAAUCACUUAAACUCAUACUUUGUUGGAGUGGUUCUCAAACUUGUUGAAUCACUUAAACUCAUACAUUGGUGGAGUGGUUCUCAAACUUGUUCAAUCACUUAAACUCAUACAUUGGUGGAGUGGUUCUCAAACUUGUUCGAUCACUUAAACUCAUACAUUGGUGGAGUGGUUCUCAAACUUGUUCGAUCACUUAAACUCAUACAUUGGUGGAGUGGUUCUCAAAUUUGUUCGAUCACUUAAACUCAUACAUUGUUGGAGUGGUUCUCAAACUUGUUCAAUCACUUAAACUCAUACAUUGGUGGAGUGGUUCUCAAACUUGUUCAAUCAGUUAAACCAGAGGUCUCAAACUCAAAUCAUUUGGGGGCCGCAGGAGGUAGAGUCUGAGUGAGACAUUUUUUCACAAAAAAAGAAAAAAUGCAAUUACAAAAUAAUUACAAUUAAAGGGUUCUCAAGAACAAGGCUUCACUUUCUUCCUCCUACUCCGUGUUGUCAGAGGCCUGGCAGCGCUUCUUCUUACACAGCUUAGAAACAUUUUGCUUGAGUGAAGAAGCAACUGAGACCCUCAAUAUAGAUUGAAGAUGCUCGUCAGUAAGUUUCGUUCUGAACUUUGACUUGUUAAAUUUCAUAGUGGAAAAGAGCUUUUCACACACAUAGCUACUCCCAAAAGGGCACAUGAUCCGCUUGAACAACCUGGAAAUCUCAGGGAAGGUGGAGGACAAUGCUCUCAUAAAUUGUCCAUGCUAGACUGUCUUUCCAUUCAUCUCCCUUAACUUAGAAUUGCACUGAAGAUCAAUCAGCUCCAUUUGAAGUGCAAGGAGGAGGGCAUCUUCCACAUUAAUGGAGAAAGGGUCAGCAAAAAUUUAAAAAAUGGCUCUGUGUGUUUUAAGUCUAAAAAUAUGUGAUCAAAUUCUUUCUGUAGCUGUGCAAAGUGCCUGAAUCCAUGAGUACUUUGCAUGUUGGGAAAUGGCAGAGGUUUCUAUCAGUUUUGUGCGGAAUGCCCUGACAUUGUCAUAGGCAACACUGACAAGCUGCCCCUGGUCUUGUAACUUCUUGUUGAGUACAUUCAGCUCCUGUGUAAUGUCAACAAGAAAAGCCACUUCCAUGAGCCAUUUGGGAUCACUUAGUACAGGAACAACCACCCCAUCCUUCUCCAUGAAGUCUUUAGAUCCUAAAACAUGUUCAAACAAUAUGCAGGAGACGGCAAUAUUUAUGAAUUAUUGAUGCGAAGGAAGAUGCUAUUGUAGGAAGAAUGAAUUUUGAUUUUUGAUCGUAGAAAAGGCCUUUUGACUAAACUUACUUUAAAAGUCAUCUAGAUGACAAGCUCGGGAUUUUCCUCACUCAUAAACACUAGCGGCGAUUUUAAUUGGGACUCUUUGAUACUGUGUCAGAUUGCUACGAUCUACACAAUUACGGUUGUGCUUUACCCUCUAACUGACCUUUAAAACUUUUCUCAAAACAGCUCUUUGGUCAAUACGGUCAUGUUUGUCGAAUAAAGUGCUAUAAAAUUAAAACCAUUUUAAAACGGUUUUUACCAUUCUAAUCAACGUCCAAAUCUAUACAAACAUAAUACAAAUCAGAAUGUUGUCUACCAUCUUUUCCAGCUAGAUAUUAUCUCCUAGAUGUAUAUUGGCUUGUGUUUUUUAUGGUUGCAAGGGAUGAAAGACCUUGAAAGGGUAUGCUUGUUUGUAGUUUUUUGUAGCGUUGCGUUUUGUAUUUCAGUGUGGUCAAAUAGAGAUUGUUUCGUUUAAUAUGGUUGACUUUGUAUCGCGCUUCGAUAAAGCAUGAUUUUUUUCAAAUAAACUUUAUUAUUAUUAUUAUUAUUAUUAAUAAUAUACUAGUCGUUGAGAUUCGACUGAAACUGUCGUGGACGGUCACAUUAUAGAUGUGAGAAGGGGGAAAACGCGCGGGCUGCAUUAGCACUAAAUCUUGCUGUCAUGUAGCGGACUGCAAAAUAUCAUCUUGUGGGCCGCGAGUUUGAGACCCCUGACUUAAACUCAUACAUUGUUGGAGUGGUUCUCAAACAUGUUCAUUCACUUAAACUCACACACUGUUGGAGUGGUUCUCAAACAUGUUUAUUCAUUUAAAUUCAUGGUUCUCAAACUCAGAACAUUUAAUUAACUUAUCAAAUUCAUGUAGUUGUUAUAAAUCUUGUUCAGCACCAGGACACUUCUUUAACCAGUCAUAUUGAUGUAGUCGAUCUCAAACUUGUUCAGCCCCAGGACAGUUCUUUAACCAGUCAUAUUGAUGUAGUCGAUCUCAAACUUGUUCAGCCCCGGGCUGCAUAAAUUAAUUAAAUAUUUGAAAAGUAGCUUAACUUAAAAGACAAUAAUAUUUUAUACUUUUUACACUAGAAAAAUUAAAUGUUUCCAUAUCUAAAACCAUAAUGAGGACUUGAGUUUAUAUUUUCCCACGGAGAGGAUUUCUCCAUUAAUUGCCAGAAUUGAUCUUAUUUAACUUAUCUGACAUUCUGAACUAAAGAAUAAUUUAAAUGAUAAGUGGUUUAUGAAAUGGCUUACAAAACAGAAAUGCUUGAGAAACACUGAACUUAAAAAUAAAAAAUUUGCAUCACAUAGAAAAGAAUAAUAAAAGAAAAGAGCUGGGGGGUGGAAGAGGGAGUUGGGCGGAAUAGUUUAAUCAGUAAAACAUAAAAGCCCUGAAAGUAUGAAUAUUUCAUAUCCUUGAAAACCUUUGUUUGCCCAGGAUGGCUGUGGGAGCAUUGAGUUUGUUUGAUGAGAUUUGUCUAAUACUUGUUUGUAAAUGCUUGUUUUAAAAACUUGACAUUCAUCCAUUGGCAGCCUUAAAAAAGGUUGGCCCAUUCGUCAAGACAACUCAUGCUGCCAAAGGGAAAAACAAAUACGUAAAAAUAAUGGAUCAAUAAGCAAUAUAAAAUAAAAGGAAGAAAACAAAAUAAGUGAAACAAUAAGUUUAAAGUAGAAUUAAGAAACAUCUUUUUGGUCAAUAGCAUAAGUCAAAGCUUUGUUUGCUUUUCCAAAGAAUAGCCGUUGCAAAAAAGGUUUCCAUUUAUUUGGUGUUGGGGAAAAUGUCAUUAUAUCUGGGUUUAAAAAAAUUGCUUUGGCUUAUACAAUCCAGAAAAUGAGAUAGCUAGCCCAGUAGUCUACUACAUAUAACACAUCUCUGGUGAUGAUAGCUACCCCAGUAGUCUACUACAUAUAACACAUCUCUGGUGAUGAUAGCUACCCCAGUAGUCUACUACAUAUAACACAUCUCUGGUGACGAGUGCAUCGAUGAGCCUGAUGAACUGAUGGAAAUUGUUGUUUUGUUUCAGUUCCACACUCCAACAUUUACGUGAUGGUCAAUCCUGUCCGUGUAACAUUGGACUUCCUCACACUGCUGUGGUCAAACGUUUUCUUGCUGACUCUCUCCAACUCCCUGGUAAGAUAUGUGUAUCAUGUUAUUUGUACCAUCAUGUUAUUUGUAUAAAUGAGACUUAUCUUCUUUGAAUACUUGUAAACAUCCCAGUUCAAAAGGGGUGGGGGGGGGGAUUUAUUAUCUAAUGCCUUUUACUUUGUAGGAAUAUAAAAAAAAAUUUAGUGUUAUUUAUUUUUCAAAUCAGAAGGCUACAAAUAAAAAAUGUAACAACAAAAUUAAAAUGAAAAUUUCAGUUGUUUUGAAAAAUAAAAUAAAAUGUUUAGAUGUUUUUACAUCUCAUCUAAAUUGAAACACCCAACUUUUUUUGUAAAACAAUAUAUAGAUCUUUGUGCUGGUCUUUACACACUUGGUGCUAAUGUCAUGUGUAACAUCUCCAUGAAGGUAUUUACACACUUGAUGAUCAUGCCCUGUGUAACCAUCUCCAUGAAGGUAUUUACACACUUGAUGAUCAUGCCAUGUGUAACCAUCUCUGUGAAGCUAUUUUCCUUGUUUAUUAAAACCACAAAGCACAAAUUGAUAAAUUCUCCAUUUCUUAACUUUGAUGAUCAGGACAUGGACUUUGAUGACAGCGCACCCAAGGAACAUGUGGACAUUAAAGCAGAAUUUCUCAUGCCAAGGGUAGGUCAUCUCAUGCUAAGGGUAGGUCAUCUCAUGCCAAGGGUAGGUCAUCUCAUGCCAAGGGUAGGUCAUCUCGUGCCAAGGGUAGGUCAUCUCAUGCCAAGGGUAAGCCAUCUCAUCCCAAGGGUAGGUCAUCUUGUGCCAAGGAUAGGUCAUCUCAUCAAAUUGUUUCAGUUCUUACUUGUUGCAGAAAUAAAUCACUCGCUAGUUUGUCUAUCUUCCUCACUUUCAUUUGUCAUUAAAAAGCUGGGAGAUACCUCUCAUCACUCUUCCCUUAAAUACUUAAGUACAGAAGAGAAUUAUGUCAGAAAAUUUUGUCUAUUUGAACAUCUCAUGUGACUUCCAUCCAUUUUCUACUUGCAGGUAAUUGCCCUGGCAGAAGAGAAAAUUGACAAUCAGCCUGACAGGCCCGAUGCAGUCCAGCUCCAAAUAUCUAAGCUGGUGGUCAGCAAUCGACGUACGGAGGACAAGAUGACCAGGGAAGAUCUCAAAGCAUUUCUCAACCAGUACAAUGCAGGGAAACUCUUUUCACAAACAGAAUUUCCAAAUGAUGACGAUCAUCAUGGCCCGGGUGAAGAGUGGAUCCCGGCAAGCAUCCGAGACCACGCUCUGGCCAAGGAUGACCCCUACAUCGAUAAAAGUGAGGAGCUUGUUUUUAUCAUCUCUACAAUUUAAUACAAGUUUGAAAUAUGAAAGAUUCAGAUAGAAACUCAGCUGACUGCAUUAACACGGUUGUUGUCAACCUUCCUAAUGCCGCGGCCCUCGAAUAUGGUUCCUCAUGUUGUGGCGACCCCCAACCACAGAGUUUUUUUUGCGUGGCUACUUCAUAACUGCAGUGUAAAGUAUUUUCCGAUGGCGUAGGUGACCCCUGUGAAAGAGUUGUUCGACCCCCAAAGGGGUCGCUACCCACAGAUUGAGAACCACUGCAUUAACAAGUUUGUGUUGAACACUGAAAGAGUCUAGCAAUCUGCAAAUCUCAAUAUAGAGUUUUAAAGGUUUGAAAAUAUGAGUCAGGCCAGGCACUUAGAUCAUUAGUUUUAAAGUUUUGUGACCAAGCACUUUUUCUUUUAGCCUGGCAAGGUUCAUGAGACUGAGAGAUUCUUGAUGCUUAAGACAAAACUGCCACAGUAAACAAUGAAUUUGGAAAGCUUAGUGCUCAGUGCAUUUUUAUGGACAACAUUAACUCAGCCACACACCAGAUUAGAGAAACAAGAUAUAUUCCUACAUAGACAUAAUAACUUUUUUUCUGUUUCAAGAUGACUUUAAACUAAAACCACUAAAUCACGAGUCUCCAACCCAUUCCAUCUACAUGGGCUUAACUGUACACUCUGCUCAGGGUGCAGAGAAACCAAUAUCUAAGAUGCAUUACUGUCCUCCUUUUAAAACCUAACAUUCUUUCAAUUGUUGGUUUCAGCUGUGAAGGUAUUACUAACAUUCUUUCAAUUGUUGGUUUCAGCUGUGAAGGUAUUACUUACAUUCUUUCAAUUGUUGGUUUCAGAUGUGAAGGUAUUACUAACAUUCUUUCAAUUGUUGGUUUCAGCUGUGAAGGUAUUAUUAAAUCACAACACGAGCGGCUUAAAACUAUCUCCGUCAGAUGCCAGCCUGCAGGACCCCCACCACGUCCACCACCACCUCCCCUUUCAUCAGCUCAAUUGUAACAGUCUCAAACGUCUGGCAGACUCCGAUAUUUGGUCUGCCGCUGCUGACCAGGUGUGGCUCGAGUUUUUGGGUGUUCCAAACAGUAAGAACCGACCCGCUCCAUUUGUGGAGGCUGUACCAAUUACGUUGUGGCUGAGCAGCAGGAUUGACCCCAAACAGUGCGACAACGUCACAAGAGCGUUCCACAACAAAGUGAACACUCUGAACCCAGCCACCCUUAACCCAACAGCCAGGAAUGGAGAAUUACACCAAGGAAUCAACGCCAGUCAGGCACCAUUGGGUCCGGUCAGCACACAGUAUGUCUUUGAUAACCCGGACAUUCAAUGUGAUAAGAAUGGUAGUGAUCAUCAUGGUGACACCAGGCACGUUUCAGGCUCUGGUGACAAACAUGUACCACAGAGACAACAAGACGGCACCGACCACAGACAUCAUGCCCACGAUGGGAAUAGCUCGGCAACAUCCCAUCAGAAGUAUCCAUUUCAAGAAGAAGACAGACGGCCAACAAAACUUUCCAUAUCGGGCUGUGAUAGCAAUGGAUCUCGAGCGAACAAUAAAAAGUUAUCUCGCGCAGACUCAUUCCAUGAGAGUGACCACUCACUCCCAGAGUGCCCCUCUCACGUGAAAGCACGCGGGGAUGAUAUUUAUGAAAGAGCGGAGCAGUGCAGUGACAGACGGAGAGGGCGGCAGAAUGCAGAUUCUGACGUUGGUUAUCAUCAGUCUCGGCACAGAAAAGAAAAACACAGAGAGGAUUCCAGAUCAAACUCGAGCCCUCCCCUUCUACCCACAGAGUCUUACAGUAGGAGAAGAGAGGAAUCAAGGGAGAGGGUUUCAAAAGAAAGGAGAAUGAGGCACAGCAGCAGUUCUAGUGCUGAAGGGGGAGGUGGUAGAAAAUCUGGAGAGGUUGAUGGAAGAUCCAGCGGUGAAGGUCAGGUGAGCUCAGAUUCCUUCAGGAGUGCGGAGGAGAGAAAGAAUGGAAGAGAUGGGCGGAGGAGUGAGGAGUAUUAUUUUGAUGAGGAAAGGGUGAAGCCUAAGAGAAGAGAAGGGAGUUCAGGAAGAUCAAAGGAUGAUAGGUUUCAUAGAUCUGGAAGUCGAGAGAGGAGGGUUUUUUAUGAGAGGCAGGUCAAAGAAGCCAACCGGAGGUCACCCAAAGAUGAGGAGGACAGAGCAUCACCAAGGGAUGUUUAUGACAGGAAGUCUGCCCGAGAUAGAAGCAGAGAGACUGUAGAGAGAAGACGUGAUAUGCUGGAAGGCACCAACUUUGAACGAUCAUCUCUAAAGUCCAACAAGCGCGACCAGAUGGAUGGCAUUCCCUUAAGCCGGCGGCUAUCACGAGAUCGUGAUGGAGGCAUGAGUGAUGAUGCUACAGACAUUCGACGCAGACGGCACAGGUCACAUAGUCGAGGAGGUGAGUCCGACGCCUCCAGGGAGAAGAGGGUCACUGACGGGGACCAUGGCAGGUCGAGGUACACACCAGAUGAUCCUGAAUUCAGGACAAGGGCAGGGGAUCCAGUAAGGUCUAAGAACUCUGAUGCAGACUGUGACAAUGAUCGAUUCAGUCCAGCAUCACACAGUUCUUUGGAGACACUGGGCCGAGACGGUGGUCAAAGCCUAGUAGCAGACGAACUCAAGGCGGGCAGCAAUCAAAGAGAAGAAAAUACAGACUCAAGACCAGAUGAAACAUGGGACCGGACCAGCAAAAGACUUCCUCCCGAGGGGUGUAAAUCACAAGAGGACGUCUGCUGUGGAUCAGGGGGGUCCAAGACUCGGCCGGAAGUCGAGAGAAAUAUCUGCGUCCUGACCAAGAUUUACGACAAGCUGAGAAUUCAGCUGAACCACUUCCAGUACUUGUUCCUGUUACGACUCUCCGAGUCAUUUGCCGCCUUUCAAAACGAUCUCACCUCCAAUCUCGGCUCUCUGACUUCCGGCGCCUCAAAGAAGCAAUCCAUCACGGAGGCCAGUCAGGCCCAGCCGCCGGCAAUCACCAUGAUUCCUCUCAUGAUCAAAGAGCUGGAGUUUGCUGUGGUCUGUCCAUAUCAGAUGCAC
Lymnaea stagnalis (great pond snail) is the source of this 92695-nucleotide messenger RNA. NCBI's taxonomy places the organism in Eukaryota, Metazoa, Mollusca, Gastropoda, Lymnaeidae. The record is from the annotation of a GenBank genome assembly.